AUGAUGGAAUCGAGUACUAUUCAUGUAUUAUAUUUUAUUAAUUAAUUCUAUAAGGAAUUAACUUAUUUAUGGACUUUAAUACCUCCUUGUUAACAUAUUUUAUUUUGUAGAAAUUCGACGAUGACUUAAAAUAUAUACGUCACAUACGAAAAAAAGCAGAGAAUUAUGUUCAUACAAAAUUAUCAUCUUCCCAUAUUACUGACAAUGCUAGCAAUGCCAACUUUAGCAAUAAUAAACCUAAAGGUAAAUUCAAUUAAUAUUAAAUUUAUAAAAAUGUAAUGCAACCAGGGGCAGACUUGUAACACUGAUUUCCAGUAUUGGCUUGCUGGAAUACAUUAGUAAAUCCAUUAAGAUUAGUUAUUUAUUAAACUUGAACUGAAUAACACAAUAAUCUACUUUGUCCUUUCUUAGUUUGACCCUGGAUGCAGUCAAAAAAUAAUAUUUUAUGUAAACAUUAAAAUUGUACAGUCAGUGCAAUUUAAUAAUUUUAGUAAUUUUUUUUUAACUUUAGUUUUUAAAUUUGUUGAGUUCCAUUAUUUGAUGAUUUUAAUUGAUAGUUCAAGUAUUUUAAUAAUAGCUAUGUUAACUAUUAAGUUAGUUACAUUUAACCUUUUUUAAUAUUAGUUACUAUGUAGGUAUUUUGUUUUAUUAUAUUUCUUUGUGUAUUUCAAACUAUUACAUUUAUUUACCUGACUUAAUUUCAGUUUAUAAUAAACAUAUCGUCAAUAUGAAUAUUUGUUUUGUUUACCUAUGUGUAUAGAUUAUUGUAAUUUGAUCAGUGGUACAACUAGAAUUUUCUUUUUGAUGAGAGUGUCCACCUAGUUCCCUAUUAUAGUAAAUCUUUUUUAAUGAUCAUGAAAUCUGUUUAUUUCUAUUACUAUGGUUCAGUGGGAUGUCCAUACACCCAAAAUUCCUCCUUGGUUGUCCUCUAAUAUUUGCUAUAACUGAAUAGGUUGGUACUACAGUAACAGUUUCUACUGUGAUAUUAAAAACUUAAAUACUUUAUAAUUAUAUUGGUUUUAUAAAGUUAUUAAUUUUAUAAAAUUAAAAAUGUUGAUAUACAUCAUUAAUUGUGAGAUCUAAGAUUAUAAAAAAUAUUUUGCAUACAGAACCUGGGUUGUACAUGUCACUUUUUUAAUUUUAUCUAUUGUUGAAUCUUUGAGUAAAAGUUGUUAGGUACAUUUAUAAUUGAAUUUUAGCAGUGAUACAUAAGAAUUGUUCAAAUGUGCCAAAAAAAAAAAAACCAUCAAUCUAACUGUAAAUAGGUACAAAAUUUUUAAAUAAAUGUAAAUCCUACUUACAAUUCAAUAAUACCUAUACUUUUUUGAUCUAUAUAACAUUUGUUACCUAAUAUAAUUACUAUGGUUUGGAUAAUCAUAAGUUGUAAGAGAUUCAUAUUUUACUAUAUCCUCAAUUUAUAGUAGAUCAAGCAUAAAAUAUUCUCUGCAAAGAAAUUCAAAAAUUAAAAAUGUUCAAUGUAUGUGCAUAUUUUAAAAAAUAAGUGUACAUUUCUUACAUUUUAUCAGGUAAAAUAAAACUUAUAUUUUCUAAGUAUGUAUUGGAAAUAUAUUUUUCUUAGAUAAUGCUAUUCACUAAACUAUUUGUUCAGUUCAAGUAAUAUCAAAUUUUAACCAAUUUCCACUACAAUUUUUAAAUAUCUAUAUAAAUAAUAUAAUAUAUUAGUGUAUUGAUAACAGAGUUAUUUUUAAUGAAAAAUAUAUAAUUUAAUUUAUUAAAUGUAACUAACAAUAAGUUAUAAGCUAUUUCAACUCCUAUAAUAUCUGAAGUUCAAUAGUUACCAUUAAUACAGCCCAGUUGUUCAUCAGUAAUCACUUGUUAAUCUUAUGGACAUAAUUAAAAAUGAUUGAAAUAAGUUAAUUAAAUUCAUUUAAACAAUACAAUUUAAACAUAUGAGAAUUAUAAUGUUCAAAUCCUUAAAGGUAUAUUUUUAUAUUUUAGCUUCUCAUAAUUAAUAAUUAGCUGUAUAUUAUGAAAUAUAACUGUGAAGUAUUAAGUAGGUAUAAUAUAUAAAAUGUGAUACCUAUUAUACUUAAUAUUAUUAAAGCACUUUACUAAAAAUCAAUGUAUACAGAAAAUAUAUUUUCUGCACAUAUUAGUAAUUAUUCUUACGAUCAGUUAAUUAUUUAUAUUAGAUUUUAUCAACAAAUUAACAAAAACUUUUCAUACUAGAAGAUCAAAUAUUAUUAAGGAUAUUUGAAAAAAAAGGUUGCAAUUUAUAUACUUACUCAGUUAUAAAUUCCAAAUUAUUAUAGUAUAAAGUAUAAACCUACAAUGUAUAACACAUAUUGUUAUCAGUGACAACUAUUACCAAUUUACAAUAUUUAUGAAACAGUAUAUAAGAUAGCUUCUACCGAUCAUGGCUUAGAGUAUAGACUUUACUCACCAGUCAAUAUAGUAUGUAUAAUAUACUAGGGUUAACCUGAUUUAAGGGAAUUAUAUAAGCUUAUUUUCUUUCUUUGUCCAUCAUAUAAGCAUUAUAACUAUUUGGACUAAUUUUCCUGCAAUCAAUCAUGUAAAUAUUAAGAUUUCUGAACAAAUUUAAAUUCACUAUGAAGUAUACAUAAUGUUAGUAUGGCUACCUUGUCAAUUUCAUUUAAAAUUUUUUUUUUUUGUACAUUUUCAAGUUUUCAAAUCAAUUUAUCAGAAAUUAAUAACCACAAAUUGAAAAAGUGAACCAAUCGGUUCUCAUGUAUAUGUACACUUAUUGCUUAAUUUAAAUCGUUAUCAGAAUUUCAAUUUUAUUUGUUUUUACUUUUGAAAAGAGUAAAAGGUUUAUAUUAUUAAUUUUGUAUACAAGUAUUAAUAUGUAUUCAUUUACUUUCCUAUGUUUUUUGGAUUACAAAUUGUACAAUGAUUCUCAAUUAAAUUUGAAAAACUGAAUAUUUUAUCUAAUAUUCAUGUUAUAGUGGUUAAUUUGAUGCCAGAUUUAAAAUAGUUAUUAAAAUAUCUAAUAACGGUACCUGUUGUUAAGUUUUAAGUUACUAAUCAAAAUGUAUAAACUUUUGAUUAAGUGCCUAUGUAUAUAUAUAUAUAUAUAUAUAUAUAUAUAUAUAUGAAUUGUACAUGAAUUUGUGAACACUUAAAUGUUUAAUAUUAUCUAUAGAAACAAUAUAAAAUUAUAACUUAAAGAAUAGGUUUUUAAAUCUAGUAGGUAUGUUUAAAUUGAGAAAUAGUAUACAAUGUAUUUGUUAAAACCAGGUACCUUUAGGUCUUAACGCCCUUCUAACUGAGUUAUUUUGGCCAUUAUGCAACUACUUAAUUUUGAGUGUAAAAAAGACAAUUUAUUAUUAACUAAAUAUGAAAUGGUGAACUUAUAUACUUGGUAUUAUACAAAUUAGUAUUGUCGUGUAAUCAAAAGUUGUUUUUUUUACUAAUCUUUUAUUUUGAAAUAAAAGUUUUUCACAUGACUUGAAUCUACACUAUAAAUUCAACAAACUGAUAGUACCAAAUGCCAGGAGACAUCAUUGAAUAAUUUGUACGCUGUGAUCGGCCACCCAGAUUCCCUUUAAACUAGAUUAUUACAUUUAUUAAGAAGACAUAAACAAAUUUCUAUAUGCUAUCUGGGAUGUGCAUUUAGAUGAUGUAACUCUCUAAAUUAUUCUCGAUUCUGGUUUAUAGGAAAAGCACUAUAACUUUUUUAAUUUCUUUUUGUCAAGCAUUGUAAAUAUAAAUUAGUAUCUAAAAGAAAAAUUUCAUCAAUUCACCAAAAUAUUUAUAAUUGUAUGAAACAACAUUUUUAACAAACCACCAAUAAUGGUCAAAUAAAUAAAAUAUAAUGUGUUCACUUUGCCCCUUAAUGAUAGUAGACAGAGAACAUUGCUCAUUGCUCUGAAGUAUGUCCGCGGUUGUAAAGAGCUUCCAGUUUUCGGUGGGUUACAGUUGAUAGUAUUUAUAUGCAUUUGCAUAUCAUAUUACCUAAAACUUAUUGUUUUGGUAUUUUGUUAAUGACUUAAUGUCAACUGUACAAGUUUGUUUCAUUUUAGAUUCUAAACGAAUUACUAUAACAAUUUUUUUUACAAACAUCUUUUUCCAAAUUUUAAAUGUUAUCACCUUUUUGAAAAGAAAAUUUUGCCUAUAGUAUUAACUAUUUUUAUUAAGUUGUCUUUUAUAUAAUUGUGAAAAACCGAAGUUUACGCCAAUAACGACGGAUAUUUCAUAUUUCAGAUUUAAUUAUUUGGUAUAAUUUCGAUUAAAAAUAAUCGUAGACAUUUAAAUUUUUCAUAGAAUAUUUAUUUAAUAGUCUUUUAUAUAUUAAAAUUAUAGAUAUAUUAAAAUUUUCAAAACAUUCAGGCGUUUUUUGAGCAAUUUGUAAGGACUUAUUUGACAUAUAUUCAAUUUAAUCAUAAAAAUCACAUUUCAAAACUUGUAUAAUUGAAAUUCGUUCAAAAUCAUAUUUUGUUAGUAGUUAUUAAUCGUUGCAUAGGUACAAGUAUAAAUUGCAUUACCGUUUUAUACCUUUCCAACUUUCCAUUUAAAACAAUGACCCGCCUAUUAUCAGUAUUACUUGGCUCUUUUUUUCUUUGCGACUUAUGACAUAAAAAUAUCAACCUUUUUAUAUGUCUUGAUUAUUGUUCAUCAAAAGUUAUCAGUGAGUAUACUGUAUGAUAUUAAUUGUAUAUGGUCAUUGUCUACAAUAGGUCAAUUUUUGUAUACAAAUGUACAACCAUUUGAUUUGAUUACUUUCCAAAUUUAUUAUUUUGAUAAAUUCUGUUUUAUUUCAUUGAGUAAAAAUAAACUAUGUAUAAUUAUCUAAGAUUUUAAUAUUUUUCUGUUAAAUAAAAUACAAAUAUAAAAGAAAAAAAAAUGUAAACAUUUUUGCCAAAACCAGGAACCUUUAAAUCUUCAGUCAAACACUCCCAACUAAGCUAUUUCGGCUGUGAAAGAAAUUGUUAUUUUUACAAUAUCUAAUAACAACUGCAUUGUAAUUUGUAGGUAUAUGAGAGUUCAUAUGUAAGAUACUAGAUAGCGUUAUUAUGUUUAAAAAUAAUUUGUAGUUUAAAAUUGUUAUUAUAUUAAAAGUAUAUAAAUAUGUGUAUAUAAUUUUAACAAAUUUAAAUGGUAGAUAUUUGUAAUAUUUUGUAAAUAAUUUUACAAAUUAUAAGCACUUUAAAAUUGAAUAAAUAUAUUACAAUUUAAGAAAACAUAUAUUUUUCUAGUUGUACCUAAUAAUUUAUAAAUAAUAAGGUAUUAUUUAAAGUAGAUACUUAAUUAAAAUAUACAUAUUUUUUCAAUGUAAACAAAUUAUUUUAUUUUGUUUAUAACUAAUUACUGUUUAUUUUAUUUUAGGUACAUCUAAUUUAAGUAAUUCAAGUAAUUUAGACUCUACAAAUGAUGACGAAUCUGAAUCGAAAAUUGUUGACCUGUGUAACUCAACAUUAAAAACUUCUACCAGGUAGGAUUUUAGUUUUAUUUAUUUACUUGUUUAUUUAUUUGACAAUGCCCACAAGUCACAACACGGUGAUUAUGACUGAGGACAUGUUUAUUCACGUACUUACACGUAAUGCCAAUUUUCUAGUUUGUCUUAUCUGUGGGUUUAAGUAUAACAUAAAAACAUCAUAUAUUUCUGUUUUGAAAACUUACACUAUAAACAACCAUAAAUAAACAUUUUUUUUGGCGAUACACCGGUUGAGAACCACUGAUCUAGUGAACAACAUGGUUUGGCACUUAUUAACCUAAAGAAUUGGUCCCAAAAAAUUUAAGUAGGAAAUCACAUUGUACAAAUUAGAUUGUAGUGAGUGACAAUCAUUUAUGGAUGUUAUUUUCUGGAACAAUUAGAAGUCAUCGGUGAAAAGAAGGAACUGUCAGUUAAGUAACAUUUGUUUUAAACCAUUUAAGAAUAAGACAAGUAGUAGUGGAGAUAAAUGUUUACCUUAGGGAACACCAAUUGGUACAACACUGGCUACUGAUUUAUGACUGUUGGGCUUAACCCACUGCAUUCUGUCUGCUAAAUAAAAUCUGAUCCAUGAUAAAAAAGGAUUUCCUAUAUCAGAUUUGUAAAAAACUUGUAUAAGGGCUGAGUAGUCUAUAAUCCUUAAUUAUUUAUUUGUUGAAUAAGUUCUUAUAUAAUAUGAUGUAAUAGGUGUAUGAUUUUUAAUCAUUGAUUCAGUAAUAAUUCAUACCUAGUACUUAAUUAGUAAAAUAAAACCAUAGUUGCGUUUAAGAUUUUCGAGUCUUGUUCAAAUUAAUUUUCUGCUUCUCUUAUUAGUACUUAUUUCUUGAAGGUUGAAAGGGAAAUUAUCCUUCUACUCUCUAUGAGUUAAGACCGUAAAAUUUAUUUUAAAAAUAAGUAUAUAUUUUAGAGGGUGGGAUAAAAAUAUUUCAAAACUCCAUGUAUUCAAAAUGUAUACAUAUCGGUUGAAGAGAAAAAGUAGAUUAUAAACUUAUUAAAACUUUCUACAUAGAAAUAAAUGUCAACAAUUAAAAAAAAAAAAAAAAAAAAAACAUAAUUUGAAAUACUUUAUUUGGAAAUUAAAAAUGGCUAGAUAAAAAUGUAUAUCUUAUACAUUUUUUAAAGUUAAAAUGAAUUAUAUACUUCAACAAGUCAUUAAAAAUUAUGAUCCUUUCUAGGAAUAUUUCUUUCCUAAAUGUUUAACAAUUCAACAUCCUACAAUAGUUAAUACAAAAACUAAUACACAUUAAUUAAAAUUGUUUUAGAUUAUUAAAUUAAUAUUUUCUUUUCUAUCAUAAUUAUGAAAAAUGCUAGAAUCUACGGAUCACUAACCAUUAAAAAUUUAGCCACCCAUACAAUCCUUGCAGCUGUUGUACUUUGUACUGCCCGACCUAAUGCGGCUGUGCAUACAGCUAAUAGUUUUUAGCAGCAUUAUCUAGAAUGAUAAAAUCAGAAAAAUAAAAAAUCUGGAACAAUUUUAAUUUUGAACGCAAUAUCUGGAAUCGACAAGAUGACUAGGAACAGUAAAAUUUGCUAACUUUUUUUUUAUACAAUAAUAAAAUAUUCAGAUAAUGAAUUAAUGCUAUUUGUCUCAAGCUGGAAUUAUCUUGAUUUUUUAGUUUAAUAACUAGAAACUAGUAUAAAUAUUAUAGAGUUCAAUGAAAAAUUGUGACUACGAAUGUUCAAUAAUUUGAAUAAUAUUUUAGUUAGAUUAGGUUAUAAUUGUGAAGUUUGUUCGUGUUUUUUUAUAGAAAUGAUGACCUUAAAAAGGAAACACAUUAUCAUAAGGAUAGAUAUUUUAUUCGAUUUAGGUAUAUGGUUUUGAAAGAAACUUCUAUGUUUAUUCAUGAAACGUAGAUAUCAAGUAAAAUUUAAAUUUAGACAAACCUAAUAUUAUCAUAUCUCUUUUGUUCCUACUGAACUUUAUAUGUAGUUUCAUACUCUUAUAACCUGACCAAAUAUUUAAAGAACGUGUCUUUCAGGUUUUUAAUUUAUUUCAUUCUCACAUUGAUCAUAUUUGGUAUGUUUUAAAUGCCUAAUUAAUAAUAAUCUAGAUGUAAUUUCACUUGAUUAUUAUGAGUACUAUGUAUGAUUCAUGACUAUUUUACAGUGGUAUCUCGAUUAAUCGUGUCUUGAUUAUCCGUGUUCGCGAAUAAUCAUGUUCAUUCAAACAUAAGUAUGGACUGUACAUAUUAUAAAUCAUAAAAUAUAUAGUAUCGACGAACGUAUUAAUGAUAUUUUUGGCUAUAACAAUAUGACCAUGUAUAUCUAGUAUUUAUUUCAAUGCAAGUAUGUAGUUAUUGGAGAUAAACAAUAUUGUAAAUUGUUUAAUAAAUUAUGUAAUAUUAUUAUAUUAUUUAUUAUUUUAAAGACGUCCUAGAAUAAUAGGGAUGGGUGCAGCCACUUUUAUAGAUAAUUUAAUGUAUACCUGUAAGCAACAAUUAAUCAUUGCUUACGAAAAAACGAUUCUUAGCAGAGUUCAGUUGAUAGUGAUGUUUUGUCAAUAAUAAAUAUGUUAUUUUAUAGUAAAAUAAUUAAAAGGCUUUAUAUAUUUUCUUUAAUAAUAUUUGUUUAAUGUUGUAUCGAUUUUCCCAGUUUUCCUAUAUUUUUCCUGGUUUUUCCAUGUCUUCAUGUAUCCCGAUUUUUCACAUUUGCUGAGAAAACUCCUAAGAAAAUUGAAAAAUUACUUCUUUAAAGUACCUUCCUAGUGAAAUUUCCUUUUAGAAACAUUGCUUUCAUUAAAUGUUGGAGCAAAAUUGCUGAUAGAAAAGUUCUGCACAGGGAAUAAAAACCCUUAAGUAUAUAAUGAAAAAUUACUUCACUAAAGCCACUUACCCACGCCGAUUUCCUUAUAGAAAAAGUGCUACACAUAGAAAUCCGAGCAAGUCUUUUGGUAGAAAAGUUGCGAAAAUUCAAAAAAAAAAAAAACAUCUUUGUAAAACUAUAAGCUUCUUCGCUCUAUUCAGAAUCUAAAAGUCUCAAUUAACCGUGGUUUUUAUUUAUUCGUGUGACCCCCUCUCCACCAUUACCUCAGAUAGUCGAGGUUCCAAUGUAAUCCAAAAAAAUCCUUAAACAACAUACUAAAAAUAAUUGGUUACAAUAAUAAAUAUACUGAUAAAUUAAUGAAUUAAAAAGAAAACUUUGGUGACGUUUUAAGGAGUCGUAAGUCUUUAAUAAUAUGAAACUAUCACAAUAUUUAUAGAGUACAAUUCCUUUCAGGGAGUUUUGAUCCUAUUACAAUUUUUAAAUUAUUAUAUUAUAAUGUAUAUAAUGUAAAAAUAUUCGAAGCACAUAUACUAUAUACCUAUAUUGUUAUAUAUUAUAGACUAUAGUUUGUAUUAGUAGUUUAUUUUAGUUCAUAAUACUAUAAUUUUAAUGUUUGAUUUUUGACAUUAAUUAUUGUGUUUAUUCUCAUAUUGAUAUACAAUAUACAUAUCAUAUUUGUUCGUUGAGAUUUACUUUAUAGUUUGUUUUUUAACUGUAUUAGAUAUAAAAAUAAAAUAAAUAUACUAGUAUACUACUAAAUUUUUUACCAGAAACCACUUUUGAAAUUGUUGAUCAGUGUAAGAUUUUUGUUAGAAAAUGUAUGAACCAAACAAAAUAUAGCAAAACCAAUAAUUCUUUACUACGGUCAAAAUAUAAUAUUAAUAUGUAUUUAUAAUAACGCUUUGAUAAAUUAUAAAUAUAUUCAAGUACGCCUUUAGGUAAUGGAGACUUUUAAUAAUAUUUAAAAUCUGUAAAUAAAUGUAUUAUUUAAAUAGGUAAUUAAGUAAUUGUACAUAUAUAUUUAUAAUACCUAUUAUAAACUCAACCUUAUAUAGAAACAUUUUAUUUUUCAAAUAAAAAUACAGUUGUUCAUUUAUGUAUUGCUGAGGGGAUAUAUUUUAAAGAGGACAUAUAAUUAUGUGUAUGAAGGAACCGGUGUUUCUUCUAACGAUUAUGAGCAACCAAAAAACUGCAGAUGUAUUUGAACCUAUUGUUAACAAUAUUUUUUUUUAUAGUCUUGUGUCAACCUUUUUGAUCAGCUGCCUUGUAUUAGUAGGUAUGAUGCAUGAUAGAGGAUUUGUGCCAGGGACCUUCUAUGAGGGGUUCAAUUUUCUUUUACAAUAGAAGGAAACUCGGAGAAAGAAUUCUUUGUGUCUAAAGGCUUUCUUUAGUUAGUUCAGUUUGUACAAUACCUUGCUAUACAUUAUACUAUUUAUACUAUACUUUUUUUGUUACUCUACAAAAUAGAAAUAAGCAAGCUGUCUUAGGAUAAUGGGGACGGGUCCAGCCACUGUUAUAGAUAAUUAUAUAUAUAUAUAUAUAUAUGUAAACAAUAAUUAACCAUUGCUAACGAAAAAACGAUUCUGAGUGGAGUUUGAUUGAUAGUGUCAACAAUUUAUAUGUCAUAUUUUGGUAAAAUAAUUACAUAUGCAUUGUAUAUUUUCUUUAAUAAUAUUUGAUUAUUUUUGUACCUAUUUUCCUGUUUUCCUAAGUUUUUCUUGGUUUUUCCUAUUUAUUAGGAAAGCUCUUGGAUAAAUUAAAAAUGACCUCUUUAAGUUUCUCUCCAGUCAGAUUUUCUUUAAAAAAAACUACUAUCAUUGUAAAUCGGAAUAAAAUUUAAUCGCUCCACUCAGAAUGUAAAACUAGAUAACUACAUCCUACAGUAUACUGAUUGUCUAACUGUGAAAAAAAUGUCUACCAGAAUUAUUGAAGAAAGUUGCUUAUAGAUAAAAAAAAAAAAAAUAAAUAAACAUCAUUAUAAUUUGAGUGGAAUGAUAAAAAAUUUUUUGGUAAUUUCAUUGUUAAAUGGUGGAUGGCAUGGAUAAAUUUGAAGCUCUCUGCCUGAAUUUGCUUUCCAUUACGCCUUUGCACCAUAAUAACCCAUGAAUAAAUAAAAAUAAACAAUUAUAUAUUUGUACAAAAUAUACCUAAAAAUCCCUAUUUUACCUCUUUAGGGGUUUAAUUUUCAAAAAUCCUUUACUAUCGGAUGCCUACGUCACAAUAGCUAUCUGUAUGCCAAUUUUCAGUCCGAUCCGUCCAGUGGUUUGGGCUAGGCGAUGAUGAAUCAAUCAGGACAUGUUAUUUAAUGUAUAUAGAUGUUUAUACAAUAAAUAUAUAGACUAAUAUAUAUAGGUUAAGAUUAUAAUUGUAUGCAAAAUUUUCUCAGUAUAAUGAUAAACUAUUGCAAACGAAAUGUGAUUCUGAGAAGAGUAGUUUUAUGUUACAUACUAAUAUAUUAAUUUUAUAUACAAUCGCAUGGGGCACCUCCUUUGUAAAUUAAAAAUGUUUUAUACAACAAAAAUUAUAUGGAUACCUAUAUUCUGAUAUCAAUACAUUUAUUUUAUAGAUUUUUAUGUAUUUUGUAUGCCUUUCAGUAUUAUUUCGUAUUCUAUACCUAUGCAUAUUGUAUAUUGUAUUGUUCUGCGAUUUUGUCAUCGUUAACUAGUAUUCUUAUUUAGCCGAAUGAAACUCGAAAACAUGAAAACUGAAAUUACUACGUCACAAUAAUAAUAUGUAAUAAGGUUUUAUGGUUGUUCGCGUUUGCGUAAUGUCUGAGACUCGUUUUUAUGACGUUACCAGUGGCGUAAAUAAGAAUGUUUUAAGGGGAGGGGUAUCAAAAUAAAUCUUCAUGGAAAUUUUGUGGGAAGUUAGCCUCACCCCCUCCCUUUACCACCAUUUAAUAAUUUAUCACCAGAGCUCGGAUGUUAUAGCACAAAGUAAAUUUUUAGCACUUAAGAACACCAUAAUAAGCAACUAAAAUUGGAAAAUAUGCAAAUUAAAAUUUCAUCAACAAACAUUUUUUUAUAAAUUAAUUUUUAGAUUUUAUUUUUUUAAUUAUACAAGUUUUUUAUAAAAUAUGGUGAUAGAUAUUUGAGAUAUAGGCCCUUUGCCCGACUCUGGAAUAUCAGCUUAAAGUGAAAUUUACCAUUUAUUUUGAUAUAUACUAUUAAGAAUAUUUCUUACCUAGUAUAAUAAUAAAUUACGAAUAUUUUGGUACCUACUAAUACAAUUAAACAUUUAUGAUUUUUUAAUUUCAUAAUAGUUUUGAAUAUUCGCAAUUGAAUUUCUAAUUUGUAUAAAAUAACAAUAUACUAUAUAAAUACUGCUCAUGGGAGAAUCUAUCUCCCAUGUUUCUCCCUCUGUAAUUAUGUCCCUUGACGUUAUGGUCUAUUAUUAGGUAGUUGGCCUAAAAUAAUCUGCUUACAUUGAAAUCAUCAUAAUAAUUUGGUUGUUCCAGUGUGCAUCUAUUUCCGACAUUUAUUAACAAAUUUGAUUUCCUUAUUUUCGUCAUUAUUUUACUUCCAUACCUACUAUAUGCAUGUACAUUAUCAUACUGCAUGACCAUCCCAAGGUCUUAUUUAGGAAAGAAAAAUUCUGCACGUGCCAUCUUUUACGCAUACUUACCUAUUCGUGGUUUGAAUAACAUAAACGUAAUGGAACUGAACAUGAUUGCAUGAAAUAGAUCACGGUCUAGAUGAGUCAUUGCUUAGUGUCAGAGUUUAAAAUGCAGCUAACUUGUUUGGGUAAAUAAGAAAUGACAACGCGUUAUACACAUAAACGAGAUAACAAAAAACACCAAUCAACCUUGGCAUGGGUGAUCUGGUAAUGUUUUGCAUACAAACAAAUUUAAGUAUAUUUACCUAACCUGAAUGCCAAUGAAGUAGUUUGGAAAAAAAUAUAAACAAUCAUUAUAAUAAUCAUAAUAUUAUUGUACUAGCAAAAAUGUAAUAUUUUUUGUAAUAUUUUUGAAUAUUUUUCGACGAUAUAAUAACGAUAGGUUUUAUUAUUAAAAAUUGUAUUAUUAUUAUUUAUUAUUAAUUAACUGUACAUUUGUGUAGAUUUUACUGAAUCAAAAUUAUUGAAUUAAAUUGUUAUUAGCUAUUCACUUCACUGACUAACUUUUAACAAGCUAUAAUUUAUUUUGUAAGAACUCGAAUACAUUUUAAUGUAUUCGAGUUGUACAAAAAUGUACAAAAAAAACUUUUUCAUUUUCAACAUAAAAAAAAUUGCAAUUAUUUUUGGUAAAAAAUCUUAUAGAUUUCAAUAUGACCCUUUGGUUAUACAAAUAUUUAGUAAUAAAGUAAGAUAAUAAUAUUUGUUUUACUAUAUAAUUUAUUAAAACAAUAAAUUAUUAUAUUUGUUUUAAAACGCUUUAUGUACAUUUGAUGUACCUAAAUAAUACUUUAAUAAUUUGGAUAAAUGUCUAAAAAAGCUUUAAAGCGUUUUUGAAAUUAUAUUGUAAGUGAUUUUAUUACUUCAAAACAAAAAAAAAAAUAUCAAAAAACGUACAAAAAAUUAUUUGCCUCCUGUGAGGUUUGAACUCACGACCCCUGGUUUACGAGACCAGUGCUCUACCACUGAGCUAAAGAGGCGCGCUGCGAAUUUUAACAAAACAAGUAUAUUUAACUAUCACAAAUGUAAUACAUUUUUAUUUAAAAAACCUGAAAAGUGGAUUAUAGUUGUUUAUUAACCGAAGUUAUUAAUAUAAUUGAGUAUUGAAUAGGUACAACUACCGUAUUUUUUAUAUUUUCUUUAAAGGGCGUGAUUCGUAUGUGUUGUCUCCGUCUUACAAACGUACGAUAAUGUACUAUACAUAUUCACAUUCAGCAUGGACAGUAAUGUGCUAUUGGUUUUAAAUUUUAAGAUUAGAAAUAUUACCUAGAGUGUAUUAUUAUAUCAUUAACAAAUUUAAAGAAAAUAACAUUAUAUUGGUAACGUAUUUUGUAGAUAUUUUAAUUUUCAAAUAGGAUAUAAGUAGGUAUGUGAAAUAUCACAAUUCAAUAUUGUGAAUAUGUUAUCUAGAAUAUUAUAAAAAACAAGUUGCUUUACAAUUUUGUAUUUCUGUUAUUUUUUGUCACCCUUAUUUUCGGGAGUAAAACGAUUAUCUACUUUUGAUUUUCAAUUGGCAACCUAUAUUAAAAACUCCAUAAAUAAAUGGAGUUUUUAAUAUUGGUUGUCAUUUGAAAGUUGAAAGUCAAAAGUAGGUAGCAGUUUUACCCCCAAAAAUAAGCGUGACAAAAAGUAACAUAAAUAUGAAAUUGUAGAGCUUUUUUUUUUCUUAAAUGUUCUAGAAAACGAAUUCCGAAAAAAGUUAAUACUUUCUGAGAUAAUGAGUGUACCAACUUAAAUAGAUUACCUGAUACUGCUUCGAUUAAUAAAAAUGUUCCAAUUUUUUCAUGGUGUUCUGUGAUGUUAAACUUUCACCCGAUGUUAUUUUAUUUGAAACACUUUUUAUUAAUAAUAAUACUCAAAAUUAUGAGGAAACUCCGAGAAAAUGAUGUCUGUUUUUGGUUUUCGAGUUCUAUGUCAGGGUAAGUUUUUAUGUUUGGUUAGUCUCUCUAGAUUACACAAAAAAAAAAAAAAACAAAAAAACAACGAACUUCGAGUCCCACUCAUAUUCAUUAUUUAAUUGUAAUAAUUUGUAGUUGAUUUCAGUAUAUGAAUAUUAUAUAAACUAAACUAUAUUAUCUUGUAUACCUUCUCAACUUCUCACUUUCAACAUUGCGUCAAGUAUUUCCGUUUUUUAAAAUACAAAUCUGAAAAUAAAUGGGUACCAAGAAUAGGCUGGUACCAUUGAAAGAUAGAUUUCGGAUGUUUACCAAAUAUAUACUUUUAAAAGUAUAUAUUUGAACUAAUUCAGCUGAGUCUAGAUGAUUUUUUUGUUUAACUAUGCCCCUGUUUAUAACCUUUUGUGAAUAAAUAAAUACUUGUUAAUAUUUACAAGUUAGUUAUAUUUUCCUGUAGUUUAUAUAAUAUUAAAAAUACUAUUAUAAUGGAAUAGAAUUAAAAUUAUAAAUUAAACUUCAUAAAAUUAAAAAAAAUUAUUUGCCUCCUGUGAGGUUUGAACUCACGACCCCUGGUUUACGAGACCAGUGCUCUACCACUGAGCUAAAGAGGCGCGAUAGUGAACGGUAUAUUUUAUGUUUUAUAGAUUGAACCAAGUUGUACUUUUGAAUAAAUGCAUUAUUAAAUUAUAAUAAUAAUAUUUUUCGAAAUCAUUUAUAAGUAGCUGUAUUUUUAUUAAGUUCUUAUAUUAUAAUUUAUUAUUACAAGGUUGCUACCUUAUAAUAAGUUGCCUACAUUCUACAGAAAUAUUAAUAUAUUGAAUUUAGUUAAUAUAAGAAUUGAACACAAUUUUUAACUUAAUGCAGUAAUAUUUAAAUUAUAAAUGUUAUGUAGAGCUUCUACUAAUAUUUAAAAAUAUUUCCUUGAAACAAAAUACUUUAAUUUUUAUAUUGGAGUUUUACAUGUAAGUAUUAUUAAGUGGACGAAUCCAAUAUAUUUUAUUAAUUGAUAUUUUGUAGCAAUGGCGCUUUAGAUUUUUUUCUAAGAUCAUAUUUCGUGUACAAGUUAUCAGGUUAUAAUAGUAAAUGUAUUUAAAUUGUUAUAAUUGUUUUCAAAAUCAAUAAUUCUUCUUUUCCUUGACAUGACGACUCUUCAUGAGUCUUAGCUACCACCGAUACCGCUUUCCAUAUUCCUAUAUCCUGGACAGAUUUCUUCCAGUACCCCAUGUAUAGUAUUAUUAAAUCUCGAUCCCGACAACCCGGCGAUUUUUUGGUUUUUCUCUUGGUCUUAGGCCGGCUGAUUGAUAUCCCACAGAUAUCUCACCGCCGUGGCUUCAUUUCUUCUUGGGUCCGAAACAUUGUAAAUUCGUAACCUUUAUAAUUUUCGUAAUUAUACCGAAUUUCAACACCUAUUUUCUAUGCCAGCUAAGUCAAAGAGUUCAUAUUAUCAUAAAUCGCUCCACAGAUUUUCAAAAGACAGUAAUUCUAUAAUUCCAUUCAAAAUCAAUUAUAUUACAAAUUAAAACUAAUUAAUUCUUAUCAAAAAUCUCUCGUAUCUUAAAACUUAAUAUUUCAUAAUCUAAUUUUAAUAUGAAAAUUAUCAUAUAUUAUCACUUUAUCAUUUGGUUAGUAAGUAACCGUACAAUCUACAUAGUAUUUGUUUUGAAUUACUAUUUUUUUUUUCAUAUAUUUAAAAAUAAUAAUAAUAUUUAUUAGUUUAUGAAUGAAUCAAAAAAGAAAUUUCCAAAACCCUUUUUAUCUUUUUGGCCCUUGCAUUUUUUAUAUGAAUGUAAACAUUUUUUUUCGAACUACGAGUGUACAAAAGGUUGGACCACAUAUUUAUUUAAAAAUUUAAUUCCUAUAUAAUUAUAUCCAAAUUAAAAAUAAUAAACACAUUAACAUACCUGUCACCAGUGGCGUACGCAGGAUAUACGAGUUCUAGGAUUUUAACCUCCUCUCCCGAAAUUUCUUCCUUCUCUCAACAUUUUUUUUUCAAGUUUUAGUAUUUUUAGUAUUUUAGUAUUAUUGUUCACGGUACAAUUAAAAAAACAUCUGUGAUAAUUUUGGGCUAAGAUAGAUACAAAUCACGACUAUCUAAAUGAUAACCAUGGUACAUAUAGAGAUAUAAUAGAAAGCUAUAUGUAUGGAAAUACCUUGCCUUUUUUCUAAAACAUUUUUUAAAAAUUUUGUUAUCUGUAUUUAAUUACAGAUUUCAAUCUAAACAAUACUAUUUAUGUGUAGUUUAAGUAACGUAAUUUUGCUAUGUUAUCUAUUAACAAGAUAUAAUAAAUACGGGUACAGUGUUCUCUUAAAGACUAAAUUCUGUUGAACUUUAUAAUUUGGAUACGUAAAAUUUGAUGUACAAUAUUAAACUAUUAUAUCAUAUCUUUUUUUACCAAAUGUAAGUUAUAUAAUGUAAUAAUCUAUAUUGUUCAAAUUUGUUUUAAAAGCGAAAGUACUUUUAUUUCACUAGUAAAUGAAUUUGGUUGGACAAAGAAUCCAAUGAUUAAACGUUUAGAGUACUUAGAUAAAAGAGUGCCUAUUACAUUCAUUUAUGGAAAAAUACUUGUGUUUGUAAAGUUAUUAAAAAAUAAAGGGCAAAUUAUUUUGUACAUAUUGAAGUAAAUCUAUUAUAAAUAUAAUUUUCUCAAAUAAAAACUUAAUAUUACAACAUGUUUAUGAUUUAUGCCUCUAUGGAAUAUGGAUAUCUUAUUUUUAAGUAUACUCUAUCGUAUUCUGGGUCGAUACGUAUCGUAUUGUAUCAAUUCGAUGGUUGAGGGUAUGUUUAUUGUAAGUAUAAAUAAGUAUAAAAUUGUUUUUUUUUAACUUUUAAAACUAUGCAUAUUGUUUAGUUAUUUUAUUAUUUGAGUUUAUAGUUUAUAUUUUAUUUUAUUACUAAAAUUAUUUUAUAAUUAUCAAAUUAAAUACAAGAUCUUAAGAGUUUAAGCAGAUAAAAAAUAAGAAUUUGUAAAAAUUAUUUUGUGUUUUAAUAUUAGUAUUAUUUACUAUAAUGAAAACCCUGACCGAACUAAAAUACUGCGUACGCUACUGUCACUUAAACUGGUCAGUCGUCAGUGGUUGGAUCAUAGAAUUAGAGACUCCGUUAAAUGUUAUAAUGAAGCGCAAGUGGACUCUAUGUAGGUUAGCGAGUUAUAAAAGAAAAUAAUUAUUGUACUCAUUUCUACCAAUACUGAUUAAUUAAUUAAACUUCUAUGUUUGUAUAAUUAUACUAAAUAAAAAUGUAUUGAUGAUGGAUACUUUCUAAUUUAUUUUGAUAAAUUAAGGUAAUUAAAAUUUUUAAUAAUGUAGAUUGUUAUUAAUAAUAUUUAAUUAAAAACUAUAGUAUUUAAACCACGUCAUACUUGUGAAAAGUGACACCAUAAGUGUUGCUCUUAGCGGUUUUUAACCUACCAUACAAAAAACCACUUGGCACUAUGAUCAAUUUUGAAAUACAACAGUACCUAUUAUAAUCAUGCAAAUAAGAAAAUAUUAUUUUAAUCACACCUCAUUCUAAUGUUAAGACUUACGACUGUUAAAGAAUCUAACAAAUCGAUUUUGCCUACUUGUAUUAAUAUACAUACAUUGUAUAGACAUUUUUAUAAUGUCCGAGUUUGUCCUAAUGGGUUUUAAUAUUUCUCGAAUCUCUUACAGCAUCUAAAGCUAAUUUCCCUUCAAUCGCGGACAUUACCAUUUUUAUUGCAUACAAUCAUACAAUUAUUAUGUAAAAUUAUCAAAAUCAGACUUCUAAUAAUAACAAAUACAUAGCAUCAAUUUAUCGAUAACUAUGUGAUCUAGUAAUCAUUCUAAUUUUUUAUAAUGGAUGAAUUAUGGACAUUAUAAACAUAUAAAGACAUUUAAAUCUUCAGUUACUUGCAAAUUUUUUAUAUUUUUCUGUCCCGUUCUUAUUUUUAUUUUCCAAUUUAAACACUUUCUAUGUAUAUAAUUAUUUAUUCCGUCUCGUUUCUUCAUGAUAUUGUAUUUAUAAAAAUACUUUUUUUGACAAUUAUGCAGUCACGUUCUGGAAUGCGAUCAUAACAGUGAAGUAUUAUGUCUAGGUGGCAUUCAAUUUUUUUUCAACAAGUCAUCUUGUUAACUUAAAAACCCAGAACCGCUCGUUACAUAGCAUAUUCAAAUUAUUCAUAUACAUUAUAUUAUUAUUAUUAUUAUUACUAUCAUCAUCCUUGCGUUGUAAACAUAUGCACGUACUGCAUUUAUAUACACAUAAUAAUUAGAAGGUAUACAGGUACCUAUUUAUUUUAUUUUAUUUCUUAAAUCAAGAUAGUAUUGUAAUGUAAUAUAGUGGCCGCAGAAAGAUUAAUCUUAGAUGUUAAGACAAGUAUACAUUAAAGUAUAAAAUGUUAUUUGUCAAUUCAUCUUCAGUAACAUUUUUUCCAAAAACAAAGACUAUUGCUGGCUACAAUGUCUGUUAUCUAUUUAUAUAAUAUACUUAUACAUACAUUUUCAGCUGCUCUCUUUGGACAAAAAUAGCUCAAACUCAGAAAUUAAGAGUUUUUUUUAUCGGGAUUGAAAUGGUUAAAGUUAGGUUGAAUUUUAAUGUUGUUACUGGAGGAGAGUGUUAUUUUAGUUUUGAACUACUAUACAGACGUUUCCAAACGAAACCAAGUGGAUGCAAUUAUGUAUUUGCAUAGGGGUAAUAACGAAAAUGUGUCUUUUGGGGGUUUCAAAUUUUUACAACCGCUUCUAACAUGUUUAUGCGCAAGUUUCACUAUUUUCGAUUCUGAAAGGAUCGAAAAAGCUUAUGGUUUUACAGUGUUGUUUUUUUUUCUGUGGACAACUUUUCAACCAGUAUAUUUGCCCAGAUUUACAAUGAUAGCACUUUUUCUGAAGGGAAAUCUGCCUGGAGUGGUACUAUAGAGUGAUCAUUUUUUGAUUUUUCAAGGAGUUUUUCCAAUAAAUGGAAACUAUCAAAUAGUAACCUAUGUUAAAAAUUCCAUAAAUGGAUGAAGUUUUAUUUUAGUUUAGUAGAGCACUGUUAUUACAUUACGUGCCGUACCGCCACCCAAAUUAUGUUUCACUACUCGCCUCUUACCUACAAAGCAACAAAAUUAAAAGUUGAAUAUUUUGUCAACUGGUUGACGGAAAUUAAAACCUUAAACACUGACAUUUUUAAAAAUUAAAUAUUCAUCUGUUUAUGGGAUUUUCAGUAUACUUGGGUUGAUUUUUUAAAAUCAAAAACGGUUAUUGGUUUCACACCUAAAAAUAAGGGUGGUAUAAAAUUACGUCAAUAAAUAAUACUUGAUAACUGUUAGUUUUAUAAAUUGUCCAAAAAACAUCAAUACUUUCCGUAAUAAUAGUGUUUUAUCAAAGAUUAAUUACCCUGUAUAAAUUAAGAAAAAAAAACAAUUAAAUCGCCCAUUUCAACUCAUAUAAUAUGUUUUGUGUAUUUACGUGAUAUCUUUGUACAAUGUCCUUGUUUUUUCCCGACCAUUAAAAAUCGUCGUAAUUGUAUUCAUGCAUAGGAUAUUUUUGCGAAGGCGACUCUGAAAAAUGACCGGUUUUCAGAGGCCAGAUGACAGCAAUAUUUCUAUGAUGGAAAAAGUAUAAUAUACAAAAACUAGUUUUUUCUUAUAUAUCCAUAUAUACUCGUAUACCUAUGACUGAAGGAAAACAUUUUAUUAAAACUUACUGGUAAUGUGCAUGCUGGUGAUUAGCGUAAAAAUUAAUUUAGUACAGUAAAUGCCAAGUAUACAAAAAAAAUUGAAACCGAAAUUACGUAUAAUACUAUAAUAUAAUAUAAUAUAUAUACCAUACAUAAUAUUACCUCUAUUUGUUUUAUUCCAAAAUAUCAAUUAAAAAUCAAAAGUAAAAUAUAUAAUUUACUAUUAUGGUAUUAUUAUCCGUUGUAUAUACAAUAUACUUUUUAAUUAUGUAUUUUGUACUUUUUACAAACAGUACAUUACAUACUACUCGUACUUUUUCUUUUAAGAAGUAAUAGCUUUUACGACCAGACUCUUAGGAAAUAAUCCUCCAUCUAUUUCUGUUCUCCGCUAUCUUUUAAUUUUUACUCCUUUCCCAACGUUCUUAUAUCAUUAACAACACAAUUCUACCAUAUUAAGCGUGAUAUCCCUAGUAGUCGUUUUCCUGUUGGGUUGUUUUCAAUAAAAUUAUUAUUAUUAAUCAAUACUUUUGUUCUACCAGUGGCAGCUCGUGGCUUGAACAACAGGACGAUCGCACCCACUGCGUCAAAUUAAAGGAAAGGACAAAUUACAUUUUUAUUUAAAUUAAUGAAAAUUGUUCAGUUCGUCUUCAUUAAAAUUAAAAAAUAACAUACAAUUUGACUAUUAAUUUUAGCGUAUCAUCAUGUGCCUAUAGUGUCAUGGGAGUACCAGGUUCCAAUACGCUAACAAUACGCACAAAGUAGCAAAUGUGUGUAAAAGCGACCACCAAGUAAAGUGGUGGUUGUGAAAAUUCAAAUAUACGUGGCUACGCAGCAUUAUAUUGUGCGUGUGGAUACAUUUAAACCGUGAUUUUAUGCAAGCAUUUAUGCGUAGUCCCAACAAUAAUAAAAUAAUAAGAAUAUUGGGUUUUCCCUCGAUAUUUUCAAUUCAUAGGCUCGCGGAGAGCAUUAAUAUAUCCGGGGAUAAUACUUAUUUAAGAUAAGAACAGUAACUGUUAAUCAUUUCUUUAAUAAUUAAAAAAAUGUUGUUCGUUAUUAUAAAAGUAUGAAGUAUGUUAUCAUAUCUUUGUAAUUAAACUGAGACGGAGGACUUUUUCAUAAUGUCCACUUUCAUCAGCGGCCACGAGCCAACACUGUUAAUUAUUUUCAAGAUUGUCUUAUUUUAUAAUUCCUCAGUUAAAUCAUUCUUGCGUGGAUCAACAAUUUUUCUUUCGAAAACUUCCAGUUUUAUUUCUUCCGUUUUACUAAGAAAUAUGUUUCUAAACCACUUUUUAUACUUAUUUUACCUUUUAAACAAAAAAACGAUAUUAGUGAAAGUUCUUUAAUUGUUUAAUUUUUUAAAAAAUGCAAAUAUAACUAGAAUGAUUCUUAAAUUGUUAAUACACUUUUAUGCAGUGGAAAUUAAAAAAAAAUGCUCUCCUCCAUCAACUAGACGAAAUUUGCUACCAAAAAAUACCCCUAUAUUGACCUCUGGAUUGUGAUCCCAAAAAAAUAAUUAAGAUAAAAUAUAAGUAUAAGUAAUUAAAAUAAUUAUUUACAGACAUAAAAAAAAGCAAAUCACGCGUUAUGGUAAAUUCAAUAUAUUCCUAGCUAAACUCAGAAUCUAAAACGUGUUAUAUAGGUAUCUGUACUUUUUUAAAAAUAGUUAUUUAGUUUUCUAAAGUUUAUUAAAAUAGUGUUUCUAAUUUCACCAUGAAGCUUGUAUAAUGUAAUAUGUAUCCGCAUAAAGUUUAGUGAAUCAUUAUACUCGGUAUUUUUUUUAUUUUUUUAAUAGUAAUACGUCUUAUAAAUUGUAAAGCAAAUUCAUUUAUACGUAUAUAAAUAAAACUCCGCUUUGCUGUUAUUAUUUUGCAUUAUUGAUGUAGGUCGUGUAAAUAGUAAGACUGCGAUGGUUCAAGAAUAUUAGUAAUAGCAACGUAUAUUAUAAUCGGUAAAUUUUUUUUUUUUCUAAUGACCUUAUUUAGAGUUUCUAACUUCCUUGUGCAUGUUAAAUACUAUAACGGCGCGUUUAUUAUUAUAUAAAUCAAAAUGCAUUAAAGAGUUGUUUUCUUUAGUCUAAUAAUAAUUGUAUUACAUCACGUAUUACUUUAUAUGUAUGAGUACGUAAUACAAGAACGUUAAUUUAUGAAUUAUUUUACUAUUUACUAUAGGUACAAGAACCUAUAUAAUCGUUACGAUCGCAAUCACGCGCAAGUGCAUAUAACUUUUACCCCGACAGUAAAAAUAAAUCACCGUGUAAAAAUCCUCCGGAAAAUAGGUAAAUAGACAAUUGAGAAUCCCUGGGAAAGAAUUCCUGAUAUCAGUAGUCUAUCUAGGAAUUUUUUCGGUAUGGGCUGAUCAGUUACAUAUCUUAUUGCUAAAGCAAAUUAAGUAUUUAAAAAAAAAAACUAUAUUCAAAACAAUAAUUUAAAAUUUUCUAAUAUUUCGGGAGCACCUUCAGAUCUCCCGGAUUCAUUUUCCCCCCGCUCUAAAACACUUUUAUAGUUUGCUUUUUGUUUGUAUUGUGGCAAAAUAUAUACCAAUUUGCAUUGUUGUAAACGGUUUUACCUCUGUCUAAAAUUAAUUGGAGAGCAACAACUGCUCUGGGUUACGCCACUAUCUGACAUUAUCACAAAAAAAAAAAAAAUGUAGUAUUAUUGAUAAAGAGACUAGAUUCAAUUUUUAAUAACAAACUAUGAUAGGUUUAGAUAAAUAAAUAAAUAAAUAAGAAAAACUUAAUCGGUUUUAAUAUCCGAUUAAAAUCGGUUCAAUAUCGACAGUUAAAUGUGAAAAAAAGAAAAAAAAAACUAGUUAAGACAAUUUUUUUCCUCGGGCAUUUUUAUUUUUAUUUCUAAAAUAAUUAUAAUAAAGCAUGUUGAACUUAUCAAGUCUUAAGUGUUGAACACGUACGUCCAUGUAUGGUUUUUUUUGGUCCAUUUGUCGAGCCAAUUUAAGAAACGCGGCGAACACGAAUCGGAACAAUUUAUGUUAUUAGUUAUAACGGACAUCAUCGUGUUGUCUGAGUGAAUCGGAUAACGAUCAUAAACGUUUGUAACGUACGUGAAUUUUCCCCUCCCCCACUUUGGCCGAUUGCUUCCAGACAAAUUGUAAACAAUUUUAAAUCCAUUGUAAAUAACUGUAAAUUCAGUCCCCGAAUUUGUAAAUCGCCCCUUUGGUCGCUAAGUCAACCGACCGCUUCCUGAUUAAUAGUAAACAAUUGUAAAUUCCCCACUCUGCCGUAGCCCCUGCCGGAGAGACCUAUAUAGGUUCACGUAACCCCCACUUUGGUUAAUCGAUUCCGAAUAAAUUAUACACAUUUAUUCAUUCAUUAUAAAUAACUUAAAAAAUUAAAAAACUUAAAAACUAAAAAACGAAGUGAGGUAACCAAACAGUAUAUUCUCAAAUUAUGAUUUUUAUAUAGUUGAAGCUUCUUUUAGUGUUAGUGCAAUUUAAAAAAUGUAUAAACCAUUAUAUUGCCCAAAACAAAAAAAUACUGUCGACUUUAUUGAUGAUUUCUGGACAGAUAUACAAUUAAUAAUUUAGAAUCAUUUGACCUGAUGUUUAUAAAUUUAUACUACGAAAAAAACCUUUCCGUGAAUCUAGUGUUAUUAUUCCAAAAGCAAUUAUAAUUGUCUAAGAGAUGUUUCUAUGUAUUAUUUACUAAAUUAAUAAAUGAUACCAAAUACAUUAGUGUCUUAUAAAAUCUUCUUAUUUUAUUUGUAGGUACAUUUAGUUAUUGAUUAAAUCAAAUAAAAAAUAAAAAAUUAAACUAAAAAAAAAAAAAUAAAUUUAAAUGACGUUACAAUAAAUAUGUUCAAUAUUUCAAAUAGAAUCACAGAAAAAAAAUAUUUCAAUAUCACUAAGAAUAUAAACUACAGAUUUUUCCUAAUUUUUUUUUUUAUCUGUGAACAAAUUUUCUACCAGAAAUAUUACUCUGAUUUACAAUUAACACAUUUUCUAAAAGGAAAUCUGACUGGAGAGGUACUUUAGAGAAGUCAUCUUUUGAUUUUCCAAGGAGUUUUCCCAAUUAAUGGAAAAAUCAUGGAAAACCUGUAGAACGGAAAAAUAGGUACAAUAUUAAAUAGAUAUUUUUAAAGAAAAUAUUUAAUGCAUAUGCAAUUAUUUUACCAAAAUAUAACAUAUAUUACAUUGUUUAAAAACCAACACUAUCAACUGAAUUCCGCUCAGAAAUUUUUUUUCCAUAGCAAUAGUAAAUCGUUGCUUACAGAUAUACACUCAAUUUUCGUCUAUAUCCUACUUCCCCAAUUCCCCACCUACCAUAGUGGCUGUUUCCGUCCCCCUUAUUUUUAUUAUAACAUGGACAAAUAAAAUAAAAUUACAUGAAGGAAAACCUUUUAAGAGUCCCGAUACUAUAUAUGCCAUGUUACGUUACGAUAUGUAACACUCAGCGUUAAUUAUUUUGAUUCCAGACACACCACAGUUUCCUUAAACAAUCUGAAAAAUUAAAAAAUUGAUGCUUAUCAGAAUCAAUCAAUGUUUUAUAAUUAGGAUUAUCUAAACAUGCUUUAGAAAUUAUUACAGAAAAUUAUUCGUAUGCACAAGUAUCACUUACGAAGUACUUUUGGUUUUUAUCAAUUAUAACUGAGGAAUCAUUAAUAUUAAUAUUCCUUAACACGGAAUUCAAAAUUUAACCACGCCUAGAAAAUGUAAAGUAUAAAUGUAAAUGUAUAAGUUUUCUGUCCAAAUUUUAAGUUAUCGCGAAUAUUUUAAACUGAAUUAUAAUAAUAAAAAACCAAAAUAGAAAAUAAUAAAAUAAUAAUUUUCGUAAAUUUCCCCAUUCUUUCUACGUUUUUUUUCUAUUUUGCUCAAUUAUUAAAAAACCUCUAAAAGGAAAAUAAAAAAAAAAACGCUUUCUUUUGAUUUAUAAGUUUUUUAAUAAUUUACAAAUUUAAUAAUUGGAUUUACAGUUAUUUACAAUGAAUAAACAAUUGUUUAAAAUUUGUCUGGAGUCUCGGCCAAUAUGAGGGGGGCUACGUGAACUUGACUCCCUCAACUUAUUUUUGACUUACAGCCAAAAGAACAUUUUACAAACUCGGGACUGAUUUUACAAUUAUUUACAAUAGAUUUCUAAUUGUUUACAAUUUGUCCGGAAGCAAUCGGCUGAAUUGGAAGGAUCUUCACGUACGUAUGUUUGUAGCGUUGCAGCAAAUUUUCCUCAUUCCGUUAUUGAUGCGCUGCAAUUGCAAGCUCUCGGGAACAACGGUCUUACGGUUUAUUAGCGUUUUCCCGCGUGUAUAUAAACUAAUGUCUUUCCAAUAAUAAAGUACUGCGAAAUAGGUUGAUAUUCGUUUCGACGUCUGGCCACAACGUAGCGAUAAGUAAUAAGUACUAAUUGUAUAACUAAUAAGUUAUUAGUAAUAACCAAUACGGCGUAUUAUGUAGUAAUAGUAAUUUUUUCAGUUGUAGUACGCUAUUUGUAGUAAUAUUGUAAUGAUAGUAGUGUGUGUAUAUAUGGAAGCAGUUUGCGGAUGAGGAGAGGGGGUGAAACGACGAUUGGAGAUUUUUUGUAAAAAUAGAGAGUACUUGUGCUGUGGAACUGCUACCGCGUUGGCGUCUCCCGUCUUAACUUAGAGAACGCGUAGCGGAGCCGCGGUCCUCGUCUGGCGGCGUCAUUGUGGGGAAACGACAACGAUAAUGGAUGCGAUUGGGAAUGGAGUUCAAGGGCUGGUGACGCACGAAGCGGCCGCCACGCCACGCUCGUCGCACAAUCGACCGUCGCCACGUACACUUAUGUACUGUUUUGUCUUGUGUGUGUGUGUGUGUUUGUGUGUAUGUGUGUGUGGUUACGCAUCGGUUACCGCGCACGCCCUACCGUAACCAUGGCGAUAACCCGCCACUGCGAUCGCGAUCGAUUUCUUGUUUACUAUGCUUUUAUAUUCCUCUGUAUACUUUAGUAUCGAAUAUCGACGUGGAAAUGGUAACGGCGUAGCCGUCUCGAGAUCUUACUAAAGACCCGUGCCCCCGUUACCAUAACGACGUAGCUACGGCGGCAACGACGGGGCAACAGUUGUGUUGUGUGUUUAUAGAUAAUAUACACAUACACGUUCCGAGUAUUAUAUUUAACGAAACGCUUAGAUAUUCCGGUCGUGGAAGGCGGAAAGGUUCUAGUUUUAUACAUACCUACUAUAUUAUAUAUUAUUAAUUAUUAUAUAUUAUAACAGUUUAUACCAUACAGUAAGACUGUGCUGCCGACAACGACGCAAUACACGCGUGUGCGCUCGUUUUUUUUUUUUUUUUUGGAGGCCGUCCGUGAACCGUGUCGCCGUCGUCAUGGUCCCGCGGACGCACAAUAGAAACUCUUGACCGGAAAUUCUGCAAUCCCCGCGGACCGCUGAGCCGCCUGUCUACUAAAAUCCGACGGUGAUGACGACUCCCGUCGUAGUUUCGAUAACGCGACCACCGGCGACGGUGACGCUGGCGGUGAUUAGGUAAUCUCAGUCGUCUUCUUCACAGUAAUAAUACGCUUUCUUAAAACUCUCCCGGCGUUCAACGGCGGUUCGGAUAGGAUUCGUCCGACGAAUUCGUUCCGUCGAAGUUUAUACUUCAUUUUACCGGCCCGCCAACCGGUUUUGUUUUAACGAUUUCGAACGGAAAAUCUGUCGAUAACAACCGUCGUCGUAAACGGCUUUUGCGCGCUGUACAUAUAGUAAUUAUUACAGACCGUAAUAAUAUAAUAAAUUAAUAUUUUCCUAGGUAAUGUAACGUGACCAUAUGUCUCGCUUUCGUGGUAUAUGUCACCCAAAGCUGUUCCCGAAGCUCGCUAAAAUCUCCCGUUUUUUAAAAAAAGAUGACUGUAGCUAUGUAUUCUAUCAAAAAAAGGCGUAUAUUUAUGAAUCGUAGCAUAAAACAAUACAAUACCUAUUCGCUACGAAUCUGUCCGCUCUAAACACAGAUUUGCUCAUCCGAAAAAUAUAAAAAAAAACCAUCAGCCAAUCAGACUGUAGAAAAUUAGUUCUAUUUCCAUUUUCAAAUUUUUAACAAAUUAACAUACUUAAUACAUUAUUUCGGUUAUUUUGAAUUAUUUAUUUUAUUAUAUUUUACUAUAUUUUUACUUUUUAUUGUUGUCAUUCUAUCUUAAAAAGUAAUGAAAAAUUAACUUUUCCCUUUUAAAAUGCACAAUCGUUUCCAUUCGAGGGAAAAAAAUUAUAGUCACUUUAGUGUAAUGGGUAUAAAACAUUAUUAUUAUAAUAUUUGUAUGAAAUAUGAAUAAAAAAGCUUCGUGUCCGAGCAUACAUAUUGUAUUAAUAUUGUUGAUUUUUAUUUAAAUAAUAAUUUACUUGGCAAGUUAUCAAUUAUAACUAAUGAGUAUAAGGAAAAACAUAAUAUUAUUAUGCUUAAUGAGUAUAUUAUAUUAUUAUUACGAUAUUCUGGAUUUUAUAAUAUACGAAUAUUUAACGAGUAAAAUGGAAAUAUUUACUAAUCUUGAUGUACACCUAUCAAUUUAUACCAAUCAAUUAAUUGACUAAUGUUAAAAUAUAAUCGUCAAUAAGUCCGAUAAUAAAGUCUAUAUUACGUUGGGACUUUAAUUUUCCUAGUAUCUGCUGAUCCAGUUUUGGUUAAAAUUACUCGUCCAUUCUUUUCCCUCUUCCAUAGGUAUUCCUUGUGUCUCUGAGUCAAUAAGCUCGAUUCUCUCCUUAAUUUAAUUUUCCCAGUAUAUUAAUAAUGUUUCUGCUAUAUAGCAUCAUUUGAUCCCAAUGUUCCUCUGGAUAUUUUAUACCCUCACUUUAUUCGCUACCUCAAAUUAGUAUUUGUUUUCUGAUAGGUACCCAUUCUUUCUACAAUUCACUAAAAUUAGACUUAGAAAAAAUGAAAUUUGUAUCCUCCUUUGAUUGACAUUCUACAUUUUCUAUUAUUGAUAUCAACACUUUCCUUGACACUCUACACAUCUGUAUAUUUUGCUAUGUUCGGCUUAUAACCUUUACAGUAUAAUUUUCUCAAAUUGGAUUUGCAUGAACUUAAUAACUCUGUUCAUAUUGGAAGAAUAAUAGUAAUGCUAAAUUUAAAUCUACGUUCUGUCCUACUGAUUACCGAAACUUUUCUCUGCGUAGAAGAUUUAAAAAGAAAUCAUUUUGUUAUGUUAUAAUGGUUUUCUUUAAUAUCUCUGCUUUUAUCUACUAUGAACUACUAAACUCAAACUUCGAGCAAAAUAUUUGUUUAAAACAGAUGUUUUUUUGAAAAUUAAAAAGUGAUUUUCUUACAUGUUCUUUUCUUUGUUUUACAAGUCGUUUAAACCUUUAUUACAAACGUUAUUAUAACUAUUUUAGAUCCCUAUAACCAUAAACUUAUGUCAUAACUAUUUAUAUAUAGGUAACAUUUAUAACACUCACAACUCAUAAUACAAAUUAUGUAGAGGCUUAAACAAAAUGUAAGCAAUUUUGUAAUGUGCGUAAAUUAAAUCGAUAUACUGAUGGUUUUAGAGAAAACGUAGUUAGUCUAAUAACAAAUAAGUUGUGUAUUUGUAUUCCACCCAUGGUUAUUCAAUACCUAUACCAUAUUAUCACUUUUAGAGAUAUCUUAUUAUGACGAUGACGUUUAAAUACUUAUGCAGAGUAUUGUAAUAACGUUCGAAUUGCGGUGUUUAUCGUGGGAUACACUCACUUCUUCCCGGGUGGUAUACAAAAAAAAAAAAAACUGCCGAUAGAUGACUGAUUAGUUGUAAGUGGCUGAGCACGGCCCAUCACGGUUGGCAGACAUUCUCAUGUCCUUAAAAAUGAGGAGAAAAAGUAGGGUGAAUAUGUGUAUAAUAUAUAAAUAGUUUAAUAAUUGUUAAUAUAAUAAUAAUAAUAAUAAUAAUAGUUGUAAUACUGAAUACUAUAAGCCCAAGGAAGGGGUUAAAAGUGUUUUGUACUUCCAGUUAAGAAGGAAAUGGAGGCUCCUGCGUCUGUGACUUAACAAUCUAAGGUUUAUUUACUGACUCGGCACAAUAACUUACAUCUGUCUUUCGCGUUUUACUUAGCUAGGCAUAAUACAUGGAUGCGUGGAUUACAAAUGUGUAGAAUAUUAUUAAUGCAACAGUCGAGUUUCAACAACAGAAUUAACGCGUUUUUACUUCAUAUUAUUUAAAUUGAUCUUUUUUAACUUACUAUAAUUUUUUAAUACUAAAAUCCACAUCAAUACAAAUGCAUACGAACUCGAAUUCCGUUUCAACGGCAUGACCACCCUAUUUAGGAUUUACAAAGUUACUCAGGUAAAUGCGUACAUUAGUACUUCAUAUAAUAUAAAUUGUUUAUAAUUUGUUUAUUUAUAGAACAAAACACUUUGUGGACGUGUUAGGACACGGAUCAUAAUAAUAUAUAGGUAUUAUUGUACCACUACAUCCUGUGAGGAAAAUUUUGAGCAAAGGCAGUAAUUAUAUAAUUUUCAUUAAUUUCUUAAUUUUAUAUUAGCCAUUGCUAUAGCUAUCCCAUUGGGUCUAUUUUCAGGUAUAAUGCUUCUUCUUAAAUACGUUUUUAUUAUGGUUUAGUGUAGUAAACAUUUUUUCAGGAGUGGAAAAAAUAAUUGAGUUGUCACUCAAAUCAUAAAAUAAUAAAAUCCGAAAAUACGGCCCUUUAGAGGGGGACUAUAACCUCCAUAGGCCUCUUAGCUAUACCAUUUACUUCAUUAAUUAUUGGUGUAUAGUGUUCCUUGGAAAUUAUCCAACCAAUUCCUUAUUAUAACUCUAUAUAGAAUUGGAUAUUAAUAUCAACAGUUUAUUUUAUUUUGUCUUCUUUUAUAUAUAAAUACAUAUAGUUAUUUGUAGAAAAACCUUUUUUUUCGGGGGCGGCAUUCGUCCUCGCCCUUGGAUUCUGCGUUUUGGGUCUAGGUCAAUAUUUCAGCUGACAUAACGAACGAACAAAAAACUGUAUUUUAUUAUAUUUUUGCGGUGUCAGUGAAUAAUCACGGACGCGAUGAUAAACGGACCAUUGCGGUGGUAGAGGAUUUGAAAACGCUUCGAAGCGGAACCUUCAAUACCGUGGCAUACUGGUGUCUACUCGUAACGCAACGCGUCAAUCUUAUUUUGGGGUUUUAAAAUGUGAUCGAAAAAUAAAAACUUCUCGAGAGCUAACCUCUGAUGUCAGAAAAAAAACAACCACACUUUCUCUCACUACUAUUUUAUUUUUCCCCCGACCGGUGUGUAGGUUGUCUAAUGUAUACAUAGGUACUGAUGCGUUAAUCAGACUUGUCGGCGGCGACGGCGGUUAGGCGAUUCUCGAGGCUGUAAACGAUAUUUUUAUUUUAUAACCCGUUGGAAAGUCGGUGGAGUGGAAAUAAAUAAUAAGAAAAAAACCUCUGGUUCGACAACACAAAAAAAAAAACAUGAUGGAGAUGGUCGACCAAUGGCAGUGGUAGGCAAAAAAAAUCUCCAGUGCCAAGCAUGCGCACACACGUACACACACACUAGCACGGGUGCAUUCCUCCGUUGGCCAGGCGGCGGCUCACGGGCGGAGUACGUGCAAGUGCAACGACGCCAAGGAAUGGAAAGGAGAAAAAAACCGGUCUCGACAACAUUCCCAGACGAUUUCGUCCGUUACGGCUCUCGAGCACACGGACCGUCGUCGUCGUAUCCAUACUCCCAAGGUCCUCCGACCUCUCCGUGACCGCCCACAGUUAACACGAUAUCCCGCGCAUGGUUAUGAGCACGGCCGUUACCGUUUUACGCUUGGCGUAAAAUGUGAACACUGCCGUCUCGUCGUUUUCCGUGAUAAUCGUCGUUAAGGGUGGGGAGGGAGUAAAUAGUCUGGGUAAAAUAUUUGUUUGGGAAAUAAAGCACAACCGGGUUCUUAUUUUAUUGGAGAUUAAUUUAUUUAAGAUUAUUACAAUAGAAUAUAAUAACAUAAUAAAUAACGUUGAAAAUAAUGUAAUACAUAUAGCUAAUAUUGAUUUCACAUUGUUAUAUUAUGAUUUUAUAUUCUGAGUGUAACGAAGAAGAAGUCAUCAGUCUUACUGAGUUGUGUGUCUUUUUCGAAAAACAUUUUAUCGGUUAAUAAAAUUAGUUCAGUUUUUUCAUGUAAUAUCUUAAAAGAUGCGAAUUUUUCCCCCGAUUAAAAUAUUUAUCGAAAUUUGUAUUUGUUGAUUUCCGGGUUCUAUUAACAACAUUGGAAAAUACGAUAAACACAACACAGCUCAGAAUCGUUUUUAGUUUGCAAUUAUUUUUCAUUGUACACAGUAUAUUAUAAAUUAAAUUACCAUAUACAUCUUAUAGCUUCCCAACUACCUAUCUACAAAAAUGGACUACCCAUUAACAGUUUUAGAUAAUAAUAACGUUAAUAGUUUUUUUUAAAUUUUAAUAUAUGGCGUGUUAAAAUAUCGACAGUUGAACCUUUUCUUAAGUUUUAGCUUAUGUUUACAUCGAAUUCAUUCAUUAAAAUUGUGUAAAGAUCAUUUAUUAAAAAUACGUGUCUUUAAAAGGUUUUUUAGGUAGGUAGAAUGUUUUUCUAGGUAGAUAAAGUAACCAAAAAUAUUAAUAAAACAUUUCCUAACUGAAAUGUUGACUUUCGAACGCCUCUCACAUACAUUUUACAUUUAUAUUUCGGAAAGUAUUAAUUUUAUUUUCUUUUUAGAUUCCGAGCAUAGCGAGUGGAGUUAUUGGUUUUAUAAUGCUGUUUAUUAAUUUUUAUUUUUUUUUUCUAGUUUGUGGACACGUUUUUUCCUAAUAAACUUUCUUCGGUUUUUACAUGUAUCAACUUUUCUGAAAGCUCAAGUUGUUUUAAAUGAUACUUUAAGCAGGUCAUUUUUGUUCAUUUUCGACGCCUUUUUUUAAAUAAAAGCACAUAAAUGGGAAUGUUUUCUACCAGAAAAAAUGAUUUAAUUGAAAAAACACAAGAUACUUUUUUGUUGUAUUUUUGAUUAACUUUCUUACAGUAUCAUCGCCAAAACUUUUGAGCCACUUUUGAACUUUUAAGGAAUUUAAAUUUUUGGUGGUUUUUUUUUACUGUAAUGUGGUUAUAAAUACACGUAAAAACUUGAAACUUGGUAAUAAUACUUAUAUUGUACUUACCUAAACGUACAGUCCUUAUCAGCGAACGGAAUCGUGCACAUUUUAAGACACAUUCCGUUCGGUUUUUACGUAAGAUUUUAUUCUUAUUCAAAUGCGCUUAUUCUAAAGCGCAUUUGGGCUUAUUUUGCAUAUUUGGAGAGUGAUGCCCACAUGAUAAUCAAUUUUCGUAUAAUUAAUUUUUUUAUUAAAUUUAUUGUUAUAUUAAUAAUAUUAGAUAGCAUAAAAACAAAAAAUGAUACUAUUUGUAGUAAAUAGUAAACAUGUGGUGAAUUAUAAGGUAUUACUAAACAUAUUUAUAUCACACAAUCGACGAAUAUUUAUUUACCAACAUAUAAUAAAAUAUUUGUCAAGUAUUUGUAGUAAAAAUAUAUACAUAAUUUAUUCUAUUUAAUUGACAAAUUUUUAACUUUUUUAAUAAUAAAUAAUAAAUGGCAACAUUGCCCGGAAAAUAGUACGGAAUCGUACUUUACCGAUUUUAUUAUAGUGUUCAUUUCGGUUUAUAUACAAUAAGUUUGUAGAAUGAUAUUUUACGUUGUAUAAAUUUAAAAUAUAUUAUUAUAAAACUCAAAAGCGCGGUAAAUGUACUCAAACAACCAGCAUUAUACGUUUAUGAUAAUUUCUGUACAGCUUAUAAAAUAUUACUAAUUUCUGAAUUAAUCGCAAGUUCGCGACUUCUGCUGCCAUUGCUGACAGGACUUAAAUUUAAAAAUAUACACUAGGAUGUAAUUAUUAUUUUACAUUUUUAAGCCUACUCUAAUAUCGAUUCACAUAUAGGACUUAAAUCCACGAUCGUAUUUCGAAAACGUAAGAGUAUUUUAGAUGAUCAGACUCUAGUUGCCCAGUUCUGAAAUCUGUAAUAAACGUUUAUACUUAAAUUUGCAUACAAAGAAUUUCAAUUUCACACACAUACCUAUAUUUGUCUUUAGUUUCACCUGAUGAAAAAAAAAUAUGUCUAGGUACUUGAUUUAUAAUCUUCGACCAAAUUUGCAUUUCUUUCGAUCUUAAUCAACGCUAAUACAGACAAUACUUUUACGAUUAUUUCCUUUUAAUUAAUCAAUUUCGAUACAUUCUGCACUGCACAUAAUACACGUUUCAAAUCGUGUACCUAAUAGCCUAGUGUUCAAUUAUUGGUUGAUAAUUUAAUCGGAAUGUAAUAAUAUUAUAGUGUUAAUUUUUAACAUUUCCGUCCAUCACGAGUUUUCGUUUUAUAGAAGUUUGAACCUUGAGUGCAUGUGAAAUUAUAUUUUGUAACCGUUCAAAUUUCCGUUUUAUAUUAUUAUAUUAUUAUGGUGACGGUGGUUCAAUAAAUAAAAAGUAAAUAAUAAAUAUAAUAAAACAUAGUUUAUAGGUAAUAACUAUAGUGAUGGGCACUUCCGAAUAGACGAACUAAACAAUAUUUUUUUCCGUAACCAAAUAGUCUUAUUAUUCGGAAAAGUUAUAGAAUAUUUAAAUCAUUUUUUCUCAUUGUGCCCAUCACUAAUAAUGACAUUUAACAUGAAAUAAAAUUAAAAAAAAUAAAGGAACCAACUGUUAUCAAAAAUUAAAUGUGGUAAUAAUUUAGUGUCACGUCCAUUCUGCCUUCCUAUAUUUUACGACUUUACGAGUUUGGUUACAAUCGUACCCCCAAGAUUUCAAUCAUCCCUUUGACGGCGUUCGUUCUGACUGUGUGGAUAUUACCAAUAAUAACUCCUAUAAAUCUUGGUUAUGGACAUUCUUCGAGUUCAUUAUUUUUUAUAGAUCGAACCUGACCGCGGCUGCAGAGAGGAGAUUCAACUAUUUCAGUUUUUAUUUGGUUCGUUAGUUUUGUUAUUAUUAUUACUAGUAUUAAUUUGUACGGGAAGAAAGAUUCUAAUCAAGUUCCGAGAUUUUUAACCCACUUUUCGUGGUCAAAUCAACAUGACAUUGUAAACGUAUUCAUAUUUCUAAUGACAAUAAAAGAAUUGAGAAUUUGAUUUUGCAUUAUAUCUCCCCCCCUUAUUCAAUUUCCAUCUCAUGGCUUUGGAACUAAGCAAAAAAUUGGUAAAAUAUCGAAAAAUGCAUAACACAAUAAUUACUUUUGUUCGUAUAUUCUUUUUGUGUGAUAUAUAUAUAUGUCAAAGUCAAAUUUUUAAUUUUACUAAAAAAAGAACUAAAAAGUAAAUAAUAAUGAAAAGUGUGAAUAAAAUUCACAAUAAGAUAUUAAUAUACAUACAUUUAAGAAUGAGGUACUAUUGAUAGAGCACUAACAUAAACACAAGGAAUGUUUAUAUGUUUAUUGCAAAUUACCAGGUUAGGUUAGAUUAUUGCAUAAAAGAGGUUGCCUUCGAAUUGCGUUCAGUGGCAACAAUUCCUUCCGGUUUACGUCCCGGUUAUUUUUUUGGGUCAUACUAAUUUUGUACAAAAUUGUUUGUGUUAACAUACUAGUUGCUUCCUGUAAAUUAUAAAAGCAAAAAAAUAUUUUCAAAUAAUGGAAUCGAUAUUUUUUCAAAAUGAUAAAAAAGCUAAAUGUAUUGUUUUUUUUUCAAAAUCGGUUAAAGCACAUUUAAGAGAAAAUAUGACAUUGAUUUUGUUACAAUUAAACAAAAUGUGUAAAAAUGCAAAUUGAAAUUUGUUUUAAUCGAUAAUAAAUUAAUGACAUUGUUUUUUACUGUACGUGAUUUUCUUUUUAUUCGCUAUUAUAAAAAUUAAUAAUGUAAAUAUUUAUAAGUAACGUAUGGAGUGUGGUGAAAUUGACUAAAUAACCGUCAACACACACAUGAAUGCGACAAUAAUUUUGUUAACAUAACACUAAAUAACGUAACUAAAUUUCUAAAUAUAAAUGUAUACUUAAUCGAUAGUACUAGUGUGAUAAAUGAUAACCGAUAAUCACAUUUAAAAUUUAUAGACGUAGAUAUCGCUGUGUGGUCGCAAUUCGGGUAUGCUCAAGAAAAACCCAGGACGCAACUUCGUAACAUUCCGUUUCGGUUUUGCUUGGAACGUAACUAUUACGCAGUGAUAAUAGGUGCUCUGUAUGCAAUUAUUGUCAUUUUCAUUCACUCUAAUAUUUAUUUAGUAUUUAUUUUUGAGAUAGUUGCGUUUAAUAUGAGUUUUUUAAUUUUUUUUUUUUUUUGUAUAAUACAUUCAUAUAAACUGGAUUUUUAAAAAGUAUGUAACAAUAUAGUGUUAUUACACAAUACCGAAAGAAAUACGAUUUGCUAUAAACAUCGGUCGUAAAUUAUAGGAAACCAGAUUCGAAAGGAAAACCGGGUCUACGUUUAUUAUCGUCGUCAAGUAUAGGUGAAAAAAAACAACACAUUACUGGCAUUGCGUAUACUAUUUUGUGGUGUUCUGUGUCGACCUUGUGAGACGAUCGAGACGAAUAAUAUUAUAUAUUUUAUUGGCAACGGGUUUGGGCGCACCGUUUGGCGACCGACACUGUUGCUCCGCCGAGUCAUAUUUACCAAAGCCGAUCGUCUCUGCCCGCACCGAACAAUUAUUAAAAUAACACGUGCGCGUACGCUUCCUAAAUAAUAAUAAUAUAUAAUAAUAGGUAUUUUAUUGUUGCCGUCCGGCAGCGGAGUUGAAUAUUAUUAUUUUUAUUAUUAUUAAUAUUACAAUUUACAAACAACAAAGACGGCCGUCGGUGGGUGUGGGAAAUGUCGAAGGACGUCGUGUGUAUGUGCGGUGCGCGCGCGUACGUAUGCAAGUGAGAGGCGCUUUUGCUGCUUGCAGGUUCAUUGACGGACGUUGUCAAGGUCUAACCGCCGCCGUUGUUCGCGUCACCGCCACCGGGGCCGUUUCGACAAUCGGGCCGAGGGAUUUUAUUAUUAUUGUACGUACGUACGCGCGCGUGUCAUCUUUCUGGAAGGAUUUCGCCGCCGUGACGUAACACAUUUUUUCAUUUGUUCUUUUUACGAGUACAUACACACACACACACACACACACACACACACACACACACACACACACACGCGCCGAGCGCGCGCUCUGUAAUUAGUAUUUAUACAGGCGCCUACGGCGACUACAACUAUUGUUGUAGUCGUCUGUGUAAUGAAAGAAUAAUAAUAAAAGGAACGAGUCUUCUCCCCACCUGUCGUAGUCGUAAUCGCGCCGCCGCUAUAAGAACGUACACAACAACAGUGUAACAGACUAACAACAACAAACGUGUGUAAUUACCGCGCGGUCGACUAGGUGACGUCACACGGCAAACGCGGCGUUCGCCUAGCCGUACCUACUACUACCUAUACGCAAUGUAGAACAAUGGGUGCGAGCACGAAAGCUAUUCAACCUCCCGAUAGUCCGACGUCGGCGAUACCCUUGGCACGUCUGCAUUUUUGCCGUCGCGACAAUACGAAAUUUAAUUAACGACGUAUAGAAUAACGUGUAUAUCGUAACGUUACGAAGGUCCCUCCUAUUAUUCGCGAAUUGUAACUCGGUAGUCGUACAACAGCAACAUAACAAUAUAUUUAAAUGGUAUACCUAAUAUUGUUGCGAUUCAAACACCACCGCCGCAGUAGGUAACACGAGUUUUCCUUUCAGUUGUCUACGAGUCUACGCCUAUAGUAUGAUAAUAUUAUUAUUAUAAUUUUGGUAUUGUGCUUGGCGAUGGUUAUUUUAUUUAUAAUUUUUCGUCUCUCCGUUCGCCUGUCCAACCGAAUUAUUAUUGUUUUCGUGAGAUCGUAUCGUCGUCGCCGACGCCGUGUGACGUAACGCACUCGUCGGGUAGCGCGGUCGAAGCGUCUCGGCGCAGUGGUGGGGCCGGCGUGGCGGCGGCGGCGGCGGCUUAAUAAUAAUAUAUAAAUAAUUUGUUUUGCUUUUCCCGGUCAACCGGGCGCGAACACACAAAGGAAAGUGCGCGAGUGCCCAAAACACGACCUUGACGUCCGUGUGCGUGUGUACGACGCGGCGGCGGCAAUACCAGAGACGCGUCCCGUCGUCUGACGGCGACCCGUAUCGACUAUAUUGCCGCCGCCACCGCCGGCAAGAGGCGAUGAGAAAUAAAAAUGUUAUAAUAAUAUUGUUGUGUAAUAAUGCGCACCAACACACACCGUAGCGUCCACCACACCGGAUACACGUGCCCGUCUCGUUCCGAUUACUAUUACUAUUACUACUACUUUUAUUAUUAUUAUUAUUGUUAUUAUUAUUAUUAUUAUUAUUAUUAUUAUUAUUAUUAUUAUUAUUAUUAUUAUUAGACAUAAUAUUUAGUUAAUCAGUUAGUGGGUUGUUCACCGCCAGUCCGGCGCUUACAAUAUUUACAAUAAUGGUGCAAUGAAACCGAAUCCUCGACCACAUUCUGUGCAUAUAUUUCUAAUUUAUACCAAUGGAAUCGUAUAUUGUAAUAUAAGUAUUUAUGGUAUUGGUUUUCAUCGGUAAAGAUUACAAUCACUCGAAUUUUUAUGUUUAUAUGGGUUGCUUUUGAUAUCUUAACUCAAGUUAAUCCAAUUAGGUCUAGUUAACUGUGGUCAUUCAAAAAUAAAUUGAUGUAGGAGAGCAAAUUUUCAAAUUAUCGCCGAUUAUGUUAAAUUUAAAUAUUAUUUUUUUCGAUUUUAUGAUUUUAUGUGAUAACGAAAAAAAUUGUUCAACUUAUCUGAUGUCCGAUAACCAUUUAAGAAGAAUAGGUCCCGGCAUUUUUAAAGACUAAUAUGAAGUUUUAGACGAAUAAGCGGGGAUAAAUUCUCUCACCUUCUCUUAUACGUUUAUUGUCAUUACAAUUCUUAUCAUGAGAAAUGAUAAUAGUAUAAUAUAUUAAUAAUUCUAAUUUCUUGUCUGCAAGGUUAAGUUAGGUUAGGUCAGGUCUGGUCAGUGGUAUACAUUCAAUCUUGCUCGGGGGGAAGGAGGGAGUGUUAAAAAAAUAGGACGGACAUACUUCACGCGAUGGAUGAGCCACUGUUGUAGGUGAGACAUUUUUAAUAAAAGAUAAUUCAAUUGAUUGAAAAAAAUAAUUUUUAUUAUUUAUUAUCAAUUUUAACCAUUGGGUUUGCCAGAUUAGUGUUAUAAUCAAAUAUUUACUAAUAAAAUGAUAACAUUGCUACUUACUAUUUAGUCCAACCUACUCUGGCUCUAAUAUGAAUGCUCUAAAUUUUUUAACACUUAUUACGACUCUAUUAUGACCUCACUUUUUUAUUUUUCUGAAUAUUUUUUUGAUUUUGUAACAUACACUGAUCUAUUUAGUAGCUAUUCAAUAAAUUUUUAUCAAUUAUGUAUCACUAAAAUAUAUUAAUGUUUUACCUAUGUCUUUUGGGUAAUAUUAUUGAUUUUAUUACCUAUUAUGUCUCGAAUAUAUCUGGUUUAAGGGAAAAAGAACUUAAAUCAAUAUCAUGAAAUACAAUUUUUAAUUUAAAAAUAACCAAAAAAAGAGGGGAAAUGACGAAAAUAAUAGAAUUAUGGAAAAAUUACAUAAGGAAAAAAAAUACGGACAUUUGUAUCCGUGUAAAGUCAACAAAAUGUUUAUCUAAAAUUAAUACUAUAAAACUCUACAAUUUGAAAUAGUUCAAAAUCACGAACAUUUUAAGACAUUUAGAAAGGGUUAAUAAAUGUAUUUGUUGAAAAUGUUAAGUCUUGACAAUUAUUUUUAAUUUAAUACCAACAAAAUAGUAAAAUUUAAAGUAACAAAAAUCACGAUCGCUUAAAUUUUCCUGGUUUUUCACUAUUAUAAAGGAAACUGCAAAAAUAAUUAAAAAUGGCUUCCUAGUGCAUUAACUAGAUGCAAAAUUCAACAAAAAACUCUCUUGCCGUUUUUAUUAGAACAAAAUAUUUGGUACAAAAGUUGUAAUAAAAAAAAAUUCCCGUUUUAGUAAUACCAAUACAUUCCUUAUUACAUUUAGAAUUUUAAAUUUAAAAAAUAAAAUACAUAAUACAAAAAAUACUUCAGGACAAAAUUACAGGGUGGGCAAGAAAUUUUAGGGAUGACCUAAGGUAUAAUAUUAUAUGUGCAUAUAUAGUGUCUCACUAUGAUCUGACACUUUAAAUACAUUUUAUUCUAUAACAAACUUGUAAUAUAAUAUUUUUUUAGAAAAAAAUUGUCCUAUGUCUCUGCGCUACAGUUAGUAUAAAUAUUUAUUUUUUUUUGCGAGAAAACUUAAAAAUAACGAAUUUAAAAUUUUACUAUAAUUUUUAAAAUAGAUUCUUAAAAAAAUGUUGGUAGUUGAAACUUUAGGUAUGGUCUUUUAUCAUCUAUAAUUUUUUGAAGUUUUUGAAAAUAUAAAUAUUAUUGUGUUUAUAAUCUAUGAUAAUUAUUAAUCAGUAAUCAGAGCACUGUUAUUUUACGUAUGAUAUUGACAUAUAGAAAAGAAAAUCCUUGUCAUUUAAUGUGUUCUGACUACUGAUCGAGUAAUAUAAUAGAUUAUGAACCACUGCAAUAACAUUCUAUUUUGCAAAUCUUCAAAAAAUUGUAGAAAAUAAAAAACCAUAUAUUUAAAAGUGUUUCAACCACCAAUAUUUUUUUAAAAGUCUAUUUUAUAAAAUUGCAAUUUUAUUUUUUUUUUUUGGUGGAGAAAUUAAAAUAUUUAAUAUAUUAACUAUAGCGCCUAUGUACACUAAUUAUUUAAAAAAAAUAUUAAUCAAAAUAAUUUAAUAGAAAAGUAAUUUCAAAUGUUAGAUCAACGUGAGACACAUAUAUAUGUAUAUACAUUAUAUUCUGAGCAUCGAGCAUAUCGAGGAAUCCAAAAUAACAGUGAGAACUUUUGUAGCAUUUCUUAUAUCGAUGAGAUCUGUUUUGAUUUUUCUUGUAGUUAUUAAAAAUUCCUCUCUAUAUCCUACCAUUCCAACUUUUCACCUAUAACAGUCGCCCACCCAUUAAGGAAAGUAUGUCCGAUUUUUUUCUUUGUAAUUAGGUCAAAAAUAAACACAGAGUUCUGAAAUUUCCAGAGAAUAAGUAUUAACCCAUUCUAGACGAGGUCAAAUGUUCAAAACAUUCUGGAAAUUACAGAGAAAUUUAUAGACAUUAUAAAUGUUCGUGGUUUUUUAGUUUUUAUUUGAUUUUAUGUAGGUAUAUAACAUUUCUUCGGUUUUAUAAAAAAUACUUGUAAAUUUAAUUGAAGUCCAUCAUGAGUUGGUCUUUUGGCUAAUAUAUAAAUCACUAUAUUUAUGUCAUUGUAUUUGUAUAAUAAAUCCAUAAUCUAUAUAAUUUAUCAGCGUUCAAAGUUGAAAUUGUAAUGAAAAUUGUAAAAAUUACAGCAAUUCGUGUAUUAUUUUUUGAUUUACGCGUGAGUACAAAUUUUUGGCUCAGCGAAGUUCAUUAUUUGUUUUUCGUAGUUUUAAAAGAAAACAAAUUAAACGUUAUUUCCACCUCUAACAUUUUUUUUUUUUACAAAAAUAAAAAUUAAGUAUUUGAUUUCUUUGAACGGUAACAACUAUAUCAGUUAUUAAAUAUAUUAUGCUUACAUAUUAAAUAUGGCACUGUCACACAUAGUAGCUCUCAUCAAAAAAUUACAUUUAUUAAAACGAAAAUAAUAAUUGUUUUACCUAUCUAUUAAGCAAAUGUUUACUUUUGAAAAUAUAAAUUAUAAGUACCUAUACAAAUUUUCAAAAUUAUUUUCUGGUGUAAAAAUAUAAAUUUGCAUUGCCAUUAAAAUUUGAAAUCUGACGAUGUAAGUGCUACCAUUUGUAAAAGUCAAUUUACGCUUUUGCAUAAUAUGAUAAUAUUAAUACAAAUUGUUUGUAUACUUAUAAUAUAAGUAAUAUAACCAUGAUACAAACGGUGCCUCGAUAAUGGUUUAAAAUGAUAACGGACAAUAUUAUAACCUAUUUCAUAAUGACAAAAUAAAUAUCAAAUUCAAAAUGAUAAUUAAUAAUGAAAUUGUCUGACAAUCAAGUCCGUUUUCUAAAAAAGGAACAUGUAACGGAAAUUAAUUAUUUUUUGAAAAGAACUUUCCCAACACUAAUCCUACCCUUCCAAUUUCUUUCCUACAACAGUGCCACUUUGUAUCAGUAGUAUCAGGUUUUUUUUACAAUUUCAAUAAUUAUAAUUAUUCACAAUCAAAAUUCAAAUAACCAUGUACCAUUCGUAUCACAGAUAAUUGUUAAAAAUACUUAUUAUUACUAUUAAAGAACCAAUUAAAUAAUUCUUCUCCCACGUGUACUUGACAUUUUCAUAUUCAGGCGUGUGUAAAAUAUUAAUCGUCCAUUAAACUUUUCGAUAGUGUAAUAUUAGCUGUUAAUUUUUAUUCGGUAUUAUUAGGUACUCGUAUAAGGUACUUUUAUCAAUAAUUUUCAUUCACGUGCAGUCGUGUAUACCCACUUUUAAAUUUUUAUUAUUUUCUUAUUAAAAUAAGAAAAGAAACUAGAAAAUUCUCUGUUAUGUCUGUACAAAAAUUUUAAAAUUAUUAUCAGAUAUAUAUUUUAAUAUUAUUAAUUUUUAAUAAAAUGGAAGGAAAAUUUAUCUUAUAAUAGGUAUUGUAUUAUUAAAAUGAUUAUUUAUAAAAGAAAAUUUGAAGAAAGAAAGAAAAUAAUUUCUUUGUUCAUUAUUUAACUACCUGUAUUUGUGUUUUAACAGUUUCGAUACAUUUAUACUAAUGGAUUAUUGUAAAAAUUUAAACUAGAUGUUCAGGAUAAAACGUUGGUUUCGACGAAAUCUCUAUCUUGGAGGGUACAAGUUCUUUAAUUAUAAUGUGACAUUUUAUAAAUCGUAAAGGGUAUUUAGAAAUCAUAAAUGUCUAAAUAUCUAGUAAAUUAUAGCCGAUGUUAAUGAUUUUCUACAGAACAAAUCGUACAAAAAAUAAUAUUACGCUGUGUAAUGAACGGUUUAUGAUAAUAUUUUUCGUCAUUACUAAUUUUAAAAUUUGUAUACAUUCCAUAUUCUAUGUAAGGUAUAAUAUAAUAUAUUAUUUUUACAGCACUUCGCGUUGAUAUUGUCUUAUUUGAAGAUUAAUUUUUAAGAUAUUAAUACUUUAAAACCUACCUUAACUACUAUGUAUAACCUUAAUCUAUAUAUACCUACCUACAAUGAAGUGAAAAAUAAAUUUAAUUAAUUAUCUCAUAAUACCUUGUAGAAUAAUUUAAUUAAUAGUUUUAUUAAUUACGAAAUUAAAUAGAUUAUGGAACACGGUUCUAUAAUUUAUUAAAUAGAUACCUAUGAUGAGUUUAUUCAUUUAAAAAAAUAUAAUUAAUAAUUUAUAUAUAAUACUAUAUUAUAGCUAAUAAUGUUAACUAUUUAUGAAUAAUCGUAAAUUUGAAUCAUUAUUCUAAAAGUUGAAUUUGUAAACUAACGGUAAAUUAAUAUUUAAAAAGUGUUUUUAAUUAUUAAUAGUUGAAUGAUGGUGACUCAGAAAUUAUUAAUUCUCAGAUAUGAUUUUGUACUAAAUUUUACACUUGUUUAUAAGUGAAAUAAAAUCGAAUUUAAAAAACAUAAAUUUAACAUUUAUUUGUACAUGGAUAUAUGUUAUAUUAAAUUAAUGUUACAAUAAAUUAAAACCAAAGAACAUAAAUUAUAGGUAAUAGUAUUAUACUACGAGUUAGAUAAAAUGUUUAACUAAUAGUAAAACGUAUUGUAACUAUUCGUAUGUUGUAUGCAAUUGAAACGAUAUGUAUCAAUAUUUGAAUAUUAUGCAUGUACAAUACUGUUAAAUUAAUUUUAAUAUCGAUAAAGAAAAAAAAUGUGGUUGUUUUUUAAUUGUUGUGUUUAAUUCACUGUAUUCUAUAAACCUGUAAUAUCUACACUUAUGGCAUCAUAACAAUUUUGAAGUGUUGUAAAUGAAAAUGAAUACUCUGAUACGGCAAAUACGACCAUAAUAUGGCUCUAUACAUAAAUUUUAGAGGCUUAAACGGUUUGAUUAACAAAUACUGAAGAAUGAACCAUAUUAAAAUAUACAUUUAUGACGUUUUUCCGUGUCGUUCUAAAAUUAAUACUUAUUAUAUAUUAAUUUUGUAGUGUAUCUUUGAUUGAGUACUUAUGCCACUUAUGGUGUAUUUUAAAUCAUAUCGAUUAUAAUAUAAAUUAUAACCGAUGAUAUAGUCCAAAAAAUUAAAAAUCAAAAAAUCUACAUGCCGACCCUGACUUGGCAAGGGUUUUUCCUGUUUAUGUAUUAUGAUGGUCAAUGGUCAUUCAUAAAUAAUUUAAAUCCAAAAACCGCGAACUAUGGCAGCAAAAAAAAAAAAAAAAAACUAGAUACGAACAAUUUAUAUACCAUAAUUUAUUAUGUUGAGUGUUUGAUACACUGUAUUUGAAUAUUUCAUUGGCUUACAAACCAAACAUAAUAUUAUACUAAUUGUUGUAAUAGGUUUAUAAUAUAACAUGGAAAUACAAUGGACUACAUGAACUCUAUCCAUCCUGUUUGAAUUGUAUACCGUCAAUUUUUUACAUAUUAAUAACCAAGGUUGGGUAAAUUAAUAAAUUGUUUUCAAUUCGUUAAGUUUAGUUAAGAUAAAAGUUUAUUUCCUAAAUUAAAUUAAUAUUAACUAAGUUAAAAAUUAACAUUCAAGUUGUUACUGAAAAUUAAAAUAUCUUAAUAGACGAAUUUAGAUCAAUGGUCUCCAUUUUCGCGUUUACCAGUUUUGUUAACAAUUUAUGUGACUUAAUUUAAUUAGAGUAGAAAAAAUGAAUCAAUAAAAAAAAUACAAAGAAUAAACUUAAAUAUUUUUUUAAGUACUUUACUAACAUUCAAAAGCAUUUAACAAUUUAACGAUAAAUAAUUAAUUUCAUAGCCCGUAAAUAUGUUUCAUUAUUAUAAUUUGAUAUUAUGACAAAAACGUAAUUUUAACGAAAAAUAUUUGAAUUUUUCAAUAAUAUUGUACAUAAUUAUUUUGCUGAUUUGAUUAUCAGUUAUCAAUUCAUUGCCAUACAUUUUCAUAUCGAUAUUAUAGUAGCGUUUUUAUAAUAAUAAAAGAUAAUCAACACAUUUUAUAAAUCAAUGGUAUUCUGUUCAUUCAAAUUUGGUUUCGAAAGAAUUAUCUCAUCGAAAAUUUCAUGUUUGAUCAUGAUAUUUAUAUUAGUAUACCGUAUACCAAUAGUGACCAGAUAUAAAAGUCCAAAAAAAGUAUAUUUAAUAAUUUAGGUCCUCCAUUAUAAAAAAAAAACCCUCCCUUGAAAGAAUUGGCCAAUGUGUAUACUAUUCUACCAAUUUUGACAAUACCUUAUCUUCAUCUAUAUACUUUUUUUUUAUCUGAUUACUCUAUUUUUUUCGUUAAACAAUGGUUUUCCAGGUGUCGCUACCGUUGUCAAUCACUUGCAAACGUUUGGAAUGCAUUAAGUCGAACCAUGAAAUAUUGAAAUAAAAAUGAAUAAUUAAAUUAUACAAAAUCAUAAACAUGUAUUAGCCCAUAGUAUUUUCAAAAAAAAAAAAACAGUAUAAUUGCAUGUACUUAAUACUGUUAUUAAAGACAUAGGACAAUGAAUAAAAAAAGAGUACUGUCCUACGAAAAAGCGUACGUCUGGUCACUAUACGUAUACCUAAUCUAAAUUUGGCUUAUAGAACUCCCGUAGAUACGAGGUAAUACAUAAUAUAUAUUUAUUAGUUUAAUUAAUAGAUUAUAAUAUAAUCUAAUAUUUAAGAAUCUAACGCAAGGUUGCAGAUGAAGGGAUCCUUCUUGCACCGUGGUUCUAGCGAACAUAGUCAGUUGCGUGUGUUUAAUCAUUGCCUGCACAACUGUUUUCGACGAAAUUAUUUGUAAUACUAUUUUCAUCAUCUUUUAUUAUUAUUGUUGAUUUGGCCGAUGGGGAAUCCCUAUUAUGAAUAAUAAUAAUUACUACUCGAAUCGUUUUAUCCUAAUAUUAUUGUCGUCGGCAUACUUUCCACAUUAUUCAAUUACUUUUUAAUGAUACGUACCUUGAUAGGUUAGACGUUAAGUUAGGAAACAUGAGUCGGCCAACAGAAGCCGACUGGUCGCUGGUUCGAAUCCCGUAGAAUCGUUAAUAAUUUAUUGUGUUUUAUUUUUUCAUUUCGUGUACAUUAUGUUAAUAUGGGACCGGGAACCGGUACCGGGUUCUUAUCAUUUUUCGAAUAACUGUACUACAUCCCAGACGUUUAUUUUCAUAUUAUUUGUUAUUUUUGUCAAUCUCAAAAUGUAUUUUUAGUACAUUUCACAAUAAUGAGCACCGACCACAACUGUUUUUUUCGAUUGUCUUUAGCAUUGUUGUUAUAUUGUUAUCGUUCUGGAAAGAUAUUCGACGGAUUUUCGUACCAUUUUUUCCAUCACCGCCUACCCUUUUCUAGCUCAAAAUGUAUUUAUAUUAUGAUUUUAUUGUUAGUGCGAUUUACGAAACUCUUACUCAACGUUUGCUCACGUAGCUAAUUGUUAUGAACUAGAUUUUUCAAAUGGAAAAUUGUAGGUAAAAUACAAAAAUCUAAGACUGGACUUGGAAAAAUAAUUAAUAGAACAAAGUAACCUCAAAUAACUAAUCAUUCAAUAUUAUUUACAAUUUAAAAAAAAAUAUUACUAAAUACCAGGGUGGAUAUCGGGGAGGACUUGGGGGCUUAAGCCCCCCCAGAAUGUAAACGUCAAAAUAAAAAAUUAUGUGUUUCAAUAUUUGAUAUUUAUAAUUUGUAUUUUAUUGUGUUGAGAUACGAGAAUGGUCUGGAAUAUUCACGGCUUCUUGAAAAAGAAAUUUCUAAAUCUAUUAAUACUGAAACAAUUGUUAAUAUAUUUGCACAAAAAAAUAGAUAUAUACAAUUAAAAUAAAAAUAAUUUAGUAGCUAUUCAAUAUUUUAUUUUUUAUGUUCCUAUUCCCUAUAUAUAUAUUUGGUGCCUCAGCUAGAAUCAAGUAAGAGUAGCCACUACAGUUAGUAGGUGGAAGCGUCGGAAGCGACUAAAAAUAUUUGUUUCCGCCAAUGAAUAAGACAAAAAUGUUAAGCCCCCCCAUAGAUGAAACCAAAUAUCCUCCAAUAACAAAAUACUAUUUUUUGCUUUUAUGUCAAUAGACUUUAAUUUUUUUCUUAAUGAUCUGUUAAAGAUUUAAAUAUUAUUAUUCCAGAAUCCAGCUCAAUACUGCCGUGUAAUUAAUUAAUCUUUUGUGUUUAAUAUACUACUACUAAUCGUAUUAUGAUGUUCUCUAUGUUAUUCUACGGAAAUUAUUAUUGUUUUGUUGGAAUUUUAUUUUUAUACUUGAAACCAAAUUUAAAUUAAUAUUUUAAAUUCUGAGCAGAGUGAGGAAUGUAUUGAUUUUACAAUUAAAACUAAAAUGAUCUCUCGUUAUUUUUUUAUUAGAGCAACAUCUCUAGUAGAAAACAUAAAGCGUAAAAAUUAAAAUAUAAUGAAUUUGUAACGUCGUAAAUUUGUCAGUUUUCAUUUUACGUUUUUUUUUUUCAAUUAUUCCUAAUUAUUAUGAAAACUACUUUAAAAAUCGGAAAACGUUAGCAACUAGAUCAAAAUGCAAUAAAAAAGGGUCUCUUAUCGUUUUUUGAUUGAAGCAAGAUUAGAAAACAUAAGAAAACAUAAGUUACAAACAUGUAAAAUUAUGAACUUUUACACCGUAAAUGUUUAUCCGUUUAUCAAAAAAAAAAAUCUAAAAAUAACCUCCCUCAAGUACUUGCUAGCUAGAUCGAAUUUCCUUUCAGAAUGCGUUAAUUGAUAUAUCGGAAUUAGAUUUCUGAUCAAAAUUUUGUACAGUACAAAAAAAAAAUAAACAUCAUUGUAAAACCAAUAAAUGCCUAGCUACGCUCCGAUCUAAAAUUUAAAAUUAUAUACUUAUUGCUUGUAAAUUUUGAUGCUUUUUAUGUUUUAAAACCUUAUCAUUAAGUUAAAAUUCGUUUAUACUUUUAUAUUGAAUUAUAUAUUCUGAUUAAAUUUCACAAUAUUCGUACCCCGAAAACAAGACAAAUAAUAAAGCGCAUUGUUUUAAAAAACGAGACUAUAAUGAUAUAGUACUCGCGUUAUGCCCGAAUAUUUUUGUCCUUGAAAUACUGGAACAAGGGCAAAUGAAAUGUAAGUUUCACUGUAUUGUAUGCACAUGUCGAACGUUCAAAAAAUAAUAAUGGUUCAUAAAAAAAUGUAGCUGUCUGUACAGGCGUCCCCAGACUUUUUUUUAGAGAAAAAGUACAAAAGUAAUUUGUGAAAAAUACCGAUAUAUUUCGCAUGAUGGUUGGCCAUUAGUAUAGGUGAGAAGUUGGGAAGGUAGGAUAUAGAAGGGAUUUUAAUGUAUAUCUGUACGAAAAGAUUAAUCUUUGCUAACGAAAAACGAUUUUGAGUGAAGUUUGGUUAUAUAUGUUUUGAAGAGCCGUAAUAUUUACGAUUUGAAAAUAAUACAUUUGAUAAAAUUACCUAUUUUCCCUACGUUUUUGACCAUUUAUUAUGAAAACCACUGGAAAAAUAAAAAAUGACCUAAUGUACACUCCAGUCAAAUUCCCUUUCAGAAAAAGCGUAACACAUGAAAAACGGAGCAAAAUUCCUGGUAGAAAAGUUGUACACAAAAAAAAAAUAAACAUUGUAAAACCAAUACAUUCUGAUCGAUCUCAUGAUCAGUUGAGUAAUAAUACCUAUAUAAAUGUAUGUAUAUGUAAGCCAUAUAGAAUAUAGAUAUAUAUUGAUUAUAUAAGACAACGAAAAAAAAUGUCAACGGUAUCCCAAUCCCAUCCAUUUGUUUAAAAAAAAAAAAUGAAAAAUGAAUGAUAAUCCAAAUUCGAAGAUUUGCGAAAACUGAAGUCCGACCUGUCUCUAAUUUGUAUUUCCUGUAAUUAUAACACGUAUCGUGUUUGACACUGUCGAUAUUUUCCACAGGCGAAAUAUCUGUUUUAAUUUUUAAUUUUUUCUUUCAUCGGUCGUUUUUGGAAUUAUUAUACUAUUACGGAUAAUAUUUUUUCAGACUGCAGGUGCGCACAGCAGGUUGUAAACACCGCGAAUGAAUGAGUAAUAAUAAUAGAAAAAUAGAGAUAAUAACAAUAACAUUUUGGUAACCGAAAAAAAAAAAUAAAAAUUUACUACUGCCACCUGUUUAUUUAUUUAUGUUUUUCUCAGUUUUUAUAUCAUACAGCCGACCUCGAACUGCCGCCAUCAGUUUAUACGCGCGUGUUAACAGUUAAAAAAUAUUCGAUGCAACUGAGCGACGAGUGCUAUCGAAAUGUGUACACCGAUAAAAAAAAACCAGCCAAAACUUAGUUAUCGUUAGAAAAAAAUAAAUAAAUAGAACAACAUAAUAAUAUUGUUAUCGUAUUAUCUGACUGUAGAUCUGUACGACCGGAAACGGAUAUCCCCCCCCCCCUAUCACCGGGGUGGCAGGAGCGCGCGCGCCUAAAUUUACAACGUGUAUAUUUUUUAUCUGCUUCCGGCGUGGCCGGUGUUUUGGGCGGCCGCGUUGGCAGCCAGCGGCGCGGCGGUAUCGAUCAGCUGUUUAUUAUUAUUAUUAUUUGACGCGCACGCGCGCGGCUCGCGCAUACACAAUAUAUUAUAUUAUUAUUAUGCGUGCGUGUAGAUAAUAUUUUACGUUAUGCAAUUACGCAGCGGUUCUGCGGCGGCGGUGGGGUCUCGGCCGGCGAAAACGUGACCCGCACUCGCCCGACCGGCUGCCGUUACGUCACAUAGCGGCGGCGCAGGCAGCUUCGUCCGUGUAAUACCACUACACCCGACCGCGCCUGCGCGUUUCACCAUAAUAUUGGGGUAACGAACCGAUCCGCCGUCGUCGCCGCCGUGUACACGUACACAAUAUUUUAUUAUGGGCCUACCGCCGCCGCACCGGUAGAUUCUUCUACGCGGAAAAGCUCGAACUUUUUCGCGGUCGCCGCCCCUCCGUGCCGCCUUCCUGACCGGAGAAUCGAUAAGCGAUUACGGGACAACACAAUCACAAUGCCUUGCCGUCCCGGCCGUACUCUAUCUUUUCCAGUUCGCCUAAUGAUAUUAUUCGUUUUGUAUAUUACUGCGUGUACAUCAUCACUGUGAAUAUUUUUACGUUGUAUGGGUAUCAUCGGUUUAUACGCAAUAAGGCGCCCACUUUGUCGUCCCAUGACGGUCAGGCAAAACUAGAUAGGUGGGCUUCCGGUUUGCAGUGGUACAUUUUCCCAUAAACUUAUCAGAGUCAAUGAAAUCGAUACAGUUUAUAAAAAUUUAACUGAUAAGGAAUAAAAUCUCAUAUAUUGGUAGUUAACCGAAACAACAGAAAAUACUUCGUAAAAAAAAUUUUCGAAAUUGAAGAGUAAAGCCUUCUAGAGUAAAAAAAUAAUAAAAUCAGAUAAAAUAUAUACUUAGGCCACUAGACGAUUGAAAUUUACAUACACAGGGUGUCCUACGGAGAUAUAGAUUAUCUCCUUUACAUUAUCUCCUGAGAUAAUAUAGAAAAUCAAAUUCUGUUUGUUUUUUUUUUUACAUUACUCACAGGACUAAGGACUAUAAAUAUUUAUAUUUCAAUUAAUUAUUAAUCUUUCGGAAAAAACUUAAAAAAAAAAUACCUUUUUCGUUCAUUAUUUUUGAAUAAUUUGAAGAUUUCAUAGAGUUUAUUUUUCUGAAAAUUUUGACGCAUUAACUUUUUAUUUUCAUUAUAUUCGAGAUUUUUUAAUAAUUUUUUAAAUUACCAAGAAAAAAAGUGUAAAGAUAAUUAACCAUAAUAAUAAUUAUCAAUUAGCGAAUGCGAUUACAGCUUGUAGUAUAAUUAUUGGUACUUUUCUCUAAACUUCAAAAUUUUUUUAAAAAUCACGAAUUUAAUAAAAAUAAAGUUAUUUUCUACUUUUUUUUAUUAAUACAUACAAAUUUAAUUAAAAUAUAAAUAUUUGUAGUCCUUAUCCCCCCUACGAGUACCAUAUAUAAAAAAUAAAACAGAAUUUGAUUUUUUCCAUCAUCUCGGGAGAUAUUGCAAUGGGUUGCAAUAUCUCCAUAGGACACUAUUAUUUAAUAUUGAACUCUCUCCAAAAAAUGCCCAGAUAGCUGUUUUAAACUAUGGACCUCCCAGAAUAAUUGAAAAUAUACCACUGGUUACUAACACUAACACUACUUUUAUUGAUACACAAUUUUUCAUUAUUUCCGUGUGGGAAUAGUUUUGAUAAUUCUCAUAAGAAUAGGUUUUUAGACCCACUUGAGAAUACUUACAAGUUAAAUGGUUACGAUAGAUAACGGUAAACCAUUGAUUUAACAUACAAAAAGAAUAAAAACAUUUAUCUUAACCAUAUUACAUACUUGUUAUCCCAUUUCCCAUAACGCCAUAAUCAUAAUGUCAUGGUUAAUAAUUUUCGAAUCGUAAUAAAUAAAAUGUCCAUCACGGGUCCAUGGAUGAUGAAAUAAACACUUAACUAUACAAUAUUAUGUGUUUAUGUCUAUAAAUUUAGUAUAUUAUACUUUGAACCGUUACUGAAAUUUAGACAAUCAUCAUAAUAUUACGUAUUGGGCUUAAAAUAAACCUAACAUAUUUUGUUCUUUACAAAAUUGUUUAAUCGUGUUCGUUAAAUAAAAUCAAAAUAUUCUUUCACUCGCCGUAUACGCUUACAUAGAAUUUAUAAUAUUACAGAAGAGAUAGGUCAAUGGCCAGUUGAUGAACCUAUACCGAAAACCCGUUUUUCGUAGUUUUCAUAUUAUUGUGUAUUAUUAAUAUUCAUCUCAAUGAUGUUGAAAAUAAAAACGACAAUAUAAAAUACUGUAAUAUUAAUAUGUACGAUAGCCGAAAAUUCAAAUGUUAAUAAAAUGUAGUUUAAAACGAAAAAUAAUGUCACCACUUUUAUAGUAAUAUCUAUUUUUGUUUAAGCAAAACAAUAGUAAAAAACGCGUUUAUAUAAAUGUAUCAUAUUGCAUCUUCCUAUGUAACUGUAAUUUGUAAGUUGUAAGUCGUAUUUUUAUAUAGUAAAUACCGUUAUCAAUAUAUUAAUAUGAUAUCAUUUUGGGCAUUAAAUAUUGCCCGGUGAGUGAUAAAAUAAUUAUAACCUUAUUUUUUUUGGUAUUAAUAGAAAAUUUGUUUUUCAAGCAUACAAACAGUAUUACAACUCAUUAUUAUGUAUCUAACAAAAUACUAUUUUUUUUAUUAUUAAUUUACAGCAGUCAAUACAAUUUGUAGAUUCUGAGCGUAGCAAGAAAUACAUUGGUUUUAUUUUAUAUUUAUUUUUUUUAUCUGUGUGUAAAUAAAAGUUUUACUAGAAAUCUUGCUCCGAUAAAAAAACUUAAUAGUAACUUUCUUAUGGCUUGUAGCUUGAUGUAGUAACUUUUUUGUAAUUUUAAUCUGUGAAUUUUUUUCAUUUAUUAACGCUUUGAGAAAGUUAUUUUUUUGAUUUUUUAUGGAGUUUUCAAAAUAAUUAGGAAAAACCAAAAAUAAAAUAUUAUAAGUAGAAUGUCAAAUAUUUAGGACGCGUCGAGGCGUUAUCGAUUUUAUUAUUUUUAAUUUUUGCAAAUGAUGUUUUCUACCAGAAAUCUUGGUCCAAUUGAAAAAUGUCAAUAAAUUGCUUUAGUUCCAAUUAAUAUCAAGCCACUGACAGAAAAAAUUAUUUUUUUUAUAUCUAAAGUAGUUUUCAUAAUAAUUAGAAAAAAUUAAAAAAAUACGUAAAAUACGAUUUUUUCAAAUGACGAUGCAACAAUUACAUUAUUUAAAAUUUUUAUGAUUAUAUUUGUAUACUAGAAAUCUAUCUAAAUUUCAAGAAUAGCAUAUUUUUUGGAAAAAAAUAUUUUCUAGUUUGAGAAUGAGAAAGUCGUUAUUUUAUUUUGCUUAUAGAUUUCCUCAUAAUUACGAAAAAACUUAGGAAAUACGGUAAAGUAUACAGUAUUUGGUAUUUUGUUAUGCGGUUAAAAAUUAUUAUAUAGAUCUGUAGUGUUCAUAAAAUACUUGUUUUGGCUUUUUGUAGAUGUGGUGAAAUGUUCAAAACUUUAAAACUAUUUUUAGGCUAUUUAUAUGUAUUUGAUAUUUUCGUGUUUUUAUAUGUAUUUUUAUUUGGUAGGUAUCUGUUAUUAAAAUUAUACAACUUAAAAGAAAUGCUUGAAAAAUUAACACAACUUAUAUUAUAAGGUGUACUUAGUGGUUUAAAAACCAAAUUUGAGUUUAAUGCAUUAGUUUUAUUUUUCAUAAGUUUUUUAAGGUCAAAUUUUGAUUAUAAAUCGUUAAAAAAAACUACGGCAUUUCAAAAUACGUUUUAUCGAAUUUCGAUCCGAAUCUUUUUUCGGUAGCAAUAGUUUAUGCUUGCUUACUGAUAUAAAUUAAAUUAUUCUAUGUAUCCUACCUUCUCAACUUCCCACCUAAUACAGUUACUGCAUCUGUCUCCAGUGUAAGUUUUUUUAGAUUCUUAGUGGAGUGAGGUUUACAAUGGUUUACAAUUAGUUUUACAAUGAUGUUAAUUUUUUUAUUUUUGUUUUUAUUUUUUAAUCCGUGAACAACUUUUCUAUCAGCAAUUUUACUCAGGUGUACAAUAACAGCACUUUUUCUGAAAGGAAAUCUGAUUGGGGUAGUACUCUAAGAAAGUUGUUUUUUGAUUUGCUCAGCUGUUUUCAUAAUAAAUGGAAAAAACAGGAAAAAUUGUAAAAUUGAAGAAGGUACAAUAUUAUACAAAUAUUAUUAAAGAAAGUAUAUAAUGCAUAUGUUAUAUGACAUAUUGUUGAUAAAGCAACACUAUUAACCGAACUUCGAUCAUAAUCUUUUUUUUUCAGUUACCGUUGUGUAUAGAUAUAAAUUAAAUUACCCUAUUGCACGUAUCUGUAUAAAAUGUUGAGCUAUUGUAAAGGCAAUUAACAAAUAAAAAUAAACGUUUGUCUUAAUCCAUAAUGCGUAUUGUCUAUACAAUAAUUAAUCUUAACGUUUUUGCCGCACAAAACUAGGGUUUAUUUUUUUUUGGAAUAAAUUAAAACUCAAUUAUAACUCAUUGUUAAUUCUUUUAAGAUUUCAUUAAAUCCUUUCGACGGAUGAAUAUUAUUUUUUAAUACCUACCAUUAAUAUUAGGUACUAUUGAAAUUUCCAAUAGUCAAUCAAUCGGUUGUAUCGAAAUUUAAUCUUUUAUUUAUUUUAUUUCAUGAUUAUAAACGAAUUGAAAUUAAAAUAAUAUAAUAUUAAUACCUAUAUUAUUAUUAUUUUUAAAUCCUCAUCUCGUGACGAAAUCCCAUUCGUUCAAAUAGGAUAAUUCUUGGAUAAAUUACACCUAAAUACGUAGUUUUUAUGUUAAUGAAAUUUAAAUUUUAGAGUAUUAAAUAUUAUUACUUCAUAAUAAUUUCCUAUAAUUUUUUGAAUAUACAGGGGUAGACUAGAAUGAAAGAUUGGUACCAUCUUAUUAAUCAAAGAACCUAAAAAAUUAAAUGAAUUUUAAUGACUUUAUAGUCAAAAAUGUAGAUAUUUUUACUUGUAACUAGGAAGUGGCAUCAGUAUGUCGUAAUAGUAGUUAGUCGGACGGCGGUAAUAGACGUUUAAAUGACGGUGAUGGACAACCAUUGAUGGCAGACACACCAUUUCUGAAUUUCUAGUGCCAAUUUUCGAUUUUCAAAGAAAAUGUCGUUUUGUAACGAUUUGACGGUCAAAAACUUUAAUCUGGUACUAUGAAAGUAGAAAGAUCGGUAGUCGUAAUCGAGUUCACGGACAAAAAAAGAUAGGAAUUCAGUAUCUUGCUUUUUUUCAUACUACCAAUGCCUAAAUAACUAGAUUCGUUUUAGAUUUUUUUUGAAUGGUUGAUUGUGAAACUAUAAAAAAUUUAUUGACAUUGCUGCAUAAGCCUCCUAUCCUUCAGAUAGUUUCAUCCUAGGAGAAUAAAUCUCUUUCAAGGUCCCACAGUGUUAUCGUUUAGAGAUGUCUUCGCCAUUUUUGACAUUAUACGAGUAUGUCUCACAAGUGAGUGUGUAAAUACUCUAUCUUUAGUAUUUAUAAUAUUAUUGGUAAUAUAAGUGAUUUUUGUUCCCGUAUAAUAUUGUUUACCUAAUUAUUAUAAUACGGCUACAACAGUUUUUACGUGCGAUCGUUUAUAGGUGCACUUGUACCGCAUGUGCGUACGAUUUUAUCGUAACGCCGCGGUUCUUGUGCGGUUGCCUACAUGUAAAACAAUAUAUAUAUAUAUAUAUAUAUAAAAUAAAAAAAAAAAAAGGAAAAAGGCGAAAAAAUAAAGGUGGCGUCGUGACUCACUCACUCGCCCAAAGGUUUACACAGCUGCGUAUACAUUCACGUAUUCACGUGUACGUUAGGUCGCUAUGCCCGUGAGGUGCGAAAGCUGUGGUAACAAAAUCGAACCGGUUUCCGGAUAAGAAAAAAAACCACGCUUGCGCGGGAUUACCACAGUCUGCAACCAUGGGCAACCGUUUAUUGAACCCGGCCGGGCGUCCUAGAUUCCAGGACGGGGAGUGCUGUGGGGCCAGAGGUCUGCACUGCGAUCUGUCCGGCAGCGCGGCUGGACGGUUACGGUUUAUAGUAUGGUUUAUUAUGUACACGACACGCGUAUUAAUAAUAUUUUAUUAUACGUCCAAUACAACCGUCGAAAUUAAUAUUCACGUAACGAUGACGUAUGUACUAUAUAGUGUCCAAUAUCGAAAAAAAAAUAGCACAUUUUUCUCUAACUUCCGAAGAGUAAUAUUUUCGAGAUGAAAACCGGCACGUACUCAAUAUAUUUUAACUAUCCUAUUAAUUUAUGUAUCUACGAGUCGCGACAUUUUUUAAAUUUGUGAAAUUACUUGUUUGAAAGAACAUAAUAUUAUAGCAUAAUGCAUUACGUUUUAUCGUCAUAGAAUCAAUUAAAAAAUUAUAUGACUCGAAAAUAAAAUGUUUAAAUUUGUAACAAUAAAAUAGCCGCAGGUACUCGUCGAACAUUUCUAAUGGUUUUUUUUUUUUUUUUGUUUUAAUCAUUUGUAUUCAAUAUUAUUCGUCUCGUACAGUCGAAUAAGAUCCGACUAAAGAAGAGGUUAUUUUUUCUUUAUCCGCGCGCGACCGGUUGAACGUACUCCGAACAGUCUGAACGUACGAUCCCCCCCCUCACACUUCAUCACCGUGUCCGCAAAUGACGUGCAUUACUUUCGGUUUUAACCGCAGGUACCUAACGGUUUCAAUCGCUUCCCGUCGAGCGGCUCGAACGAUUUAUUCGCACCAGUCUUUGUAAAUUUCAUAUAUUAUUUCGUAUCGCAUUACAUUACAGUAUAUUAUAUAAAAAAACGAUAGUGGACUACGACUAACGUCGUACAUAAUAUAGUUAUUGCUUUUUGUCGUGGACGAGGUUUUUGGCCUACCAAUUUGACGGUCAACUGACGCGUUGAAAAAAUAUUACACGAAAUACAUCAUCUUGGGAAUCACGUGUUGGUACACGAAACAUUAACGGCGGUAUUAUACUUUUUUACCUUCGAGAUAACCUGCGGGAGCAAUUCUAAUUCUUAAACAAAUACACAAUUUUGCGUUGAAUAAAAUAAGAUUCGUGUACAGUGUACACAUCAUAUUAUACCGAAAAUUCGGUAACUUGAGCAGGGGAGAUGUGAUGGGAGUUAAAAUCUCCCCCUCUCCAUUAAUUUAAAAAUACAACGACUAUGCAUAUUUUUAGUAAUUUAAUCCUGAAAUGUAUAUAUUUUAGCAAGUUAUAAGGAAUAGGUUGAUUUAUUAAAUACAAAUUAGCUUUUUGGAGCUAGAUUUUGAAUUCCCAUUUUCGAGUUAAGCAUACGAGUUUUUACGAUUUAUUUAUGAUCAUUGUUUGCUCCAUCCUUUCCGAUUGAAAAUUUAUUUUUAUGUCACUAAGUCCGAAAUUACAUACAAAUUAAUAUUUUAUAUUGUUGUAUUAUAUUUUAAUACUGUACUUAUAUAAAAGGAAAUGACCGACAAAUCAGUUACGUUUUAAAAAUAUAUACAAAUAAAUUAUUUAAGGCCAGUUUGAUAAUAGGUAAUAGGAUAUUAUAAGAUAAUAUAUUAUUUUGUACACCGUCUUAAGAUAAAAUAAAAUAUUAGUCCGUGAUUUUGUAUAAGGUUGACAAUCUUAAGCUAGGACUACAUCAAACGCACAAAAUGUUUUAUAACGUUACUACAACGUUAGGUGCAUUUGGUGUGUACUUUAUCCGCUUACGACAAAAAUGCGUGUAUUUGUUGCGCAGGAUACUGCCGGAACAUCAAAAGUGUUAGGACAAAUUAGCGUGUUAGGAACUGAGGACCACAAUUUAAGAUAUUAUUAUGCUUGCCUAACUAUGUUUUAAAGUAUUAAUUUUGUGACCACUGAAUUAAAUCCAGAAAUUAGCUGUUUCCAUCUACUACUAACACUUCUUGUAAUUUAUUUGUAUAGCUUUAAUGUUGUCACCACGAUUUAAGAUAAUAUCGAUUAUCUUGGAAUCAAUACUAUGUUCUCCAAUAAUAAAAAUACUUAAUGAUAAUGGUUUAAUAUAUUUAUCGGCUUGGAACGCUAACAACAGAUCGAAAAUGUGUAUUAGAUUUGUAGAUUUGAUCUGUAAGUCAGAUUAUCACUGUUCGGUGUUGGGCAAUUAUAUUAUCUUAAAUCGUGGUGUGGACCCAGCUAAAAAUCUCUUAUUAAUUCUGAAAUUACUUAUCGUUAAUAAUAUUUUAACAAUACCUUAUUAGUUAUUUAUGUUUUUUUAUUGAUUAUAAUAUAAGGUUAUGUUUUUCUUGUAUUUCGAGUUGGAUGAAAUUAUUUCUCAUUGCAUAAUAUUGCCACUACCGUAUACCGCACAUUUACCGUAGUUUACGACAUAAAUUAAAUUUAGAAAUAUAUUUUUAUUUAAUUAAAUUAUUUUAUAAUAUGUACACUGGAGAAUUUGCCUUUGUAAAUUGAGUAACAGGAAAUAUAUAUGGCCAUAACAAGUUUUUACCAUUUUUGAGCAAACAAAAUUGUAUCCACAUAACAUCAAAUAAAAAUUUUUUAAAACUUGAAUACCAGCGCUUUCAAAUAUCAUAAAAGAACUCAAAAAUCGUUCUAUUUCUAGGAAUAUAAGUAUUCUGUAAAAAUUUCAAGUCUUUACGUUUAUUUUUAAUCGAAUAACAAUAAAGAAUAAAAUCAAAAAUAACUAAAUACGUAAAUUUGUAUAGUGUUUUCCCUGUUUUCCCGCAACUAUAAAAAAACUACCAGAAAAUAAAAAAAGAGCAUUUCAGAAUAUCAAACAGAGCAAAUUAACAACCCGAAAUCACCACUAAAUAAAGCAUUCCUACUUUUUAGGAAUGUAAUAAUAGGUCCAUAAAAUGUUUCGUUACAACCUAUGUAACAUUUAACAAAAAUAUUAAACUAUGUUGUUAUCAUUACUUGAUGUGUUGUGAGUAGACAUAUUUAUAACUAACUAAUAUCUGUGUAAUUAUAAUAAUAACGUACAAAAUAUUUUGUCUUGCAAAUAGUAUAAUAAGUUUAGGUAUAGUACCUACAUUAUUAUUUUUGUAUAUUUAGCAAUUUGGUUUAUCGUUAUAUUAUUAUGUAAACAACGAUCUUAUCAGAUAACGUUGCUUAACCGAUCCUAUAGAAAGAACGUGACUUGUUCGAGACAUACUCAUCGCAUAUUGUGUUCACUGUUAGGUAUAAUUAACGUUUUGUAUUUUUUUUUUUUAUAAUAGUCGCAUUGCUCAACACGUAUACCAACUUCUUGGAUACUAAAUUAAAAAUUAUUCCUGUGAUAGUUUCAAUAACCUUUAAAUCAUAGUCAUUCGUAUUGCGUUUAGGAGAUUUUCACUUCAAAAUCCCUUAUGCGAAACACAGUUCAUUACCAAAGUCUGUCGGUAAUUAAAAAAAGUGGGUAUAAAUAGAUGCAAAAACUUAAAAUUAUGGAAAAUUAAGUUUUAAUUUUUGUUAGAAUUUUAUAAUUUUUUUAAAACUUUAACGAAAAAACCGUUUUAUGUUCUGAGUGGAGCGAAGAAGUUUAUGGUUUUACAAAAAUGUUUAUUUGUUUUCUUUUAUCUGUGCGCAACUUGUCUACCAUAAAUCAUGCUCCGAUUUUUAAGUGUAGCACCUUUUCUGAAAGGAAAUCGGUAUGGGGAGGUACUGAAAGUGUAACUUUUUGAUUUUCUCACUAGUUUUUCCAAUAAACAAGAAAUCUGGGGAAAACCGUAGGAAAAAUAGGAAAAUAGAUACAAUAUUGAACAGACAUUUUUAAAGAAAAUAUAUAAUGCAUACGUAAUUAUUUUAUUAUUAAAUUACAUAUAUAUUGUUGAUAAAGUAACUACACUAUUAAUUGAACUCUGCUCAGAAUAUUUUCUCGUUAACAAUAGUUAAUCGUUGCUAACAGACAUACAAUAAAUUACCUAUAACAGUGGCUGCAUCCGUCCUUAUUAUCCUAGGAAAGUUUAUUUUCAAGCCUAAGCUAUAAUUGAAAAUUGAUUGAAUGUGUAAUAGGUCGGGUUUUUGGUAUAGAAAUCAGCAGUAAUAACAUUAGGGCCGUGUUGUAUAGUUGUACUUGCAGAUCAUUACAAUAAAUGGUGUGUUUUUAGUCCAUGUAUAAUAUUAAUAAUAUUAUAUUAUGUUCAUUCGAAUGCUGAUCGAUUUGAUCGACUAGCCCAUUGAGAAUUGUAUUACGUGAAAACAACGACAUAAAAAAUAAAAACACUCAUAUCGGUAGGUUGGAGUUAUUUUGUUAUAAUUAUGAUAUAUAUAUAUAUAUAUAUUGGGAAAACAACAUGAUUAUAGAUCACGAGUCGACCACGAGAUCGACGACCCCUUACAUCAUAUUAUAGGUUAUCUAUUUUUUUCUAUAUUAUAUAUUUUUGUUUAUCAUAAAACAUAACAUGUAUUUAAUAUGAUAAGAACUGAGUAGCUUUUUUUUCCAUGAUAAUAAUAGCUGACAUUCAAAUAAAUACCAGAAAGGUGAAUUGAGAACCAUAUACAUAUUAUUAUGACUAUUAAUACUUGUUUACUUAAUUAUUAGAUCUUGAAUAUUAAUAUUACCAUAAAGUGCAUUUUGAUGUUUUAUGAAUUUCUACUGUUUACUGCGAUUGCAAAUAUAUGAAAUAAUGUCCAUUAAUAAACGUACGAAUAUUUUUUGAAUUUAUACAAAAUAACAUAUUCAAAACGUUAUAAGUGUGUUAUGAUCGAACAUUUGUGAAACGAAAUAAUUAAUCCUAAUAAAAUUAUGAUCGGUGUUAGUCUAUUAAAUAAUAUAAUUACGACAUUAGCAUAAUUUUUAACUUAAAUACAAAAUUUAGUAUUUGUAUCUGUGAAUAUUUAAUACAUUUUUAAAUAAUUUAAUAUAAUAUCUACAUUUUAAAUUCAACAAUAUUUUAAGAUUGCUACAUAAAAUUAUUAUUAUUAUAAUCGAAGUACAAAAGUUAUAAAAUACAAAUAAAUGGUCUUUCUCUAGCAUAUUAAUAGAAUUAGUUCAAAUUAUUUUUAGUUAAAUGUCGAAUUACCUGAAUUAAAUAUAGGUAGCCAUUUAUAGGAAUUCUAAAAACAAAUAUUAUUGUAAGUUUUCAAUAUAUGAUUGAGAAACCAUACUAAAUUAAUUCAACGUUAAAAAAUAUAAACAUACGUGCAUAAUUAUUUGAUUAAAUAAUAGUAAUUAUAUUAUUAUUAUUAUAGUUCUUCCGAGUUAUAAUUAGUAAUUGAAUAUUUUUUGAUCUGUGUACUAUUAUAAACUAUAAUACAUUGAUUCUUAGAAGUAUAAUAUAAUCAGUAUUACAGAAAAUCGUAUAAAUUUUAUUAGAAUAACUUAAAUUAACAAAAAUAUAAUAGGUACAUUCAAUAAUCCUCAUAAUAGUUAUAAUAUUAAAGAAUUGUUCAGUGAUUUAUUUUAAUUAUAAUUUGUAACUUAAAACAAUGCAUUAAUUCAAAAUUUUUGACUUUAUAUUUAUAUUAUUAAAAAUAUAAUGUAAUGAAAUUAUCAAUACUUGCAUUCAAAUAUUCGAUCAUGUUUGUAGUAAGUACUAAGUAAUUGAAAAUGUUACAAACUAAAGAUUAAAUUGAACUUUUUAAAUUUUAUUUUUUUUAUGCAACUAUUUAAUUUUACUAAAUCUGAUAAAAGUUGUAUAUAUAUAUAUAUAUAUGUAUCUAUUAUAAUGAUUUAUUGAUUUUUUUUUAGACAUAUGUUAAUAAGUUAUCAAUUUAUGACGUCAUUGUGAAAUAUCGUUGAAAAUAAACUACGAAUUUUACAUAGUUUAUAGUUCAUAUAUUCACAUUGUGAAUCAUUAUGAAACAUUUUAAUGAAUAUGAAAAUAAAAAUAUAUGAUUUACAACAAUCGAUAUUUUAAAAUGAAAUCAAAGCCUAACGAAUUUUAUUUAAAUAACGUAGUUUGACUAGUAAAUAAUAAUAUUUGUAUUUAAUUAUAAUAAUACAUCAUACUAUAAUACCUAAAAUAAGAAUAUUUAAUAGGUUCAAAAAUGAAUAGUAAAAAAAAAAAUGUAAGUAAUAAGGGUAUAAUAGUGGUUACUACUCGUGAUCAAUCAUAUUGAAGUUUAGCACUGCAAUCAAUCAUUUAGGAUGUAGGAAAGUGACAGAAAUAAAAACGUUGUCCUUUAAAAUUAUAAUUACCUAUCUAUAUAAAUCAUAACGGAAUAGACCUGACCUUAUUACGAUUCUAGUAAUCCUAACUAAAAACUCGAUACCCAAACAACGUGUAGGUUCCUACAGUUAGGUCCCAGGUUAGAUCCUAAUAUAAUAAUAUUUUGAGACGUUCACAAUUCCUUGCAUGGGAUGUUAAAAAAAACAGUAUUGACGAAGAGUGUACUUAUACCCACAUAAUAUAGCAGCACGCUCAUCUUCAUCUUUCACUUAUAAAUAGCUAAAUAAUACACAGAAUAAUUUAGUACGUUUGAUGUGAAUUAAUAAUUGUAAUCGUGUAAGUAUUUUUGUACUCCCCAUUCAAUGUUUUGUACUGUAUCCUUCUUAAAUAUUCAGCAUGCAAUUUGCAUUUCAUCCCUUUCCCCUGGAAAAUCAUCAAAAGCUUUUAUGGAAUUGGAACGCUUGUCCCAAACCGCACUAGUGUUGUAAAAUGAAAUUUUUGAACUUUAAAUAUAUAUAUUAAUAGAUAUUUCGUAGUAUACAAUUUGUAUGAGUUUUUAUGAAUAAUUCCGGAAUUCGUAUGACACCUUCGCCUCAGUAUUAACGAAAAUAACCUUUUUGAAGUGCUCUAAAAUGAACUUUCUGAGGAACUCUGUUAUGACACCAGAAUAUUAGGAAUUCCGUCUAAAAACAGAAAUUAUUGUUUUCUCGUUUUUAUAGGUUUGUAACUACAAAGUUUUAAUUUUUGCAUCUUCUCUUACUCUGUGAAAGUGAUUUCUUUGAAGUUGAUUUAUGCUUUAUUGAUUUAUUUAAAAAUUAUUAACGAUCACUUUAUUAUAAGAGAUGUUAAGAUUAAUGUUAAUCUAAUGUUAAAUUGGGAAAAACUUCGAUGGGGGACUAUAAUAUGUCACUAAAACUUGAGAGGCGUUCCUAAGCACUAACUAUAAACGCGAUUAAAUUUCUAGAAAACUCAGUCUUCAGGACUUCAAAUAUUUUUUUUUUCUACGUAUAUUUGUAGACAUUUUAAAUAUAAAUCAUACACAUAUACAAGUAAAAACCAAAUAAAUUGAAUAAAAUAAAAUUUCUUUUAAUAUAUGUCUUGAACAUCACAAGGUUAAUAACUAAUAAUUGAUAUUGUACAAUGCUUGAAACUUUAAUAUGACGUUUAUAAUCAUUUUUCUUAUGUCACUAUUUAAAUUUCAAAAAUCCAUUCAAGAUGUACAAAAUCCCCGCAAUCUGCCGUCUUUUUUUCCUAGGUGUUUUAUUUAUUUUUAAUUUUGUCAUUCAGAAAAGUUUGUUAACCUAAAUACAGUGACUAUUAACCGGAUUUUAACAUUAUACAUAAAUGUGUAUUAUUUUGAAAAUAUCUAAUGUUUAUUUUAUUAUCUAUGUUCACUUAUCGUUAUAUUUUAUCAAAGUAGUGACCUUCGGACAAUGCCCCUGGGCCCUCAGUAUGUAUUUUUAUAUAAAAGUGUAACGAAACAUGGAAGGUUGUAUAUAUUUGAACAGUUUUAAAAAGCAGACAAUAAUAAUACUGACGUAUCUACACAAUAAUAUCGCAAGUUUCCAAGUACUUAAAUUAAUUUUAAAACAUUGUACUAUUAUCCGUGAAUUAUUAUCUAAAUAAUUUAAUAUUAUCGCUUAUUUAGUGAAUUUUAUUAUUAUUUUUAUCAUUUAUUUCUAAAUUAUGUACUCAUAAGCAUCAGCAAUCGGCAUUAUACUCAACUUAUACGUAUAAAGAUACAAAAUUGUAAACGUUUUAGAAACACUAUUAUAAAAUAAAUGUAGUUUUUAAAAAUUUAAAAAGCUGAUAUUGUGGAUGUGUGUGCUACUGUUGUAGGUGAGAAAUUGGGAAGGUAGGAUACAUAAAGUUAUUUAAUUUAUAUCUUUGAACAACGAUAAACCAUUGGUAACAAAACUUUAUAAAAAAAAAAUAACAAUAAUAUUGGUACAUUACACUUAAUUUUUUUUUUUAUCACCUGGUUUAUAACCUUGCAAGUACGACUUGUAAUAAACAUUCUGUCAAAAUUUUAAGAAUUUCUGUUUAGUCUAACAAACUAAUUUUAUUCACAGACUACCUACAGCACGUCUCUACGAUUAUUUUUAUUUUAUUUUACUUAUUAUUUUUAACUGAAAUACAACAAAAAACAAAACUUAAAAUAAUAAAAAUAUUAUUUUCGUAAAUAUUCUCGGUUUUUUUUUUGGUUUUUUUGGUAGAAAAAAUAAUAUAAUGCCGAGAUGCUCCAUAAAUAUUUGCCGUUUUAACUAUAAUUUUCUUUCUGGUUUUCUCAAUUAUUUCUAAAACCUCUUAAAAGAUCGUAAAAUGAUAUCUCUAGUGUACUAACUAGAAAAAAUUUACUUUCGCAAAAGGUACUAUACUCUUUGCAUAGCAAUAUUUAUUUUCGAAAAAUUGUUUACAGACAGAAAAAAGAAAAUACAUUUUUUAAAAAAAGCAUACAUAAUAGUAAAAUUAAUCUAUUGAUCAUUAUUCAGAACAUAAUUUAUCAAUUUAGAACGAUUUAAUACGGUUUAAUUUUUUUCCUAUUAUAUAAAAUGUAGAACAAUUUUUAGUAUAUUAUAUAUUAUAAAUUGCGCUUAUUUUAUUGAUAGGAUUAUAAUAUGAAUAAUAUAUAUUAUGUAUAUAUAUUUUUAUAAUAUACAAUAUCAUAAAUCAUAAUAAAUAUCUACUGAAUUAACACACAUGGUAGCAUGGUGCUAAAAUAUUAUACACAUUUAUACAACUUAUGCGAGUCUUCUACGAUGAAUCCCAAUUUUUUGGAAAAUAUUGUGCCCAUAUCAGUGGCGUGGCAAAGACUUAUUUGUAAGGGUGGUGCUUGGGCCGUCGAUUUGAUGAUCAAUGGGUGGCGAGUAUACGAAAUGUGAUACUUACUUCUCGGCUCUAAGUAAUUUAGAGUUUACUACAUCACUAAUCCGAUGGGUCAGAUAGUAAACGGUAAAAUUUCAAUAGAUUGACGGGCUUGUCAUUCCGAAUGUUAAUAAUAUUAUCAUUACGAAUUUACUAAUUUUUGUAUAGGUUAUCAAACUAUAGGUUAACUUGUUUACCUAUAAUAUGUAUAACUUUUCAUUGUACUUACUUACGAGUUAAUUACUUACAUUACUAGUUUUAUGAAUCUUUACAAGUUAUUUUACUUAUUCUUACACAUUCACAUAAUCGUUAUUAUGUUUUUUUUUUUUUUUUUUCAUUAUUUUGAUACCUAUUCGACAGUUUGAUUUUCAAGUACUUACCGGUAUUUUUGAUGGAUAAUAAUUUUUUUUUAACAUAUAUUUAAUAAAUGUAUAUGUAUAUAUAUACUAGGUAAUGUAUAUUAUAAUCUAGGACACAAGUGUGCAUAUCUAUAACGCGUAAUACCGUUCUCUACAAUAAUAUUGUAGAUACGUAAUACCGAAGUUAUAAUCAAGAAUAAAACAUCUGUAUGUUAUUUUUAUGAAUAAUAAAUAUAUUACAUAUUUUAUAACCGCAUACCAUUUGUCGAUGUCGGUUAGAUUUGCGUUUAUUCGAGUUCGACAUUAUAUAAUUUACGAGUCAGUGACGACAUAAUUUAUUAACUAACGAAAGUUAGAUAAGUUAAAAAUAAAAUAUUAAUUUAUUGAAACAAUAAGUCAAUUUUCGCUUCAGUAGAUAGAAAUUGGAAAUGAGUAAACUUGCAAAAUAUUUUUGCACAAGUUGGUAAUGCAUUAAAAGGCGAAUCAAAUCAGCUAAAUUUAUUUUACUUUUGGGUUUUUUUAUCUACAUACUGGUGGGUGGAUGGGUCAAGUGUUUUAUCUAGUCGUAUUUUGUGGAUAUGAUAAUUUGUAAUUUUAUUACUAUAUAUGUAUAUAAUUUCACAUGAUUAUUUAUACCGAUUGAAUAAAAACCAAUCACUCAAGUGUUAUUAAUUUAAAACUUUUUAACCCCACAGUCCUCAAAGUAAUAAUUGAUAAAUAUAUGAAGACGUUUAUAUGAAAUUAAUGAAUUGCAGUUUAUCCGAUUUAUGGGUGCUAUUGAUAGUUUAAUGAAAUAAUGAUCCAAUAAUUUUGUUAUGCACACAUUUUAUACAAACAAAGUGACUUUUAAUCAUUUAUUUCUUGAUAACAUUAGACAGUCGGUAAAUUUUGAUUAAGAAAUAAUAUAUGAUAAAAUAAAUAAAUUAGGUUAGUAUUUCGUCAAUAAUAUAAUAUAUCGAAUAUUUAAUUAUAAUAUUUGUGUAUGUCGACUAAAUUAGAUCAAAUUAAAACUAACAUUAUAAUAUUGCUUCUUAUCAGUUUUUGAUAGUACGCAACAUAGUAAGUACAUACUACACACACGCAUUAUUUUUGUAGAGUUGUUGAUGAACCAGAUAAACUUUAUGCUAUAAUAAUGGUAACGAAUAGAAAUAUAUAUUAUCAAAACCAAGACAGUCAAACUCGAGAGUUGUUAAUCCAACUUAUUAAACAAAUUAAUAUGUAGUAGGUAUCUACCUAUUAUAGACUGAAAUAUUAUAUUCCAUUUUGAGCUUAUUUUGUAUUAUUAAUUUUAAUGUUUCUAUUAUUUUCAUAUGAAUUCCAACCAAAAACACGAAAUCGAAAAUAUAUAAAUAUAUAUUAAACACUUAUGUUGUACCUGAGUUAUCAGGGGUCUGGACCCCCCCCCCUCCCCUUACGUUCUGAUUUUAAAAAAAAUAUAGAGAAUGCCGAAAACCGCUCCUGGUUUUGAUAAUGGACCUAGGACCAUGAUUUCUGGUUGAAAAUUUGUUAAAAAUUUAAUCUUUUUAAUUAUUUAUUUAUGUAUAAAAAGCUUUUAGGGGAAGCGAUGCGUCUUAUAGCUCCCCCUAAAAUACACUACUGAAUAAAUUCAUCUUUACGUUCACGACAUAAAAAUUAAAAUAGACAAAUAUAAACAAUAAUUCGAUUUAAUUAACCUGAACUAAGUUAAUAGUUAAACAAUUUCAAAAAGAAUUUAUCCGUGUCAUAAAAUAACUUUUUUUUCAUAUCGGAAGGAAUAAAAAAAAAAAACGAAGUUUUAGAUUCUGAGCGGAAGGAUAAUGUGGGGUUACGCGAAGGGAGCGUAUUGAAAGUACAAUGAUGUUUAUUUUUUUUUCUGUGGACAACUUUUCUACUAGUAAUUUUACUCCGAUUUUCAAAUGUAGCAUUUUUUCUGAAAGGAAAUCUGACUGAGGUGGUACUUUAAAGUGGUCCUUUUUAUAAUUUUUCAAUUUUUCCAGUUUUCCCAGUAAAUGGAAAAAAAAACAUGGGAAAAUCGUAGAAAAAACAGGAAAAUUUAAGAAAUGUAUUAUAUUUUAAAUUUUUUAUUUUGUUUUUAUUCAGUUAAAAAAUAUUUGUAGACUUGAAGUUUUGAAAAAAAAUUUAUAUUUGCUUUAUCUAGACGUGAUCAAAUUUGAAAACAUGUAGCCAUUUUUGAGCUACUUAUAGACAUUUUAAUUUAACGGGGAAUUUUACGAUAAUAUAUAAUAUUAUAAUAUAAUUAUUUUACCAUGACAUAUAUAUAUUAUUAAAAAAGCAACAUUAUUAACCGAAUUCCACUCAGAAUUGUUUUUCCUUUGCAAUGGUUAAUCGUUGCAUACAGAUAUUUCCCCUCUAUCUUCCCAACUUCUCACCUACAACAGUGGCCCACCCAUCGUGCGAAGUUUGUCCGUCUUAUUUUAAUAACACAAAUAAUACCAAGAAACAAUUUGUAUUGAAAUAUAUACAAAAAUAACUUCAGCCCUUCUUCCCAGGGACUGAAGAUAUAUUAUUAUAUUUAUUUUUUCCCGAUUCAAAUUUUGUAUUUAUAAUAUUUAUAUAUUUGUCGUCAUGGGCGUUAUACAGGAAAUUCAUCAGGGAGGGGUAUAAUAAAAUCGAACACCAAAAAAUACUUAAAAAUAAAGUUAUAUUUGAAAGUGCAUGGGGGCCAGAUGUCCCGCUUACCUUCCCCCCCUUGUGGUUGCCCGUGUUUAUCGUGUAAGAUGACCAUGUAUAUUUAGCUAUUUUACGAAAUAUUAUGAAAACAACUAAAAUAAUAAAACAUAAUUACAUUUAAUUUCUAAAUAUAUAUUUUUAUUAGUUCUCAAACACAAUGAAAAUCGUAAAAAUGUCAAAAAUAUUAGUUCAUCUGGACAAAAUCGGAUUUUGUAUAAUAUUAUGUUCAACGAUUCAUGAAAAAGAAAAAAAAUACACGCUAUGUAACAUUUUAUAAUAAAUCUACUUUUUAUAGGUUUAUUAUAUUGAUAAACACUAAGCAAUUUUAUUUUGUUUUUCGUAUAAAAUACCAAAGUAGAACCCAAUAGGUAUAACCUAUUUUAAUGAAAUCGUAAUAUAGAUAUCAAUCAUAUAUUUUUAAAAAUAUUAGCUGUUUUGGUGUCAGUUUAUUUAGUUUACACUAAAUGCCCAUCAGUAUUUUCAUUUAUAUGAUAAAAAUUAUUGUUCUCUUGCGAAUUUUGGGGAUCGGAUAUAACAAAACAGUUUAAAUUUAAAAUCAUAUUGACAAUUGAUCGUGCGUCAGUUUUUCUAUAAUUUGUCCAUAACAUAAAGAUAUCGAUUAUAUUAAUCAAUUUGUAUGUAUUUUUUUGGGUCCUAGUAAAAAUUCUUUAAUUGAAUAUAGUUAGAGCAACAUCAGAAAUUCUGUGCAAUUCCGAGGAUUACAAUAGAGAGGCAGUUUGCAUGUAUUGUACGCACAAGAAAGCGAUAAAUCCAUUUCUUUUUCACUACAUACAUAAAUUAUUGAUUAUUAAUUUGUUUGGUCGGUUGACACUGAGCUAAACGAUAUUAUGUACGUCAUAUUUCGAACACAUGCAUCCAAGGUCAUAGCUUAAUCAAAUUUUCAGGUGUUUCAAAUUGAAUCAACAUUCAUCUUGAAAUCUUGAAAAUAAUAAAUAAUACUUGUGGACAAAUUUUUGGUAUGGGAGGGGUUAGAACCCCCACACCCCUCCCUUUUCAGAUACGGCAUUGCAUGCGUGUAAACACGCUCGUGAUAGGUGAAGUGAGGGGGACGUUAACGGGUUCGGUCUUAUUCACCGUCGCCGGAACGGAGGGUGACGAAGAGAAGUCUUAUAAUAGGAAUGAGCGGAGAAGUAGACUUCGGCGGCGGCGGCGGCGGCGGCAGCAGCGACGGCGACGACGACGACGGCCACCACCAUUUGACCUACAACAACGCUCGUAAAUCGUAAUAACGUAACUAAGAACUUUCUUUCCGUUCCCGUGUGAAUGUAGAACGUGACGUCACACAGCCGCGGACGCUCCGCGUUCCCUCGCGUCGCAGCCGCAACCGUUUACUCGGCGCGCGCCGCCGUCGUCCCGUCAUCGUACACUCGUACGUACGGGGUCGGGUCGACGAACUCUCUCUUCUACGCCCGGUCGGUAUUAUAAUAAUAAUAACGUAUACCUAAUGUAUAAAAAUGAUAUCGUUAUUAUUUACGCGUUGUAAUGUUGCCGUGAUAAACGUGUUUUCGUUGUACACAUAACGGCGGGCUUGUUGGUUGACUACGCGCAUCGCAUCGCCACAUCGGUCACGAUCCGACCGGUGAAAGCCUCGAGACCGCGAGGAAUGAAUGAAAAAUACAUUCGACAAACGAUUUAUCAGUCACUUGUGGCUUUUUUCGCGAUCUCUAACAAAUAGUGAAAAAAAAACGCGUUUGAAUUUCUUUUUAUACGUAUAGGUACCUAUAUUUUUAUUACGCGCAUUUUAUUUUUUUUCACCAUUUUCUCUUCGGUAUAGUGACAUUCAGUUUGCGCAUUACCGCGUAACAACGGACCGCUAUGCGAACGCACGAAAAAUGUGUCCGAUCCCGUCCCGGUGCAGCCGCGCGUGCAUACGUGAUCGCCAUCACCGCCGCCGCCGUAGAAUAAGACAAGAGUUGAUUGACCCGGAAAUUUGACGGUCGACCGUGUACACGGUGUGGUGUCUGUGACGUCUUCAUCACGCCCGUGUCAAUGUCGUCGGUAUUGUGCCGCGGCGGCGUAUGUCAGCGUGUGUUAAAAAAACAUCGGUCGGCACCGACGCUGUUUACCACGUACCUAUAGAACACAUGGUUGUACGAUGGGUGCAGCGGGGAAUUCAUUUAUAAAUUUUUGGCUUAUUGUUUUUUCUUUUUCGAUUUCCCUAAACGUGUUUUUGCGUUUUUUCCCAAAUGUCAAAUGCUACAACGGUAUACCAAAAUUAUCGUCGACUAGAAAAUAUAUUAUCAGAUGGAAAACUGACGUGACGUAGUUAGAUCGUCUUACCAUAAAAAUUGAUACCUUAAGUUAUUAUCUAAAAGCCCAAAUCAAUUGAAAAGAUUAUUCUUUAACGAGUUUUUUACAUCGGUUGUCCAUUUGUGAGACCGACGCGUAGUAUUAUUGUGUUGAUAAAAGAAAAGUAUUAUUUUGUAUAGUACUGAAAUUUAAAAUAUUACGUCUAUAUAUGGACUAUGGAUUGAUUAACAUUAAUUAAAGCAUUAUUAUAAACACGUAAAUGAAAAAUGCAAGCGUUCUGUUAAUGUUCAAGGACGAUGCAUCGGUAAUGUAUACAUUUAAUUCCUUAUAAUUAUCCUGCGAAUUAUCAUUUAAUAAUAUUAUCUACUCGAAUUAAAUUUCUAUUCUUAGUUUGAUAUAUUCGUAGAACAUACAAGGCAAAAUUAGUGUUUUUAGCAUAAUAAAUAAGUAAUGAAACGAAACGUACAAAAUUUCUAUGGUCUACAGAAAAUGCCAUCACAGAACCUAUAAUAAUAUUAAUUGACAGUGCAAUAAACAUUUUUGAAAUGGUGAACAAACCGGUCUAUACAGCUUUCUAAAAUAUACUCUGAUAACCGGCCGAGGUCUUUUGAUGUUGGGUUGUUUUUUUUUUUUCAAAAUCUUGUUCUUUAUCGUAACAAAAGAGUAAUACCUUUAGCAGCAACAGGGUUUACUGUGAGAUAAUAACUAUAUUGUGAAAAGGAGAACUUUGAAAAAAAAAAAACGUAGACGAAGAUCACAAAACCGGUUUCGACCUCGUACUGAAUACCGCAGCAGGUGAAUACAAAACGGGCGUGUACGGGAACGGCAGCAAACAAUGUGUUUGGGAUUCUCUCACGAACGCAGCGAGCGAGGGUUUGUUGUUUGUUGUGUUUCGGGUGCGAGGGAAAAGGUGACCUUGACAUUGUUGUUCAGCAUCCCCGGUUAUUCAUAUAAUAAACAAAUGUGGAAGGGGGAGUAGGGUAUAUUUUUAUUUUACGGUUCUCUCAGGGAGGGUGGUCGUCGCCGUCGGUACGGUAUCCUAUUCCGAGCUGCGGUAAACAAUAUUAUCCAUUGUUGUUACCGGGUUCAUGUUAUAUGCUACCUAUUCGUACAAUAUUGUAUCCGGAAACCGAGACGGCAUACCUAAUAAUAGAAUUUCGACACGUUUUCCCUUUUUUGUCCCAAAGGGUGAGGAGAGACGGUGUUACGGUAACCUCGUGUGCGCGGGAAUUUCUCGAAAAAUGCGCGCCAUCGCGGGUGGUAUGUACAAACGAUCGUGGGAAAAUAUAUUUGUACACGUUGUCGGUCUCGUGGUGUACUACCCAUGUAAAAUACCAUACAAAUGAUAUGUAUGUAAAGAUGAAAUAAGAACAAAAAUUAUAAUAUAAUAUCAUUGAUACUUGUUUACUGUUUCAAUAAUAAUUCUGUUCGUUUAUUAUGAAAACAAUUAAAUAAUAUUAAACUUUGUGAAAAGCUGCGGGCCCUGAUAUUUGGGGUCUGGGACAAAAUAGUCUUGAUUCUCCACGCUCGGGAUAAUCCAGAAAAGAUUAUGUCGGCGUCGACGUUAUCGGUAUUUUUUUGCUGUUUGUUUUUCGUACCAUAACAGCCGUUUGUUGACCAAUAAUUUAACGACGAGAUGUUACGAUAUUUUUAUUAACCAUCUGACGCCCACACCGCGUGCGUUACAAUAGUAGGAAUACGUGGCCGCCGCGCCGCCCGCGUGUCGCGUGUGUGCGCAUUUUGUUCACCGUUGCUUUGCGCGCGCAUAUCACCGAUAGCCAUGGCACGGUGAAGCGGUUUGUCUUUAUCGCGUGUGACGUAUUGCUCCCCUGCCCCUCCCGGACCAGACCGCCACUAUCACCGCCGUAGGCCUUAACAACACGCCGCACCGCCGUGUCCUCGCCGCGCCCCCCGGAUGAAUCAUACACCACGCGGAAGAGUAGUGUCGUGAGGAGGGCGGGGUGGGUUUCUCGGAUCAAUGAUAAAAAUAAUAUACGACGAUUACGGCGACGGUGUGUGUUCGUGCGUACGUACUGGAGGGUCACGUACGGGUUCUCGGGGAAUACGUCACGCACGAACUCCAGAAGGUGUUCAUUGGCCGGUACCCGAGGUUGGCAACGCUGCAGCCCGUAAGACGACUACACGCACACUAUCGUGGCUCGGCGGCUGGCUAUUCAGCGGGCGCACGCGCAUUUUACCGUCACUACCACCACUACCGUUCCCGCCUAACUCGUCGUUUGUCGGGUCGCCCCGCUCCGAUCACCACCUACCGACAUCGACGUCACUACUCCAUAUCUAUGGUCACUACUCGCUAGUCACUACGUUUGCGGCUGCUCAUCGCGUUUGCUGUGUAUUACGGUCUUCUGGUUUAGUUUCUGUUCGUACGUGUCUUCGUAUACGCGCUCGUUUUUUCCGAUUUUUUUUAUAUAAUUUUUUUUUUAUUCAUGGAUUAUUUUCGAGUGACUUUUCACGAAAAUCAAUUGAACUUAUUCGGAUUCAGUGCGUUGUUUUACGUGUAAAUAAUUUUUCUAACACGCGCGUGUAUUUUCGUCUCAACAACAUGCAAAUGAGUAAGCGACAACAUUGUUACCUGUGUGACUUGCCCCGCAUGCCAUGGGCCAUGUUGCACGAUUUUACCGAACCCGUGUGCCGUGGGUGCGUAAACUAUGAAGGCGCCGACCGCAUCGAGUUGGUAAUAGAAACGGCCAGGCAGAUGAAAAGGGCCCACGGAUUUCAGGAGACGGCGCGACCAACGGCCAGUAGUGGAUCAUCGGCCGCCAACUCACACCACCCGAAGAACUCACACCGGCAUGAAAAUGGCACAUUAGAGGUAGUGGGUCUGCCACCACAAGCGCACCAGUUGACCGCGCGACAGACGCAACAACCCCCGCCGCCGCCGCCACCGACCGCGGUCACUAGCCACUACGCAGCUUUACACCAUCGGCCUACGCUCAUGGAAUAUCCCGGUCGGCCCGGUGGUGGUAGCCAUGCCGGCGACCAUGAUGUGGCCAUGAGUCGGACGUCAGUGCGUUUACCACAAAGCCAACAGCAGCACAUGACCCAUCACAUUCCGAGCAGGGCCCAAACCGGCAGCCAGGGGCUUAAACGCGGGCUGAGUGCGCAGGGCGAUGACGACGACCAUCAUGGGGAGAGCAACAAACGCAUGAUGGAGGAACAGCAACAGAGACCGCCGUUACAGAGAGGCGAUUCACUACCAGCCGUCAGUCUCACCGUGCCGUUUGUCGAAAGGACGUUCAAAGCAGAACCAAAACAUCAGCCAAUCAGGACAGCGUCGUUCGAUACGUCCAACUUCAAGACGACCGGUAAGUGCAAUAUAUAGCUCGUAGAUAGUACGUAGUUCUUUUCCAUUAAUAACACCGUUACAAGUUCUUCGCUUUUUUCACUAUGCGCUCCUAACAUUAUUAUUGUUGUUAUUGUUUACGCGUAUUAGGACCAUGUUUUUUUUAAAUUUUUUUUUUCCUUGGUUGGCAUCAAUUUAUCAAUAUAUAUCGGAUAAUAUUCAAUUACUUACAUUUAAAUGAACUACAUCGUGCUUACCAUUUACCAGUGUAGUAAAUGGCGGUAGUUUUUUAUUUCUUCUAUUAAGGCGACGAAUGGAUUCAUUAUUAUCUGCUAUAUUACGGUGUGGUAGGAGCAUGGCGUAGUUGGUUCGACGAUAACACAACACAUACACACAAAUAUACCGUCGAUAAUAUUAUAAUAGUACGCCGGCUUGCCUGCGACGAAUGGACCGUGACGUCAUAGAAUCCGGUUCCCCGACCUGGUUCAACCGGCAGGCCACAAAAUUCUUUAGACGCGCUUAAUAUUUUCACCGUGGACACGGUUGUCACGGUAAUUCGCCUCCCUCUUGAUACCAAAAUCCAAUACGUUUUUAUUGUUGUUAUUUUGUUUUUCUGUUACGCGCCGUAUAUCGUGGGCGGGCUGUCGUCGAUAGAUUUGGCAACGUCAAUAUAUUGUUAUACGCUCGUCUAUGACGUCACGCAUGUACACGGCGAUACGGUACGCGUGCGCAAAACAUACCGUACAACUAUCGCUCAUCGGUAGAUAUUCGGUCUUCCUCCCCGUCGUCAUCGUGCCGCCUUCAUCGGUGAUUGAUUGUAUGCGGGCGGCGGCCUGCAGUGCAUUUUCGUGUGCGUUUCGUUUUAUUCCACCCGCCCGUGACACAUGCAUUCCUAUGUACCGGUAGGGGUGGUAACCGGCAAUGACCUAUUAAAAGCGAAAUAACACGUGGGCGAAAAACGGCGGUUAAAGCAAAAUAUAUGCCAACCCGAGCCAAAAAUUAAAUAACAGUAAUAUACAGUUAGAUAACGGAUUUUAUGGACAGCACAAUGUCUGUUACGCGUAAAACUAAUAAUAUACAAUAAUGAUAAUAUCUCUGAGAAACUAGAUAGUUAGUACUUAAUCUUUUUUUCUUUCAAAAGAAUACUGAGUUAGUAGUAGAUAACUACUAUGCGGGUUGUUUUGUUUUUGGUACUAUAUUGAACGCUUUGAGUUGAAUGCUUUUUAACACGUGGCCUGUUUUUUUUUUUUCAUUUUCUUUUUUGUUUUUUACUGAUCGCCCCCUUGUGUGCGCCAGGUGGAUACGCAUCAACCGCCGCGGCACAACAGUGCAUGACCAAUGGCAACGGACCGGCGGCCGGAUCGCCACUGGCCGCCGGCCGGACAACCGGGUCGCCGACGGACGGUCCACCGUCAAUGCAGACAAUGGGUGGCGCCAGCGGUGGCCAGCCGGGUGGGCAGAACCAACAGAACGGGCCCAACAACCCGAUGGCGGCGCUGAUGAGCGUCGCCGAUAACCUGCCGCCCGGGUCACCGCAAAGCGCCCGCGGCAGUCCGCCUGGCUCGACCGGUCCUAAUGCCCAAGCGCCCGGCGGCCCCAGGUCCGCGUCCCGAGGAUCUCAACACUCGCCAAACUCCACUGGUAUGUAUUUUACACGCACACGACACGAUAUUAAUCGUUGCCGUCGUCCUCCCCAACCCCUCCGCAUUCGAAAGGGACGGCGAGUCUCCCUCGUCAUGUAUUAUUUAUAAAUCUCCACGAGAUCCUUUUAAGUCGAAAAUCUACGACAUCUUCAAAAAACCGUCAUCAUUCGCAUUUUAAUCCUACUAUAUUGUAUUGUUUUGUUGUUAUGCCCCCUUUCAUCCGCCCGCCUAUUAGACGCAAACUGUAUAAGUACUAGAUUAUUCUUUUAGUGUUGUAGUACCUACUGCCUGCUUUUAUUUUACUAUUAUAGUAGUUUAAAGUGUUAUCUCUAUCACUUUUAUUAUUAUUAUAUUUUUAUUGUAUUGAUAAAAAAAAAACGCGCAUUAAGUGGGCUAAUAGGGGCGUCCGGGUCAGAUAAGUGCGCUUGUACAUCUCUCUCACAUGUGCACUAAGCUCGUAUUAUCAAUCUGUGCAUGUGACAGUUUGUUAGAUUACUCGUAUUUAUAGAUCGAUAGCUUUCCGGUAUGAUUAUCGUCACGCACGCACAUAGUUCAAGUAUUAUUAUCGAAGUAUAUAAUAUUAUGAUAAAGUCGAAAAUAAUACCGUAUCUUAUCGGCGCCAUCGCCGUCAGCACAAUAUUGUUUGGAAAUUCUGUUAAUCCAAUUAAAACUGUAUUAUUUGUUUAACUGCUCGUACUAACGACCGCAUAAUGUCUCAAUAGCCCGUCGUCUGUUGUUACGGAACCUGAGCGGUAUCGACGCAAAUAUAAUAUAAGAUAACCAAAAACCUAGUACGUUUCGAACAAAAUUCGUCGGAAUUUGAACAGGUUAUUUCACUUCCCGUUUAUAAAAAAAUAUAUAAAUACGAUCGGCCGAGCGAAAGAUAGAUUGUAUCUGUAGACUAAUUUUCGUCUACGCGACAUUCCAACGAUUACGUUCAGAGCACGUAAGGAUUAUUAAUCAAUAUAGAAUGUGUGGUUUAUUGAUUACAAAACCGAAUAAACAAUAAUAUUAAUAUGUCGCCGGAUUUCAUUAUUGAAUAACUCGAAAAUAGUUUUAAAAAAUUUUAUAACAACUGUUCAAUAAUAAUUUAUUUCUUUUAUCUCUUAAAUACUGUAAAAAAGAAAAAGUGAUGGAGAUUUUUUUUUUUUUUUUUUUUUUUAUUAUUUGAUAUGAGCGUGUCCCUAUCCGAAUAAUAUAAUAACAUCGAUUAGUGAGUGGCCAGUAGGUAAUAUUUUUCUAUUAGUCGAAAUAUUAACGCCGUGUCGGUUGAAAUUAUAAAAUUAUUUUUACUUUAUUCUCGUAGGCUUAUAAAUUAUAAUUAUGCUAUUUAUUUCCAAAGUUGUAAAAUUGUUUUUUAUUUUUUAAUUUUGUGGUGCAUUCGACGGGCCAAACGCCAAACUUAACUCGUUUCGUAUCUUAUUUUUUUAAAAUUCAAAUAUUAUUAUAAUAGCCACGCAUGCCGUCCUAUUAUUUUUUUAACUACCUACAUUUUUGCUUGAAGUAGAUUUGUUGAUUUGCUGUUGUUUUUUUUUUUUUAACAAGUCGCGUUUUGUAGGCGGUUCGUCCAGCGGACGUAGAUCAUCAGGCAGCCGUCACGUCAGUUCCACAACAGUGACUUCGAGCGAGGCCAACGGCGGUGGAGGUGCCGCCGGACCUGGUGCACCCGGCGGUGCCUCUGGAGGUAACGGUCCUGGUGGUGGAGGGCCCACUGCCAAUGGUACCAGCGCAGGAGGAGGCCCGUUAAACGCAACAUCCGCCCCUGCCGGUGGUAGUAACGGCCCCGACGGGGUUCCGGGUACUCCUAUGGAUGCUGGUGCACCUACUGUACCGCUUGUCCCACCACCCAUGCCGUUGACAAAUGCGUCAGCGACCGCAGUCGCCACCAACACGGCCACACUCAAGUGCACAUUGUGCCAAGAGCGAUUGGAAGACACGCACUUUGUUCAGUGCCCGUCCGUUCCUCACCAUAAGUUUUGUUUUCCGUGCUCGAGGGAUAGUAUCAAACGGCAAGGAGCCGGUUCUGAAGUGAGUUCAUCUGAUAAAAUUUAUUCUCUCCCUUUCUUCAGCCCUCUAUAUUUGUUUUUAACACGUUUUUAUUAUUUUCUUAGGUCUACUGUCCGAGUAGUGAGAAAUGCCCACUGGCCAAUUCUAACGUGCCCUGGGCCUUCAUGCAAGGUGAAAUAGCCACCAUACUGGGCGAAGAAUUUAAAGUGAAAAAAGAACGAGACUCAUAAAUAUUAUAAAAUAUAUAUUAGUUAUAUUAUAUUUAAUAAUAUAAUUGUUUUGCAUAUAAAAAUACACAUAUGAAACGCCACCUACGGAUCCUAUCAGAUUAUCAGACACUAGGCCUGGAAGGAUCAAGGCCCAAUUGUAAAAAAUAUGCAUUUAUUUACUAAGUUUCUGUGUAUGUGUUUGUAUAUAUAUUUAUAUAUAAAUCUUUUUUUCGUUUUUAUGUUAAAAUGCCAAUAGUUAUUAUUAACGGUAUUGUAUGCCCGUAGGGGCAGUCCUUUAUUUUUAGGCAAAAUUUAGAAUAAUUUGUAGCCUUGUUACGUUCUUGUUUAUCUUUCGUUUUUCUUUGAAACACGGUCGGUGUCCAUUGUUGUUGACUAACCGACCAAAUAUAUUAUUAUCAUAACUGAAAGAAAACAAAAGGAGGCAAUCUUUUUGUCGUCAAGACUGACUCAGGUCGUGUAUGUAUUUAGAAUUUGUAAUUUAAAAAAAAAAAAAAUAAAAAAAAAUUUGAUAAUAAUUAAGGAAAACGGUCCUAAUAGACUGUGCUAGUCAAAAGCGAAUAUGUAUAAUUGUCAGUGUGUAUGUAUAUAUAUAAAUAUAUACGAUUAUUAUUACAUAUAUUAUAUAAAUAUUAUUAUAUCAAUAUUUUAGAUGCACAAAAUGUAUAUUACUGUGUUUUGUAGCAUUAAUUAAUUAUGUACCUAUAUUGUAGUUAUAAUAUUAAGGCUGGUAGUGAUGUUUUGAAAAAACUACGUUUGACGUUUUUGUUUUUCAAAUUGAGAUGUCUGUAAAGGAACUCACAAUCUCGCUUGUAUGCAUCUCAUACAUGUACGUUUUGUGGAAAAGAAAAACCUAUCGUACCAGAUUUUGUGGUUUCUCGCCCUUUCGCAUUUUCCCAUUAAAUUAUGUUUUCUUUUUUAUCUGUAAAGACCCAAUUCGGUAAUCGAAGAACAUUAUGUAUAAUUUAUUACCAGUGGUAUAAUACACGGUUAUAACCACGUCAAAUAAAAACUACCGUUUUCUCUAAACACAUGUGAUAAUAUUAAUUAUUAUUUUAUGGAUAUACCUAUUCAAUUUCUUGUUAUAUACUAGUUUCUGAGUAGUCUUUACCGCGCUCACUAGAGUGAGACCAGCGUUUUCAUAAGAUAAAACAAUAAUAAUCGUCCACGUGCACUGCGUGCCCGAGAUUGGGUUCCGUCCAAAAUACGUCCUGACGUGCGCGCUUCACGCACAAUGGAUAUCGUUUACUCUUGCGCGUGGUCCUUCGGGGCCGGAUCGAUGAAAGUCCCAAGGUAUGUGUGUAGUGCGUGUCGGCGGUACCGACCCCCACCUAACAAUUUUCAAUUGCUCACGCCGAGACGGCGAUUUUCAACGAGUGGGUUUUCGACGAGAUUUUCUCGGCGCAACAGUAGUGCUGCGCCGUCGUCGUUACCGGAGUACGGUCGCCGAAUGUUUCGUGUCGGUUGUUCACGAACGACGGCUGGUCACCAUCGAAACCGACCGAUUUUUUGGUGUACGGGUUGCCAAGACCGUUGUGCAGAAUGUUAAUAAUAUACGGGCGGGGUGUUCCGCGCCGACGACAGACUCGCCGCGAUGUUGUCGUAUCAUGACGUCAUCGCUUAAAUUUCGCAUACGAUAAUAUUAUGGCUAAACUUUAUAACAUAUAACCAUUGAUUUUAUAAUAUAAAAUCGAUGGUAUGACUAAUAACGACGGGUACUCGUAUACAUAUUAUGAGAGAUGCCGUAUUAUAGUGUAUAUAUAACGAACGCGGCCCGAACGAGAGAGGUAUUUUAAAUCUCUUGCCGCGGUGGGAAGGUAAGGAGGGAAGGGGUACAUUGUAUUGAUCGCCGCUCCUACUGUUCCGACUAUUGUGUAUUGUGCGUAUUACGAAGGGUCGCCGCCGGAUGGCGUGCAGACGGCUGCGGCGGUCCCUUUCGGGUCUGUUGCUGCCGCCUUUCUAUACAUACGGUAUUAUACGUAGGCACCGUACAUAUACGUAAUCGGAAUACGUUUAAACCGUAUAACCGGUAUUUUAUUUAUCCUCUUAUCCUCCGCGUACCGCGUUACGAAUAAUCAUUUUAAAUUCUGCGUGUAACGUAAAUAAGCCAUUACACGUUUUCUGCUUUCUCGAAUGAAGUUUUUUCGACAAACAUUCCGAUUUUGUGCACACCGUACGUUAAAAAGAUGCGGAAUUCUUCACGUGUUUUUAAUUUGAAAUAAAUGAUAUUUCAAACGGUUUUUUUUUUUUUUUUAUACAAUUUAAAAAACCGAUCACACGAUAAUUUAAUACGUCGAGUUUAUCUCGUUGAUUUCUGGCGGGAUACCUUGGCUACAAUGGGAAUAAAAACAAGAUCAAUGCUAUAGUAUAGGUACACCGCCCAGAUUCUCUUUUUGAUUCGGAAAGUUUAUCUUUACUUUCGGCGUAUAAAUCAAAUUAUUUUACGAUGAUAUAGUAAUAUAAUAACAUAGGUAUAAACCUUUCACACUUUCCACAUAUGAACCACCCACUGUUCAUCCGUAAUACUAGCACGUCCGGCCUUUAUAUUAUAAUAUUUCAAAUGAUUUUCGUCCCGUUCGAACAUUCUAUGUUAUAUUCAUAAUCUGAAUCGUCCGUAUUUCGCGCAGAGCAGCACCGUAGUAUGCUACCGGAGUACUUAUUUGAAUAGGCUAGAAUCAAAACCGAUUGGUUACAAAAAAUGCAAGGAAAUUGAGUUUUCGAAAUAAACGUUUUAUACGAUUUCUAAAGGUCAAUCCAAUUCCGUAAUUAUUACAAUACUUUUUAUUAUCACAUAACUCUGAUGUAUUUUUCUUAUACUCGUCCUAGGAAUAUUCGUAUUCGUCAUUUGUCUCUCGGGCGGCAAUUACCGCGCUUUUUACGUUGUCAUAACGUGUCAUCGCCGAACGCGCGUAUACCAUCAAUAAUUAUAAUAAGCCAUUAUAUUUUUUACGUGCCAUAUUUCAGUAUUGACAAUGUUUUUUUUUUUUCUGUAACGACCUUGUUUUACAAGGUAUACCUGAAUAUUUAAAAACGCACUGCGACUCGUAAACGUUCGAUUUGUUGUGUUUAUAUUAAAACCGCCCAUCGCUGGGUUUAACAAACGCGUAGAAUCGAGACAGUAAUAUUUUUUGGAUGACGAAAUAUUGUACGCAAAUUAAUUUUGUUUUCGUUUGAUAUUGUUCGUGAUAUUACCAACAAACGUUCUCGAUUUACUUGAUCACUUACUUUUAAAAGCUAUUAUUCCGACCGCGAUAAUGUUUUCAUCAAAUCGGUUAUUUAUACAAUUUUUCGAAGUAAAAUACAUAAUAUACAACAAUACACAUGAUAUUAUUAUUAUGAAUAACACUGUGUGUUACGACUUUUGUGUCGCUAUUAAAACGGACGGUGCUGACCAAUAAUUAUAAUAUUACACUAUAAUUUCUUUUGGGCCCAUCGGUCUGUCAUUGGAAUUUGCGGACGCUCAAUUUACUCAGAACACGUAAAUUUUCCGAAUUUUCAUUCGCCGGGCGGAUUACAAAUUGUUGAUGUUUACACGUUUCGUUAACCCGCUCCUUAAAAAGUAGUAGGGAACACAAAGACUCUAAAGUCGUGCACCAUUGUCCGCGCGCGCCACAAACGUAUUCCGUUGAUCGGAACGUCGUCCGUAUUUAACAACGUGUUCUGCGCACAAACAUUAAUUGCUUUAACGUUUCGCACGCCAGUGUGUGCCGCGGCGUACUUUACGAUUGAACGAUUUACACCACUAGGAAAUUGCAGUCGAUGUAAAUUGCAGAAUGCGCGCGAGGCGUGAUUGUACGGUUUUCGUCGAUGACGGGAAAUUGUUUAGAGUAAUUCGUCUGAUGGCAAACAAAUAAAUAAAAAUAUGUUAACAUGGUUUUCAAUAUUUUACAGCCGAAUAUAAUGAUUCAAUAGUUACUUAUCGUACUCUUUGAUCUGUUCCUAUAGAGUAUAGAUAGUUAUAUUGUAUACGAACAAACAUUAGUAAAUAUGUAUACGGGUAAGCCACUGUUGUAGGUGAUUUAGGAAGGUUAUAUACAGGAUAAUUUUUGCGCAACGAUUGCCCAAAACGAAAGACGAUUCUGAGCGAAGUUUAAUUAUUGGUUGAUCGUGAUAUGAUAAACUUAUAUUAAAAAUGUUAUUAAUUUCUACCUAACUACAAAAUAAACGAAAAAGUUUCAGUGUUUGUUUGUCUCAGAUUUUAAAAAUUUUUUAUAGAGCCAAAAAAGCGUGAUCUACAAAUCUAAAAAUGGAACGCGAAAUACCGUGAUUUUUGCGAUUUUCAUCAAAAUUUGUACUUUCAACGCUUAUAAAAAGACGAUCGCGAACACAGAUUUUCGAUAUUUUCAUAGUGCCAUAAAGUGGUGGCGUGAGUUUCUUUUUCCUAUGUUUCAGUUAAAGUGAAAAAAAAAAUCUGAUACAACCCAAACCCAGAAGAAUCAGGAACUGUAACUAAUGGGCUAUUGUAUUUGACGGUCUUGUACUUCAUCAUUUUCGUUAACGAAUUCAUCAAAUAAUUUUAUGAGGUGCCACACAUACCUACGCCCGCCUAAAUUGGCCAUCACGCCGUCAGUGCACACCGGUGCCAUAAGAACCACUUAUGAAUCUUAGGUCAAAUCGUCGAACAUUUUUACAGAAGACCGAAAAAUUGUCUGCACUUUUUGAGUUAAAUCCAAAUAAAAUUUAAACAAAUAAAACAUCAUAGUACAACCAGGACAUUCCUCGCUACGCUCAGAAUCUAAAACGUUAUUAAUAAAAUACCGUAAAUUUUCAGUCUACAUUUUGACCCUAGUUGUGGCUAUAACGUUUCUAUAAUAUUGGUAUACCAAAAGCAUACACGCCCGGUUUAAAAAACACAUUUAUUUAUUAUUAUACAAUGUAUACGCAAGUUAUGAUAUGUUUACGGCCGUUCAUUUACGACGUCCCGCCGGCUAAACGUCGUCUGGCUGUUUGUUGGGUUACGUCACCGCCAGAUUUUUGGCUUUCCGCCCCGAGAUUCCAUUUAUAAACGGUACGCGCUGGUGCGUUGUGUACCUACUUAUAUACGGGGCGGUCUUUCGUUUCGUUUUAUUUUUUUCCCCUCGGAAUUCUUGGCGCGACCUGCAGGGGGACCCUCUCGGCGAAAAUAGACUCGCGUCUAAUUAUAGACGGACAGCAGUCAACCUCGGUCAGGUUUGACGUGGAUGCGUGUAUUGUACCGCGUGCGUGAAAUUCGUGAACUUCGCAGACACACGUUAAUAUAACGGGCGAGUUUGCCCGAAUCUGCACCACGUGCACGAUUAAUGGCCGAGGUGCCGGCGACGGCUAUAUUGCUAUAAUGAUGAUUUGUAUCACGUUCAGACUGUACGGCUCGUGUCGCUGUACUCUAAUUAUCGAGAAAAAAAAGAAUAUUAAUAUCAGCCAUGGUCAACACCCAUUAACACGCAAUCGGGCGGACAUCAACAGGAUAUUGAACGGAUUCAAUACGCUCAAAAACCUGUCGAUCGUUUAAAAUCUACCGCAGUCCGUACGGUCUCGCAUAACACGAUACAUCGAAUAUAAUACGAUCGUGUAGGUUUUAUCAUUAACGUUUUACAAAUUACAAGUGUGUAUUGUCGCGAAUUUCGAGCCGACUGCAGUGUAAACAAAAAAACACAUUGUGUACGUGUCGGCCACAUGUUUGGAGUCGGUACACAAUUAUUAUUGUCACCGUAUUAUAAUAUUAUUGGUUAUCAAAAGUUAUACGUUUAUAAUAUUAUAUUGCAAGUGUAGUAGUAUUCCAAAUAAUUUUAUUACGCAAUUCGUAGCUGCACUACUGUCGCGUGUAAUGUUUGUUUUAAAACACGACAAAAACAAAAAUAAUAAUAAUAAUAAUAAUACCACGUCGGCGUUUGACCGGACGAGCUGGGGUUCACCGUUACCGACGCCGGCGAAACGUUUACGGUGAUUGUUUUCGUGUCGUGAAGUCAGACAUCUACGAUCCGUCUAAUAUCGGCUUAGGGCAAUCAUUAUUAUUAAUAUUAUUAACAAGUGGGAGACACGCUUUUGUCACGGAAAGUCUGUCGGAGGGUAACUCAGCCGCGUCGUCGUCGUUCCACGGGAUCAAUACGGCUCGGCGGCGGCGUACGGAAAAACCGUCGGGGCGUCUUGUAGUUUGUAUAUACAGAGUGUUGCCGUAGCGUAACGUCAAUGUUUCUGAUGAGCCACGGCUCCAUCCAAAUUUGGGAGAGUGGAUAAUACAAGAUAGCUGAGAUAUCUUUCCGAAUAGUGUAAUAAGCGAAUCAAUGAUAUUACGAAUGGACGGUUUAAUGAGAAAAAGGAAAUUGUCGAUAGGUACCCACGUCAAUACGUCAUAAAUCAUAAUAUUACACUUUUUUUCAAAAAAAGUAUACGGUCAUUGGGCCACUAGAAUUGUACAUUUAUAACAGGUAGACCCGGUAUUGCCCAUUAUAUUUUAAUACAUUUUAGAUUUGACAAAAGGCAAACCUCUAUUUAACACCACUAAUUUAAACCAUACGACCGUUAAAAUAUGUUUAUAUUUUAAUAACUAUUAUAUAUAGUGACUACAUAUGAGUAUAACCUUACGCAAUAUACAUAUUAUUGUAAAAUGUAUACAUGACGGCAUAAUAAACAUUUUUUUGGAACAAAAGUUUGUUAGUACACAUAUCUUGUGGAACAAAAUGUUAAGUUUCGCUGUCCCUGUUGCGACAAUAAUGUAAUAUUAUUUGCGAUUAGAGUAAAUAAUCAACAAGCGUAAUUCUAUCUCAAACUGCGCAAAUAUGGCGCAGAUCUUUCGCAGUCUCUUGUUUGGUUUAUAAUUUUUGACGAUAUUUUAAAUUAUGCUAUUAAACAUAAUUUGUUAUUACGAUUUACUUAACGGGUUUCAGAAUAAUUUUUAUCGAUUUCCGAGCUUUGCUUAUGCACGCACACACGGUUUUAAAACACGCCGCGUUUCAUCGUCUGGAUAUUUUACACUGACAAAUUAUUAUUUAUAAUCGGAGAUAUUACGUGGGCGCCACAGUAAUAUUUGCUGUCUCUGUCCAUCUCACUGGAAAUAUUGCAAAAAUGUGUUUUCGUAGGUACCUUACUUCUAAUAUUACUCGGUAUUUAAUAGGCCUAAAAUAAAAAUGACCAAAUAAAAUACAAUAGAAAUUACUAUGCUUCCACUACGAGAUCUUUUGAUAGAUAUUCGUUACAUUGAACUUUUCAUCUUGAUGGUAAUUUCGUAUCAUAAAUAUAUGAAAAAUUCCACAAUGUGAAAGCAUAGUAAAUGCUUUUAAUUUUAUGAAAUAAUUUUUAUUUUAGGUCUAUUAGAUCCUGAGUAGGUACUAUUGGAAGUACAAAAAUAUAUUUUGAAUACAUUGUACGAUAAAAAGAGAUAACAAAUGUUACCUAUAUUAUAUCGAUAAUAUUAAAAAAGUAUUAUUUUAAUCUGGCAACCAUGUGAUAAUGGUAACGUUAUUCUACUGUUUUGUUUGGACGUAGAAAAACAGAAUAAGACACAUGCAUUGUAGCUACUUUGUUUACGGAACAAUAUUAUCACUUAUUGUUAAAAUAUUGCGAUGUCUGCUGUUUUUUUUUUUUUUUGAAACACAUUACCGUUUUCAAAUCCACAUAGUGUUUAUUAACAUCUGGAGAGCAUGUAAAAAUAUGAACAGUGUAACGUUUGAGGACCAUUCUCACCAACAUAAACUUUGAUUUUUGGAGUUUAUAAGAGAACUUACCAAUAAAAUUGUGAUCUAUCAUAAUAAUCUAAUAAUAAAUAAUAACAAUAAUAAAAUCUGUUAUCGGCCAUAAACUCAGUUUGAAAAUCAGAUAAACGAGAUUGUUUAUGUUGGUGAAAACGGCCCUGAAUUUCAACAAAAUUAUACAAUAUAUUAUAGUCGCUUGAUUAUUAUUAUACUCUUUAAUACCUUGUCAUUAGUGUGACACUGUAAUCUACCUGAUACGUUUCUAUGGAAUAUGAUAUUAAAAACCAUAUGUUGGUAAAAUAACAUGAACAUUUAUUAAUUAACGGAUUCGACGUUUUUACAUAGAUUAUAGUUCAAAUAACAUUUUGGUCUAGUUUUAUACGAAACACAUGAAUUAAGCGCGUACACACGAGAGCAUAUUCGCGAUGAAUGCUUACGCAUGUUUGCGUGCGACCCGUUGUGCAAUCGUGUGAACAUGUGCCUGAGCGUUCGAAUCCAUUCGUCACUUCGUCAGCGUUCGCCGAAUGGGUUACACGGCGAGGCACCGACUGUUGGCAUUUGGUUUAUGCUCAAAGGAAUACCGCGAGCAUUCGAGUCACCGUGUGGACUGUUAUUUUGGUUUUUUGUUGUGCACAUUAGAGCCCGCAAACAUUUUUUUUUUGGUAGGGGAGGGAGCGCGAGAUUUUAUAUUUUAUACUUUAUGCAAUUUACAAUUCGAUAAAAAUAACUAGACAAAUUAUUUAAAUAUGACAAAUGUAUUGCCAUAUUAAAAGAUAAGGGAGGGCAAACGCUCCGUUUUGAUCCCCUCUGGGCGCCUAUUGUUGUGCGUCGUAUAGAAACUAUUUAGGAAUAGGAGCGAAUUGGUCAAUAUUGUUCGAGACCCAUUGACGUCUAAUAUUCUGUACACACGAACGAACAAACAAAAUUAAUUUAAAUGCUCACAUGGUCAAUCCGUGUCAUAAUCAAAACACAAACAAAUUUAAAAUACCGAAAUAUUAAUGCCGUAUACUUGUCCGUUUUUAUUUUACAUCGGUUGGAGGGGAGAGUAUUGGAGUAUCAUUUGUAUGUCGGUACGGCACGUGGCGUGUUAAUAAUGCACCAUCUUCUCCAACCUAAAUUUAAAAGUGGAAUAUCUCGUCAACGGUUCGACAGAAAUCAAAAAUUUCAACACAAACAUUUCUUUUAACUAAUAUUCCAUCUAUUCAUAGAAUUUUUAAUAUAGGUUGCCAUUUGGAAAUCAAAAGUAGGUAGUGGUUUUACCCCCAAAAAUAAGGGUGACAAAAAAUAACAAGAAUUUAUAUUCAUGUUAUUUUGUAUUGGUAAUAUAUAAGUAAAAACCAUAAACAAAAUAAGUUAAAUAAUAAUACAAAUUUGGUGACAUUCAAACUCUUAUCAUAUCGAUUGGAAUUUUUUAAAUUUAAAUCAAAUACGCCUAAUAAGAAGUAUUUUUUUUUUCAGAAAAAAAAAAUUAUCCGAAUCGAACCAUUUUACGGGGGCAGUUGAGAACUCUGUAAAGCACAUUUUUGUGCAAAAAACAGGCCGCAUGUUAUGAUCUCCUUUAUGAAAUACCUACGUCCUACGGUAUUAUGCAUUCAGGUUCUUUUUAAAGAUACGCGUACAUUUUGAUAUUACUGGUGUUCUGUUUUCUGUUAUCGAAUCGAUCGUUCAAGCAUUUUGACGUCUGUCGAGUGCAGGUUCGCAAAAUAUAUGGGAUUUUGAGUUCGGUUCGCGUGUGUAAAUUGUGCGUAGGUGUACAUCAUGGUGGUCCAGGGAGAAGAGACGACGGCAUUGUAUUAACUCGUACCUACUAUGACGUCACUGUUAUGAAAAAGGGGUAGAGGUAGAGAAAGAGAGAGAAAUAACGCGGUCGUUGUGUGGGCGGUUUUAUUGAUCGCCGGUCGAACCGCGAAAACUUCUUCCGGUCGGAGGUCAAACCCGGACGUUGCAUUGCGAGAGUCGUCGGUCCGCGUUUGCGCGCUAACCUCCAAAAUAUUAUGUUCGUGCUGCGGUAUAUUACCACAGACUCAAUGUAAAAUACGUCACGUGACCUUCGCACGAAACGACCGGCUAAAAUAUAUGUGGUGCUCAUUGUUUAUGUACUUUUAUGGUCGCGAUUAAUAUUAUAAAAAGUAGACGCGAAAAAAUCGCAAACUCUGCUUUACUGACGAUUUUAUGUCUCUUAUAUGUUUUUAAAUAUUUUCACGUGUUUCGGAAUAAAAAAAAACAAUUUUAGAUUUGGAACGUAGUGAGGGAUCUAUUGGUUUUACUGCGUGUUUUUAUUUAUAUCUAUAAGCAAUUUUUCGAAAAGGAAUCUUGCUCUCAUGUUUUAAGUGUACUGGCGUACCACCUUUCCCGAAAGGAAAUUGUGUACAGUUGGUGCAUUAGUUCUUGUCAUUUUUUUGAUUUUCCAGGGAGUUAUCGAAAUAAUUAAGAAAAAGCCGAAAGAAAAUUAUAGGUAAAACAACAAAUAUGUACAGCACGUCACGGCGUGACCGUUUUCAUUAUUUUUAUUAUAUUUAUAUGAUGUUUUUUUUGUUAAAUUUUUUUUUCAUUUAUUUUAUCAAGAGUAUCGUGUUUUGAUUUUCUUUGUAGUUUUUUUAAUAAUUGAGAAAAAACAAAAAAUACUUAAAUAGAACGAGACAAUUUUCGAAAAUAAUUAUUUUAUUUUAAAUUUUGUUUUUUAUGUUACUCAGUUUAAAAUAUUUGUAGAAACGUAAAAUGUUAACAGAAACGUAUAUUUAAUUUUUCUAGUUGUAGUAAAACUUUUAUAAAAUUUAAGCUAUUUAUAGAGAUUUUACGUAAUUUUUAUUUGGUAGGUAUACUCAGUGAAUAAAAUGAUUAGACUAAACAGAAAUGUUUGACAAUUUAAUAGGAGAUUCAUUAUAAGUCCUACUUAGAGGUAAAAAAAAAUUGAGUUUGAUGUAGUUUUAUUUUUUAUAAGAGUUUUAAUAUCAAACUUUGACGAAGACCGUAAAUAUUACGAACUUUAAAAAUAUUUAUGAUUGAACUUCACUCCAAAUCGAUUUUGUUAGCAAUGGUUUAUCAAUAUUUACAGAUAUAAAUUAAAUAACUUUAUGUAUCCUACCUUACCAGCUUUCUACUUUCAACAGUAGCACAUCUGUCUCCAGUAUCAACUGUGUCAGCUCUUUUUCCUUUUUUUCCACUAUUGUCUAUUUUGUUCUGGGGUUUAUCAAAUAUAUAGUGACUUCUCUCCAUAAUAUAGCAUACUUAGUAUUAAAAAAACGUUCAUUGAGAGGACAUUAUACCCGCAUUUAGUGUCUCAGUCCAACUACCGGGUAACAUACAUAAACAAUGUUUACGCAGAAUAAAUAAAAUUAGCUUAAUUUUGAUUUUAGAGUAAAAGUAUCUAUUAUACAAUUUAUAGAGAACAAUAUUUUGGAGGGAAUGUCAUAAUGUUUUUGUAUUAUUCAAAAUAUACAGCUCGAUAUAAAAGUUACAAAAACCUUUAUUUUUUUGCUUUUUUAAAUAACUGUAACUUUUUUAAUGAUUCAUAAUUCAAAAACACCAAUGGCAUUCCCUCCAAAAUAUUGUUCCCUAUAAAUUUCAUAAUAGGUAAUUUUACUCUGAAAUCAAAAUUAAGCUAGUUUUACUUAUUCUGCGGAAGUAUUGUUUUUGUAUGUUACUCAUUAGUUGGAUUGAGAUAGUAGAUGCGAGUAUAACGUCCUCUUAAAAAAAAUUAUAAAAUAAUAAUAUAUUUUAAUCAUUUUAUUAUUUUUAAAAAAACAUUGAAACACGUAAUAUUUCAAACACUUAUUAUUAUUGCCCGAAUGGUCUACGAAAAACCAAUUUAUAUUUAUAAAUUAUUUCAUUAUGUAGUUGUAAGGUAAAAAUGAUGUAUGUUUUUUUUUCCAGUCUUGUUCUAUAUAUUAUAAGAACUUAUAAUUGGUAUUUUGUUCACAGCGACCACGGUAAUAACAAAAACGAAAAUUCUACCUCAGUGUCUGCAUAUCCACGGCUAUUUGAUACGUUUUCAACAACUAUGGUACCUAAUAUUAUUUUGAAUUUACAUUUUUUGUUUUCACAUGAAACACAUAUGAUUAAAUACAUAUUUGAUGACUAUACUGUUUAUUGUACACAGAAAGACGCGUCGAAAAAAGACUUUGUGAACACGUGUUUGUUGAUCAACAAAGCAAAAAAGACUGCCAAAGAAGCCGAUCUAUAUUUAAGGAAGAUUAACGAACAAUUUUUACCAAAAUUUCGGUCUGCCGACAUUACUAGUGACAUAGGUCAAAGGUUGUUACAUCAGAAUUCAAUUUUAGUAAAAAUUACGGACUAAGGAUAGAUAUAAUGGAUUGAUAUCAGGUGUAAUAUCUGUGAACCAAAACUGCUUCGCUAGCGGGAAGUGCCAGGGGGUUAUAAAAUUCGAUCGAUUUUAACGCAUUUACAUGUUAAUUUAACAUAACCAAUAAAAAUCAUUUUAAAAAGUAAGAAUAUGCAUGACUUAUUUUACUAUACAUCCAACACUUGUUAAAGAAAACAGACCACUCCACCACGAUGGCGUUUGAUUCUCUCGGUUUUUAUAUGUAUUGUGGGCGGAUGAAAAUUUCGCUUCGAAAUAUUCGAUACUUCUUCCCCCGACAUUCCCAGCAUUUGAUAAUUUAAUUAUAUCGGGCCCAUUAAUUUGAAUAUCUAUUAUGGUUGCGUAUCAGCCUAUACCACACUAGAUUUAACUUUUAACCAUAACCUAAGCUAACCUAAUUUAUAAGAUUCUUACUCAAGGUUGAUGACGAAGGGACCUCUCUAUCUAACUAAUGAGAUUUCCGAUAGCAUUGUUCAUUGUUGUUCGUAUAGCUGUUUUCAAGGAUAUUUUUUUAUCGUAUUUUAUUAUUAUUAUUGUGUGGAUCCGGCCGACGGGAGGAAUCCCUGUUAAGAAUAAUAAUAAUCGUAUUAUUGUUGUUUCUAUACUCAUAUACCUGUAAAACGAUACCGUUUUCCAAUGAACAGGAAGUUCUAUGUAUUAGGCGUUAGGUUAAGCUGGUCGACUAGUCACCGGUUCGGGUGGCACCCUUUUCGCCCAAAAUCGUACAGAUACCCGUUCGACCAAAGCCAUUUUAGUCGUUUUCGAAUUAAGUUGGCAAUGAUUUUUAAAAAAUAUAAUAUCUCAUUUAUAUAUUAUUAACUAUUUUUAAAAACGCAUUACUCAAUAUAAUAUAUUGUUAAUAAUGUAUGUUUCUAAUUUUUUGUCCGCAAAUAAAAUAAAUAUUAAUGGUAUAUAAUGAUCAUUUUUAAAACCAUAUAUAUAAAAUGUUUGCUCAAACUUUACGUCUACUUCUGUUAAUUGAUUUUCUAAUCACAUUAAAAUAAUUUAAAGUUAAACUAUCAGUUAGUUGAAUGUUUUCUGAUAACUCUUUUAAAAUUAUUAUUUUUGGCUGUAUGUAAAGAUUUUCAGUAGCUUUUCGUUUACAUAAAACACUGACGAUUUAUUUCUGUAUUACUACAUGAAUUAUGAUUAUGUCGAAGCUGGUCAGUGUUUAAAAUAUCCUCUUCGUUCACCAUUUUAGAAUUGGACGUGUAUAAUGUAACUGUACACGUACGUUUCACGCAUCGCCAACGAAUUUCAUCAGUGCUUGAAUUUUUUGAAGCGAAAUUAUAUUUAUAUUUAUUAAAAGCCACCGUGUCUUUAUCUCAUUUACUUUAUUAUUUAUAAACAUAGCCAUCGUUAAUUAUUGAUUUGAGCAAAUAUUUUAAAUUAAAACUGUUCAAAACUUGAAACUCGAUUACUAGCAACUGCUAACUUAUACGUCAUGUAGGUAACUAUUAUAUUAAUAUGAAAAGUCGUUUGUCCACUAACAUGUCAUUAAUUUGAUAGUGAAAUAAAACUAUAAUAGUCUAGUAUAAUAAAUAUUGUGUUUCCCCUCAUCAUUAUUUCUGGGUAACGAUAAAUAAACUCAAAUAUUAUUUUGAGAUAUUUAACUUUUGGGAUGACUUUUUUUAAAAAUAGUUAAUAAUAUAUACAUGAUAAAUAUACAUAUUAUAUUAUUUAAAAAUCAUUGACAACUUAAUUUUGAAAACGACUAAAAUGGCUUUGGUCGAAACAAGCAUGUCAGCCGGUUCAAUUUCCAACUAAUCGUCAACAAUUUAUUUCGUUCAGUUUUUUUUUCCGCGUUCUCUAUGCCGAUGUGGGACCGAGACCGGGUUCUUAUCGUUUUUAAUAUAUUAUACAUUAUUGUUAGUAUUUAAGUACGUCACACACAGACAUGUAGCCACGGUGAGUAAGAGGGAAUCCCUUCCCCCCCAGACCUAAUCGUUGUACCAUCCAACAAGUAUUAAAUGUGUGCAUGUAGUGGUAUGUUAUGAUUUAGUAGAUCCCCCCUAAAAUUUGGUUCACCCCACCUGAUGAUUUGGUCUGGCUAUGGGCCUGGUCAAACAAUAAUACAUUUCAUUGUUCUUAACUUCGCUGCGAAUACGGGUGUUUUCGAGCGUUUUUAAAAUAACUAUUAUAUAACAUAACAAUAAUCGUUCUCGGAAAGUUCAGUACUAAGGACUGAUUAUUUGGCAAUGCAUUAGUAAAUAAUUAUUUUUCGUUUAUUUGCAGAAAUAUAGAUAUUCCAUUACAAAUCUCUCUACGCCCUCUAUCUAGUUUUAAAGAACAGUUAUCGGUAAGAUUUUUGAAAUAAGAAUUAAUUUGAUUAGUACUAAUGUAUAUCUAAUGUAUUUUAUAUUUUAGUUUAAAGGUAUAAAUAAAAAUAAUGAAAAACCUAAGACAGUUACAAAACCUAAGUCUCCGUAUCAAGAAAAACUUUUUGAAAAUUCAUGCAAUGCGAACAAUUCUCAGCAAUUAAAAAGUUCUUCUGAACCACUGAAGUCAAUAAAAGACUAUGCAAAUAAUGUUGGUAUAGUGAACUUCAUUGCUAAUAGUGUCAACGAAAAAGAUAAUAGUGAUUGCCAUAUCAAAAAUUUAGCAGUGCAAAAAAUUCCUUCUGUCAAUGUAAAACCCGAUCUAGUUACGCAAAAAGUAACCAAUAUUCAAAUAAAACCUGAUAGUAAAAAAACUCUCAGGUAAGAUUCGUUAUAAUUAAAUAUCAAUAUUAUAUUUUCCAAUGAUAAAAGUAGUGAUGAAGCUAUUAGUUUUACCAUGAUAGGUAUUUUUUUUUUUCGGAAAACACUUUUUUACAUAAAACUGCUUUAAUUUUUUCAUAUUACAUAUUAAAAAAUGCAUAUUUUUAACUCAUGGUAUUUUAUUUUAAACAUUUAUCAACAUUUUCAAUAGGAUUAGGAUUUUUGUUUUAAAAAAACUAUUAGUAAUUUAAAAAUAAGAAUAGCAAGGACUUUAAUGCAUUUAAAAAUAUAUAUAUUUUAAAUUCAAAUUCCUAAACAAUUCAAUUUUUUUCUUUAUGUAAGUAGAUACCUAUAUGAUAUAAAAAAAAUUCAAGUCAAUACAGAUCUCAUUCUUCAUUGAAAAUUAUUCUGCAGCUAAAAAACAAAAAAUAUAUUUUAAAAUAAUUGAUGUAUAAGUAUAAAUUUUUUUUUUUUUUUGCAAUAAAUUGUUGUUGUAUACAGUAUAUUAACUACUUGAUAGUAAUAAUAAUAUAUAUUUAAUUUAUAGUAAUAAAUACAAACCAAAUGUGGCAUACCACGAAGUCAUGUUUGAUGUACAACCGGAAAUAUGUACAUGCCAAUCACCUCUACCAAAGAACACUAAAAACAACACAGUAACUCGCUAUGAAAUACGCAGAAUUCUGUGUGGGAUGUUGAAUGACAUAUUGUCAAAUAAUGAUAGUUUGAGUGAUCCAUUGGUACAUAAAUUACAGAAAAUAAUGAUCAAUUUAGAAGAAACAGAUUUGAUGGAAAAUAAAGAUUCAAAUGAAGUAAAAAAUCUCAUAGAAGAACAUAGUAUAGAUGGUUUUAGUGAAACAGUCAUCAAAAAUAGACUAUUUAAAAUAGCUGAAAAUGAUUAUGAUGGUAGUAGUAAUAUAAAUUGAUAUAGUUGUCUUUUGCAAAUUAAAUACAUUUUUUUUUUUUUUUAGAAAAAUCAUUUGAACAAAUGGCUCUAGAAAUGGAAAACUUUUAUCGUCAAAUGGAUAAUCGCUUAACUAAUAUUAAAAACUUCUAUUUAGCAAGGAAUCCACUAAUGAUAUUUCCAGUUAUUUUGGGAGAUAACAUACUAGCUGGUGUUUCGAACUCUAUUAAUGAAAAACCUGGGAAUAAUUGUUUAAAUGAUACUUAUCAACCAAAAAGUAGUUAUACAAAUUAUCUUAUAUAUGUUAUUAGUUGAGAUAAAAUAACUGUUAUUUUACAGAUUUUCAUGAUAUUAGGUCAAGCAAUACAAUAAGUGUUAAAGACUUUUUAUACUUAAGCUCUAACAACUUUGCCAGUUCAAAAAUGUACAAGUUACUUUUAAAUAUAUUACCUCUAGCUAAAUUGAUAAUUUUAACCUAUCUAUAAUUAUUUUUGUUACAGGCCUGAUCAAAUUUCGAAUUUAGAGGAACCUGGUUCUGAAAUAAAAGUAAACUUAUAAAAUAUUUAACAUGCAUAAUACAUAAUAUUAAAUCUGUACUUAUGUGUGUGUGUGUAAUAUUACACUAUGAUUAGGUCAUUUACUUGUAGUAUAAUGGUACAUGAUAAUUUUGAAUUAUAAUUUAAUUUGAAAUUUUGUUUCUGCUAUAUUAUAUUAUGUGAUAAUAUACACACCUUCCUUCCUUUUAAUCAAUAAAUUUCAACUGAAAAAUACAGACGUAGGUAUUUUGCAUGAUGGAUGGGCCACUGUCAUAUGUGAGAAGUUGGAUAGGUAGAGGGGACAUUGAAUGUAUAUCUGUGCAAAAUUUAACCAUUGCUAACAGAAUACAAUUUUAAGUAAAGUUCAGUUAAUAAUGUUGCUUUAUCAACAAUAAAUAUAUGCCAUUAUGGUAAAAUAAUUACAUAUGCAUUAUAUAUUACAGUAAAAUUAAAAUGUCUAUAAAAACUUGAAAAUGGCUCAAAUGUUUUGAAAAUUUUACCACUUAUAUAAAUGGCAAAUAUACGUUUGCUAUCCAAAUUUAAAUUCUUUAAAUUCAAACAUUUUAAACUAAAUUACAAUAAAUAAUAUUGAAGUAUUUUAAAUUAUAUACUUAUUGAAUAAAAUAUAAAAUAAAAUUGGAUUUUUAUAAAUUCUAAUAAUUUGAAUUUAAAAUAAUAUAAUAGAUAAAUGGAUCUUCUGAAGACAUGAUUCAAGGGGAAAGUUAUAAUAAUUCAAAUAUAAAUACUGUUUCCUUUAGAAAAAAUACCAAUGAAAUAGUAUUAUUGAGUAAGUUUUUAUGUUAUAUAUUUUUGAGAUGAAUGUAUAACUGACAACUAUGGUAAACAUAUAUAUAUACACGCUACUUUGUUUAGAAAGUCAAUUAUCCAAAUUUGAAGAUGACAAUUGUUUAAAAAAUAAUAAUAUUGAGGAACAUACAUUAAUAAACAAUCAAAUUCAAGACAGUGAAAACUUUCAAUUGAAAAAACAAAAAUGUCAUUUAAAUUCUGCAUUUUCUAAAUUAUCACCAACUAAUACAGAACAUACUGAUAUAGCUUGUACAGAUCACUUCUACAAAGAAACAGGAGAUUCUUUUACUUCGAUGGUAUGAAUAAAAUAUUAUGUUGAUAUAUAAUAAAAACUGGUUCCUUUAAAUUAAACUUAUGUAGUUCAAUAAUUAAUUAUAAUAUUGAUGCACACAGUAUUUAUCUGUAUUUUAUCUCUCUCUAUGGCUUCAAUCCAUAGAUUGGUUUGCAGCCAUCUUCCAUUCUUCUCUAUUAUCUGUUUUCCUUUUCAUUUCUACAUAAGACUUGCAUCCUUGGUCCUUUAUUAUCUGUUGAAUAUACUCUUAUCUUAGCCUUCCCUUUUACGCUUCCUUCUAUAAUCAGUUUUAAUAAUCCUUCGCAUCACAUAUUUUUCCAUAAUACCUUUCUUUCUGAUCCAACACUUCUUAUUGAUUACUCUGUCCAUCUAAUUUAUCCUUAACAUUCUUCUAUAACAACACAUUUCAAACAACUCCAGUCCUUUUUGUUCUCAGAUUUGUUCUGAGUACUGAUAUUUUACAGGUCUCAUAACCAUAAAGAUCCAUACUCCAUAUAUACAUUUUCAAUAGAUUUUUUCUUAUUUUUAAACUAAUAUUUCUUGAUAUAAGUAGAGUUAUUAAAGGCUAUUUUGACUUGACAGAUACCUACGUUUUAUUAUUUCACUCCCAUUCCUUGCAUAAUUUUACCUAGGCAGUAUAAUAUAAUUAAUAAUUUAUAGAUACCAUUGAAACAGACUACUCAAGAAAUUGAAAGUGGUACAGAAAAUUCAAUUAGUUUUGAAGUAGUCGACCAUAUCUGUGGAUUGCAUAAUGUCGAAUCUAAGACGUCUAUUGGAGACAUUUUCAACUUUUCUAAGAAUAAUAGUGAUGUUGAACAUACAUUAAUGAACAAUCAAAUCUUUUCAUCAAUCAAACAAGAAUGUCAUAUAAAUGCUGUAUUGUCUAAAUCAUCACCAUCCAAUAAUAAUUUAGAAUAUACUGAUAAUGCUUGUCCAAAUCAUCUGUACAAAGAAACAGGAGAAUCUUCUACUUCAAUGGUAUAAAUAAAAUAUAUAUGUUAUUAUUUGUAUGAUAAAAAAUACUGGUUUUUUAAACUCUUGGUUUAAAAACCUGCGGGUCGAAAUCAUAAAGGGAACACAAAGAUAGUUAGGGGGGUUACUAACAAUGAUAAGUAUUGAGUAUACUGUAUAUCUUAGUGUUCAAGUUCUGUUAAACAAACUUUAAGGAGUCUUCUUACAUAAAAAGAAAAAUUAAGAGGAUUGAAAACCACUGCUUUAAACUAAACUUAUGUAAUUUAAUAAUUAAUUAUAAUAUUGAUGCACACAAUUAUUUUGUAUUUUAUCUAGUUAAUUAAAAAUAAUUAAUUAUUUAUAGAUGUCAUCAAAACAGACUAUUCAAGAAAUUGAAAGUGACACGGAAAGUUCGAUUAAUUUUGAAGAAGGCGAUCAUAUCUGUGGAUUGCAUAAAGUUGAUUCUAAGACAUCUAUUGGAGAAAUUUUCUUAUAA
This is a messenger RNA of Cinara cedri, 93458 nucleotides long. Lineage: Eukaryota; Metazoa; Arthropoda; Insecta; Hemiptera; Aphididae. The record is from the annotation of a GenBank genome assembly.